Podarcis lilfordi (Lilford's wall lizard) is the source of this 96978-nucleotide messenger RNA. Lineage: Eukaryota; Metazoa; Chordata; Lepidosauria; Squamata; Lacertidae. The record is from the annotation of a GenBank genome assembly.
CAUUUGGUGUCCUGCAGUUCUGGGAGAAGCACCCAAGAGGAGCAGCAGAAGGAGGAGGAGACCCACACGGAGGGAGACCCACACAGAGAAAGACCCACACGGAGGGAGACCCGCACAGAGAAAGACCCACACGGAGGGAGACCCACACAGAGAAAGACCCACACAGAGGGAGACCCGCACAGAGAAAGACCCACACGGAGGGAGACCCACACAGAGAAAGACCCACACGGAGGGAGACCCGCACAGAGAAAGACCCACACGGAGGGAGACCCACACAGAGAAAGACCCACACGGAGGGAGACCCGCACAGAGAAAGACCCACACGGAGGGAGACCCACACAGAGAAAGACCCACACGGAGGGAGACCCGCACCUCAGACGGACCACAGGUUGGUAUUUGGGAGAGGGAGCAGCAGCCACAAGGUUUGACUUUAAGCCUUCUGUAUCUCAACCUGCCUCAGAGAUGCUCAAGGUCUGCUUUGUUUGACCUGUUGCUAGAGGCUGGGUUAGAGCUCUUGGGUCAUUCCACGCCAAACAACCUGAUUUUAAUACUCGACCGUGCUCUCAUGACUCAGAUUUUCUUCAAAAAAAUUUUCUGUGUAGAUACCUAUGAGAUAACCUCAAAUUAAUUUCUAAAGUUUUUUUGGUCCAAAAUUGGACAUAGGAAUUUUUUUUGAAAAUUUCAAUUUUCAUGUGAUUUAGGCUAAUGCAAUUUCUUGCAGAAGUGUUUUACACCAUAAAAUGAACAAGGGGUCUGAGAUGCAUUUUAUUAUUAUAUAAUCAAUAAAACUUAAUUUUUAAAACAUAUCAGAUGACACUGUAGCAUAAGAAGUUACAAUUUUAACUAUUCUCAUGAAUGUGAGAGUUAUUUCAGGUUCAAAGAGACAUUAAACCUGUCCAAAGAAGUAAUUUGUUUUGUAAAAUAUUUACUUCAAAAUCAAUUUAUUUUAUAACCACAAAAAACACCCUCCUUAUUUUUAUAACAAGUACAUGGUUAGCCCAUUCUACAACAAAAGUAUGAUACAUGUGUUAGUUGUGGUUUGCGCACUAUGGCUUAUUGAAGCUACCAGGAAUAAAAUGACAAAAAUUCACUUUGAAUAGUCAGUGACCCUUUUCUGUGGCAGUUAAUACCAUUUUUAUACCUUAUUUUGAAAGAGACCACAAUGACCUUUAUUUUGAUACCAAAAUAAGCCCAAUCGGUUGAAAAAUAAGCAAAACAGAAGGUUUUUCCUACACUGAUGCAGAAAUUGCAUUAGCCUAAAUCGCCUGAAAAUCGAAAAUUUCAAAAAAUUCUCCUGCACCCAAUUUUGGACCAAAAAACCUUUCAAAAUUAAUUUGAGGUUAUCUCAACAUAAAACACAUUAAAACUUUUUGAAGAAAAUCUGAGUCGUGAAGCUCUUGGAAGCAAAACUUUGGCUUGCGUGUAUAAUAAUGAAUCUUUUCCUUGUAAUUAAAUGGGCAGUUAAAGGAGUCCCUCCAUGGUGGAUUGAGCCUGACAAUCUGCAGGAACAUCCCUCUGGGUUUUAAAGCUUAUUUUUAAAAGAACAUUUCCCUUCCCCUUUCUUCCCCUGCCAGAAUUGCCUGAAAUUUGCAGACAUGGAGACUGACAAAUCCCAAAAUUAGAGCUGUAGUGUUUCCUUUGCCAUUUUUUUUUUGGGGGGGGGGGUGGUACAAAAAGAAAAAGAAAAAUCAGUAGGGGGAGGAAUGGAAAUGACUUCUUCUGCCCCACACCAGGGAUUUUUCAGAACACAGCUUCUCCCUGCAAGAAAGAAAUCUUUCUGGUUGUUUUUUUAAAAAAUGUGUGUGUGUGGUUUGUUGGUUUUGGGAGGAGGGAAAGCGAAAGUGAUCUCUCAUGCUCCAUUUCUGAGAAUUCAGAUGGUUAGAAAGAACACCCUGCCUAGCUCCAGAAGUCAACAGAUAGGGAGGGUGUCAGAGCUGCUUCCAGAUCCUAGCUCACAGAGGAUCACGCUAGCCAGCGAUCACUAAACAAAAGUCUUUAUUGAGUUACAGUUUCCAUUCUCAAACUGCUGCGUGCAACUCUACGUCUCAUGGUUAGACCGGCGAAGCUCCGUCUGAGUCUCCGCCCCUUGUACACCAACUUAAUAUCCUAGCCCUGCUCCACCUUUUCCGCCUGACUGUUCUUCUCUGGGUCCCUCUGCCCCCUGGGGUCUCUUCUUUCCGGGAUUCCUCUGACGCUGACCCCCCUGACUCUUCUCCCUCCUUUCGGCGGGCUUUAGGACCUGGCUCCCUUCCGGGCUGCCUACUGUGCCACCUUCCUGUGCAUUUGAACUUGGCGCGCGCCCAACCUUCCACCUUCCGUCUGACCGUUUCUUCGCUCCCCGAUGGAGGUGUGGCCACUCCUGACUCGUGCCCUCCCCCCUGUUGUGAGCUGCCAGCGCUUGAUCCCUGGCUCCCUUCCUCUUCCCUGCUCUCUGGCGGUGACGCUGGUCCCGAUUUCCAACUGCUCCCUCUGAGUCCCCUCUGGCUCUAUCUUCCUGGGGCGUCCCCUAGGCUCCCCCUUGCCCUGGCCACUGGUGCUCCUUUCUGUGAAUCUUCUGAUUCACUGGAAAGACUCGGAGAUCUCGGGUCGUCGUCAUCACUCAUCUUUUCUUCUGCCUCCUCCCCUCGCUCUCUGUUUCCUCCCUUGCCCUUGCCUCUGCUCCUGAACCCCUGACAUCCAUCCCCCUCGAAGCCCCCUCUUCCCCCUCCCCUCCUUCCGGUGCGGGAUCUGGGUGCUGCCGUGUCAGGGGACGAAUGUCGGAUACAGUUCGCUUCCCGUGGCGGGCCGCCAUCUGAAGUCUUCCGGUUCUUCCUCCCUGCUCUCGUUGACGACGGUCACCUCCGCUUCCAUCUCUGUGCCGCCGUGCUCGAAACCCGGGUCGUCCCCGAAACAGUCCAUGUCCGUCUCUCCCCGUUACCUUCUGGAGACGUUGCUCGUCCUGGACCCUCCAGCCACCUUCUGCGGAACUGCUCCUCUGGUCGAUCAUCCCACCAAUACGAGGGUUCUGAAGCAGAUCCCGAGGGUGACCCCUCCGGGGAACGGGCGUCUCGUGUCGGUUCCUCGUCCGAGUCGAACCCCCCGGAACGUGCUGGCUGAAAGUGUGGGCGUGAAAAGCCAGUCGUCGAAAAAGUCUGCUGGCAUUGGCCUAUGUGGGAAGAGGGCAUGAAACUCUUCUUUGAGCAGAGGUUCGUCUAAAGCGUAGCCCGGCACCCAGCUGUUGGCACUGGCCGGGGUGCCCUCCUUGGCGAGAAGGUAUUCUACCUCCUCUUCCCCCCAUCUGGAGUCCAAAAUCUCCGUGACUUCGUUGAUGCGCUCCUCCCGUGCCACUCCCCCCUGCCCGGUUCUCUCUCGGAGCGGACCCGGUGCCGUUCCUGGUUCCUGAAACCUGUGAGGUGCCUUGUAUGGAGUGAGCACCGAUCUGUGGAACACCGGAUGCAUUCUGGAACCCUCCGGAAGAGCCAGCCUGAAAGCCACCGGGUUGACCUGUUCUUCGACUUGGUAGGGCCCCAGUUGUUUAUGCCCUAGUUUCUUCUUCGCCAACGACCUGGCCGGCACUGCGUGGGCUGCUAACCAGACCCAGUCUCCCACAUGGAUCUCUUCGCCAACCCUUCUGUGUUUGUCCGCUUGUACCUUGUAUGCGUGUUUAGCCAGCUCCAGGUGCCGCCGCAGCUGAUCGUGGACCUCCUGCAACUCCGACGCGAAUGCAUCUGCUGUCUGCGGCUCCCCUCCCCAUUCUUUCCAGUCCCGGGAAGGUUCUGGGGUGCCUCCCGUUGUUGGCGAAGAACGGCGUGACCCCCGUGGACACGUGCUUCGUGUUGUUGUAGGCGAACUCGGCGAGAGGCAGGUAAUCCACCCACGUCGCAGGCUGUUGAUUCGCAUAACAUCUCAGGUACUGCUGCAUGAUGGCAUUGACCCGCUCCGCUUGCCCAUUGGUCUGCGGGUGUCUAGCCGACGCCAGGUUGAUCUUGACGUUCAGGAAGCCCAUCAGCCUCUGCCAGAAGUUCGAGAUGAACUGUCGCCCUCGGUCGGACAGAAUAGACCGCGGCAGACCGUGAACCUUGAACACGUGGUCUAUGAACAGUUUGGCGGUUUGUUCCGCCGUGGCCACCUUCGCACACGGAAUGAAAUGUGCCAUCUUGGAGAACAAGUCCACCACCACCAGCACAGCCGUCUUGCCCCUCGAGCUGGGCAGAUCCGUGACAAAGUCCAGGGCCACUCUCUCCCAUGGUUCGAACGGAGUUUGCAGCGGUUCCAGCAAUCCGGCCGGCGGUCUGUGCACUGGUUUGGCCCUCUGGCAGGUGUCACACCUCGCCACGUAGUCCGCGACUUCCCUCUCAUUCCUGGCCACCAGAAGUCUCUGGCUACUAAUUCCACCGUCUUCUCCUUGCCAAAGUGCCCGGCAGUGGGCGCGUCGUGCAGCUGCUGCAGUACCUUGGCGCGAAGUUCGUCUCCCGGCAUGUAGAUGGCCCCUUUACGGAUGAGCAAACCAUCUCGCAGCUGGAACUCGUCGGUCGCUGCCGUGCCCCUGUGCGCCUCUGCCAUCUUUGCUUGCGCGAAGGAGUCAUCCUGCAACGCUCGUCGCACCGCCUCCAGGUCAACUGUUGCCGCCGUGCACGCCCACACUGUCGGUGCGAAGAUGUGCAUGGCGGCCGCUGGCGUUGCCUCCUCCAGAUACUGCGGCUUACGGGAGAGAGCAUCCGCCAUGAUGUUGGUGUCCCCGGGACAUACUCUAUUCGGAAGUCGAAAUUCGCAAAGAACUCAGCCCAACGUAUCUGCCUCUGGUUCAGGAACUGUGCCGUGCGCCAGUGCUCUAGAUUCUUGUGGUCCGUGCAGACCUGCACCGUGUGCUUGGCGCCGAUCAGGAAGUGCCUCCACGCUUUGAACGCUGCAUGAAUGGCCAGCAACUCCCUGUCCCAGAUGGUGUAGUUCUGUUCGGACUUGCUGAGCUUCCUUGAGUAAAACGCUCCCGGCCUCCAAACCCCCUGCGGGUCCUUCUGCAGCAGGACUGCUCCCACGGCUCUGUCCGAGCGUCCGUCUCCGCCCUCGUCGGCCGGCUGGGGUUGACAUGAAGCAGUUGCUCUUCCGACGCGAAGAGACGCUUGAGUGCCUGAAAGGACUGCUCCGCCUGCUCUGUCCAGAUGAACUUCUGUUUCUUGGAGCUGAGCGUGUCCGUGAUGGCCGCUGUCUGCAUGGCAAAGCCUUUGAUAAACUUGCGAUAGAAGUUCGCAAAGCCGACAAACCGUUGGACCUCCUUCCGGUUGCGUGGGCUUUUCCAAUCCAACACUGCUCGGACCUUGGCGCUGUCCAUGGCGAGCCCUUUAUCAGACAACUUGUAGCCCAGGAAAUCCACCUCCGUCACGUCGAAUUGGCACUUCUCCAGCUUGGCGUAAAGCCUAUGUUGCUGUAGCCUGCUCAGCACUUCCUUGACGUGCCUGUCAUGCUCCUGCUGCGAUUCCGAAAAGAUCAGGAUGUCAUCCAAGAAACAGACGCACGUCUUGUAGAGGAGCCCCGCCAACACGUGAUGCAUGAAAGCUUGAAAACGUGGGAACCAUUUUGCAAUCCAAAAGGCAUAACUCUAUAUUCGUAGGUGCCCAGGGGCGUGAACAUGGCUGUCUUCCACUCAUCUCCUUCCCGCAUGCGAAUGAGGUUGUACGCCCCUCGCAGGUCCAACUUAGUGAACACGCUGCCCUUCCGUACCUUUGCGAGGAGGUCGUCGAUGCGGGGCAUGGGGAAGUCCGAUGGCUUGGUCACGCUGUUCAAAAUGCGAUAGUCCACUACAAGUCUUUUCUGGGGCGUGUCCCGCUUCUUAACAAAGAAUACCGGACUGCCCCCCCGCUGCCUUGGACUCUCGGAUGAAACCGCGCUCCAAAUUAUGAUCUAUGAACUCUUUGAGUUCCUGCAGUUCGUCCUCAGACAUGGAAUACAGCUUCCCUUUGGGCAGCGCCGCCCCCGGCAGCAGGUCAAUUUUGCAGUCAUAUGGUCUGUGGGGGUAGCCUGUCUGCCUCCUUCUCGCAGAAAACCUCCAAAAAUUCUGCGUACUUGUGGGGAACCGCUUGCAGCGUGCCCAGCUGCAGCUGUGACUCCUCUUCCUCUCCUUCCUGCCGGGGCACGAUGCAGUGUUCAGCGCAAAAGGAAGAGCCGAAGGUCAGCUGCCUCUGGUACCAAGCCAGCGUCGGGCUGUGCUUGUCCAGCCAACUCAUGCCCAAUACAAUGGGCGUGUCCGAUAGUUGAGUGACAUUGAAGCUGAUGAUUCCCUGUGAUUCCCAAGCCGCAUCACCAUUGGUGGCGUCUGCUUCACCACUUGCCCCCCUAGCAGCUCCCUGCCAUCCACCGUGACAACCUGCAGGGGCAGCGUGGCAGGCAGCAACUGUAUAGCGUGCCGGUCGACAAAGUCCUGCCCUAUAAAGUCCGCAUUGCUUCCGGAGUCAAUGGUGAUUGGCACGUCCAUGGUGAUCCCAUUGGGCAGCUGGAGCGACGCGGUGAGCCUCACUACUGGUUUGGGCGGGAGGGGGUCCAUGGGCUGUAAAAUCUCUGGGGACUGCUUCACUGACACGUCUGGUUGGGCCCCAGUGCCUCUUCCUCCAACCAGACUCCGUCGUUUCCCUGCUGUGGUUCUCCUUGCUGCGUUGCUGCAGUUACCAUUGCUGAAGCUGCAGUGUGCUUGUGGAGCCUCUGGGGACACUCUUUCGCCAUAUGCUGUGGAGCAUCGCAGAUGUAACACUUCCUGUUCCCUCUAGGAGGCUUCGCUUUCACUGCUGCCGGUGCUAGGGCUCUGGCUGCUGACUGAGCCCUUGCACCUCCAACCUCCAUAGGUUCCGCUCCUCCUCCUGGCGGAGGCGUGGAUUGCGCACGCGCUGCUUCUCUGGGAAGGAAGGAGGAGCCCCUGGCUGGUUCGCGCCCUCCACGCCCUUCGUCCCUGCUCCACGGACGUUCUUCCAGCCGCACCCCACCGCCAGCGCCCUCUGAACGAUCUCCUGCGUGGUCCGGGGUCUCUCCCCUCGCAAUUUCAUCUUUAACCGAGCCGUGCAAUCCCUCCCAAAACAGGUCUCUUACAGGAGCCGAAUCUCUGUCCCAUUCCAGAGCACUGACCAAAGCGAAAAGCGGGCAUGGUACUGCCUUACGCUGGCCCUCCCUUGCUUCAGUCCAUGUAUCUGCUGCCGAGCAAGAUCCACGUCAAUGCUUGAUAAAAAGCACCCAUCCAUCGCUUUAAUAAAGGCAUCCGCAUUUUGGAGCGCCGGAUCCUUAUCUCUCCACAAAUUGCGCAGCCAUGCUUUAGCAUCUCCAUGCAAAUGGGACAUGAUGAAUCCCACUUUCUCUUGCUCAUCUCUAAAGUCUUUGUCCAGCAGUUGCAGUGCACACAUUACAUCUGCUCUAAAGUUGGGGUACUGUUGCAAAUUCCCAUCGAAGUGAGAGACCAGACCGCCUGUUCGUCUCCCCAACCCAAUCCCCUCCGGUUUGGGUGUCAGUUGCCCUUGCUUCGUAAGCACUUCCAACCUGACCUGGAGAUCCCUGUAGGCGGCAGCUGCGUCCUCCUCUCUCUUCCUGGAUGCAAGAGCCUCGGCAUUCAGUCGUGACACUGCUUCUCUGAGUUCCGCUAUCUGCUGUUCGGCCGUCAUAUUGUCUGCCUUUCGUGAGCUCGCUAGUAGGCACCCGCUUUCUCUCCUCUCCGCGAGGCCGUAGAUGCCCACAAAUUUAAGGGGACGGAGCUUACUGUCAGAGCUGCUUCCAGAUCCUAGCUCACAGAGGAUCACGCUAGCCAGCGAUCACUAAACAAAAGUCUUUAUUGAGUUACAGUUUCCAUUCUCAAACUGCUGCGUGCAACUCUACGUCUCAUGGUUAGACCGGCGAAGCUCCGUCUGAGUCUCCGCCCCUUGUACACCAACUUAAUAUCCUAGCCCUGCUCCACCUUUUCCGCCUGACUGUUCUUCUCUGGGUCCCUCUGCCCCCUGGGGUCUCUUCUUUCCGGGAUUCCUCUGACGCUGACCCCCCUGACUCUUCUCCCUCCUUUCGGCGGGCUUUAGGACCUGGCUCCCUUUCCGGGCUGCCUACUGUGCCACCUUCCUGUGCAUUUGAACUUGCGCGCGCGCCCAACCUUCCACCUUCCGUCUGACCGUUUCUUCGCUCCCCGAUGGAGGUGUGGCCACUCCUGACUCGUGCCCUCCCCCCUGUUGUGAGCUGCCAGCGCUUGAUCCCUGGCUCCCUUCCUCUUCCCUGCUCUCUGGCGGUGACGCUGGUCCCGAUUUCCAACUGCUCCCUCUGAGUCCCCUCUGGCUCUAUCUUCCUGGGGCGUCCCCUAGGCUCCCCCUUGCCCUGGCCACUGGUGCUCCUUUCUGUGAAUCUUCUGAUUCACUGGAAAGACUCGGAGAUCUCGGGUCGUCGUCAUCACUCAUCUUUUCUUCUGCCUCCUCCCCCUCGCUCUCUGUUUCCUCCCUUGCCCUUGCCUCUGCUCCUGAACCCCUGACAGAGGGUGUGUUGUUUUUCUUGCUGGCCAUUUCCUUCUUUCGUUUGAGUGACCUUUCAACUCAAAACAGGAUGCUAACAGGAUCUCUGCUCUUAGCAAAACAGCUCAGGAAAGAUUUCCAUGUUUUAUGUUUCAUUAAUGCUGCAUAUGAACACAUGAAGAGCCCUCUGGGAUCAGGCCAGGGGCCCUCAAGUUACAGACUCAUAGAACUGAAGAGUUGGAAGGGACCCCAAGGAUCAUCUAGUCCAACCCCCCGCAAUGCAGUUGUCCCAUAUAGCGACCGAACCUGCAUCCUUGGCAUUAUAUCAGCACCACGCUCUAACCAACAGUGCAAUCCAGUCCGGCCUCCUGUUCUCACAGGAGCCAGCCAGAUGCCCCCAAGGGAAGCCUGUGAGCAGGAGCUGAGCUCAAGAACAACUCUCCCCUUCUGUAGUCUCCAGCAGCUGCAAUUCAGAAGCAUCGCUGCCUCCGACUGUGGCUAACUCCAGCUGUGCACAAACAUUAUUUCACAUGCAUAGAACUGGAGUGGGAGCUUCCGGGUCAGCGCCAUCGCUAAUGGCGGAUUCCCUCUGAUUCUCAGAGGGACCAGCUCCGCGGGAUCGGGUCUUACCGCUGUGGCAAAGCGGGGACCCUUUAAAAACCACAGGCGGGGGAAGCCUGUGAACGUGGGGACUCGGAGGGCAUCAUUUGCGGCCCCCCCCCCAAGUUGCGAAGGGACCCUUUUAAGGGCUCCGGAGCGGGACGGGGUGAGUGGCACGGUGCUGAGAGUCGACUGCUUCUUCCGCGGAGUGAAGCCGCACAGCCGUUAUCGGAGAGAGCUGACUUUUUCCUGGGAUAAUUGGAUUUCGAAAGCAACUACCCGUGAGUAGGAUUAAAUUGGAUUUAAAAGGAGAAAAAACAGCUAAUUCGGCAUCGAAGCGGGAAGGUAUAACCAGGAAGUCUGCCUUCCUUUCUUGUAGAUAGUUCAAAGUAAAGAGACUGUAAAGCGGAAACAUAGAGAGACGUUCGGAAAAAGACUUAGAUCUUAACAUCUGGAACGUGGUCUCCCCUCCGGAUUGCAGGAGAGGAGGGGGGAAGGUUUGAGUUGUGUUUACCUGCAAAGAAAAGGGGGAAAGGAAGCUAAAUCUGCUGCUUAAAACCUGGGAACGGACUGCCCCUAGACAAGGAAUGCCGUUCAGUGGAAAGCCUAUCGGUAAGCAGAGGAUUUUUGACAGCUAACUCUGCAGAAGAGAUAUAGUGUUUCUGGACUUCUCCUGGCUUUAAAGUAACUGUUCAAGUGCAUUGAAACUGUUGUUUUUAAGUGAAUUGGGGGACUUAUAAAGACCAUCUUUGUUCUUAAAAGUUGCAGGCUUUGGCUGUUACUGUGUCCCCCUAGAGGAGGCUGGACAUUGCUACAAUAACAACUGGGUUAGAGGAAAAUUCCAUUCCAAAACAAACUUUCAACUGUGGGAACGACCUUGGAUUCUCAUGAGAGUGUUAUGGCAGAUGGGAAAGGAAAGAUAGAGCUGGCGCAGGAAAAAACUACUAGGUCUGGCAGACACUAUCGGACAGAUACUGCGCAGCAGCGAAGGGCUUCAACAUCUGGAGCAUCUGGAACAUCAGGGGCUGCACCCCCACAGGUCAAACCAAAAGUUAUGUCGUCCGAAGACGUUUUGGCACACGCUCUUGGAAAAAUUAAUGAAUCUUUGGAAAAUUUAGCUAAGCAGGUAGCUGAGACUAAUAAACAAGUAGCUGAAGCAUCAGGUAAAAUUGAUCUGAAUACUACAAGUAUUAAUAAUUUGGGACAGAAGGUGAACACCAAUACAGAGUCUAUCGAAAAAUUAUUACAGGAAUCUGCUUCGACCCGAAAGAUAGCUGAAGAAGCAAAAGAUAUUGCAACUGCUAUUCAAGAGAAGAUACCACCAGUAUAUAAGAAAUUGGAGGACCAUGAUUUGACAUUGUCUAUGACUGAAUUGAAAGAGAGACAAAGAAAUUUAAGAAUCAGGGCUGUACCAGAACGGGAGAAAGAUAACCUGGCUGACUUUCUUACACAGGAAUUUACAGACUUUUGGCAACAGGACUCGGGGAAGGAAGAAUUCAAGAUAGUGAAUGCAUUUAGACUUGGAAGAGGACAAAGCAGGAACAAGGUGAGGGACUGCUUGAUUACCCUUCGAACAAAAGAAGAGAGAGACAAAAUUUUGAAUUUGCACUAUCAAAAGACUUUGGAAAUUUACGACUCAAGUGUGGUGAUAUUUAAGGACAUUCCAAAACAUCUUUUGGACUUAAGGUUUAACUACGGAGACCUAGUUGCCCUGUUGAAAAGAAAUAGAAUUCUUUUCAGGUGGGAAUUUCCUCAAGGCCUAUCCUUUAAAUACAAAGGAAGAAAGAUAAAAAUAAGAUCAGUCAAUGAUAAGGACAGGUUCUUGAAAGAUCACGAAGAAGACCUACAGAAAGAAGUGGAAUCUGGAGAAGAGCCAAAAGGCAUACUAGACAUAGCAAACUUAUCUUUUGGAUUGCACGGCCCAGAGAAAGAGACACCACCUACAGAACAAGAACAGACACUUGGUGCAGUUGGAGGUAAAGUGAAGUAACCCCAUCAUGGCUCUGCAACUGUUAAGCUGGAAUUGUAAUGGUUUGAACUCCCUCGAAAGAGAAAAAGUGUUUUUCAUCUACUAAAAAAGGAACAAUUGGACUUGAUUUGUUUACAAGAAACACAUAUAACAAGGCUACACAGGAAACUACUGAUUAAUAAAAGAUUGGGACAGGAGUUUAUCUCAUCUGACAAAGUUAAAAAAAGAGGAGUUGUGAUAUAUGCAAAGGAGAGACUAUCACCGAAAUUAAUUUUUAAAGAUGAUCAAGGAAGAUUCUUGGCAAUUGAAAUUCAAGUUCAAGGAGAGAAAUUCUUGAUAGUAGGAAUUUAUGCACCAAAUGAGGGGAAAUCUGAAUUCUUUAAAAAGUUGCACGAGACUUUACUGGACUAUUUGGAUUACAAUUUGAUUUUGAUGGGGGACAUGAAUGGAGUAGUAUCUACAAACAUGGAUAAGGCACAAAGACAGGUAGUUACCAAGGAUGGUAGACUACCGAAAACAUUUUUGAGAUGACAGACAAUAUAGACUUAGUGGAUAUCUGGAGAGUAAAGAACCCCUUGGGAAGAGAGGGAACCUUCUUUUCUGAAGCCAAGAUGACAUGGACUAGAAUUGACCAAAUAUGGAUAACUAGAGGAAUGGCACCAAAGAUAAAGAAAGUAGAAAUCUGCCCAAAAACCUGCUCCGACCAUAAUGCGGUAAGGAUGGAGAUGAAACAAAUAUCAACUGGAUCCUUCAGAUGGAGGAUGAAUGACACCUUAUUUAGAGAUGAAGAAGUAUAUAAAAAGGCCCAAAAAACUUUGAGAGACUAUUUUGAAAUAAAUAUGAACACCAAUGUAGAAAAAAGAGUAAUCUGGGACGCAAGUAAAGCGGUCAUGAGAGGGUUUCUGAUACAACAGAAUGCAAUAAAGAAGAGAAGUCAGAAUGAGAAGAAAGAUAAAAUUUUGGAGAAAAUAAAAGAAAGUGAGAAGAAAUUGAGAGCAAAACCAAAGUCGCAGGAGAUUCUGAGAGAAAUAAAAUUAUAUCAAGUACAAUACAUGAAAAUGAUGAAUCAGGAAAUAGAAUGGAAAAUUAAACAAUUGAGACAAAAAACAUUUGAAUCAGCUAAUAAAUGUGGGAAAUUGCUGGCCUGGCAAAUGAAAAAAAGACAAAAAUUAAAUACUAUUACAAACUUAGAAGUGGAAGGAAAGAAUAUACACAACCCAAUUGAGAUUAGAAACUGUUUCCAGAGGUACUUUAAACAAUUAUACACGCAAGGGCCACAGAAAGAAAUGGACAUAGACCGAUUCUUGAAGACAAAUGGAUUACAAAAAUCUCUCAAGAAAGUAAAUUAAUGCUGAACUAUAAAAUAUCUGAACAGGAAGUGGAAGGUGCCAUUCAAAAUAUGCAAUUGGGCAAAUCUCCAGGACCGGAUGGGCUGACUUCUAGAUAUUAUAGAUCCUUGAAAGAGUGGCUAUUGCAACCUUUGAAGGAAGUCUGCAAUGAAAUUUUGGAAGGGAAAAGGGCACCAGAGUCGUGGAAAGAGGCGUACAUUACACUUAUACCUAAAACAGAGACUGAAAAGACUCAGCUUAAGAACUAUCGCCCUAUAUCGUUACUUAAUGUGGAUUACAAAAUUUUUGCAGACAUUUUGGCCAAGAGAUUGAAAAAAGUAUUGAUGGAAGAGAUUCAUAAAGACCAAGCGGGCUUUCUCCCGGGAAGACACUUGUCUGACAAUUUGAGGAACAUAAUUGACAUUUUGGAAAAACUAGAAGUGAAUAUUAACGCUAAAGCAGUUCUGAUAUUUGUGGAUGCGGAGAAAGCUUUUGACAAUAUCUCUUGGAGCUUCAUGAAGAAGAACCUACAGGGGAUGGGGGUAGACCAAGGUUUUGAAAAUGGUAUAGGUGCAAUAUACUCUGAACAAAAGGCUAAAUUAAUUGUAAAUAAUGUGGUAAUGGAAGAAUUUAAGAUAGAAAAAGGGAUACGACAGGGGUGCCCAAUCUCCCCACUGCUUUUAUAUCGGUCCUGGAGGUUCUGCUGAAUAUGAUUAGAAGGGACCGGUUGGUUAAAGGUAUACAGGUCGGAGCCAAACAGUACAAACUGAGAGCAUUUGCAGAUGACUUAGUAUUGACGUUACAGGAGCCAGAAUCUAGCACUAAAAGGGUUUUAGAAUUAAUUCAAGAAUUUGGUCAAGUGGCAGGAUUUAAACUGAACAAGCUAAAAACUAAGGUUUUAGAGAAAAAUUUAACACCGAUUGAAAGAGAGAGGUUUCAGAAUGAGACAGGUUUAACAGUGGUUAAGAAAGUGAAAUAUCUGGGGAUUAAUAUGACAGCCAAAAAUGGGAACUUAUUUAAAGAUAAUUAUGAAAAAUGUUGGACGGAAGUGAAAAAAGAUUUAGAAAUCUGGUCAAAUUUGAAGCUUUCACUGCUGGGCCGUAUUGCUGCGAUAAAAAUGAAUGUAUUGCCUAGAAUGUUGUUUUUGUUUCAGACAUUGCAAAUUGUGGACAAGAUGGAUUGUUUCAAGAAGUGGCAGAGAGACAUUUCUAGAUUUGUCUGGCAGGGCAAGAAGCCCAGAAUAAAAUUUAAGAUAUUAACUGACGCAAAGGAAAGAGGUGGAUUUGCCCUGCCAGACUUUAAACUUUAUUAUGAAUCAGCAGCUUUUUGCUGGUUGAAAGAAUGGCUACUUCUUGAAAAUACAGACAUUUUGGAUUUAGAAGGUUUUAACAACGUAUUUGGAUGGCAUGCAUAUUUAUGGUAUGAUAAGGUCAAAGCACAUAAAGCAUUUAAAAACCAUAUUGUCAGGAAAGCACUGUUUAAUGUUUGGAUAAGAUACAAGGAUUUAUUGGAAAAUAAAACCCCAAGGUGGUUGUCACCGAUGGAAGCGAAAGCUCUGAAAAGGCUCAAUUUGGAGGCCAAAUGGUCGAAAUAUUGGGAAAUUUUGGAACAAGAAGGAGACAAAUUGAAAUUGCAGAUUUUCGAGAAACUAAAAAACAAAGUGAGAGAUUGGCUUCAUUAUUAUCAAAUAAUGGAGGCAUAUAAUUUGGAUAAGAAAAUUGGCUUCCAGGUGGAAAAAUCAAAACUAGAAACAGAACUGUUAGAACCCAAAACUAAGAAGUUGUCAAGAAUGUAUAACUUGCUGUUGAAAUGGAAUACUCAGGAUGAAACGGUGAAAUCUGCUAUGAUUCUCUCAGAGAAGUUGAUCUGCCUACCUGGCCCUCCUCCCCAGCUGCUGGCCCUCCUGCUCUUGAGGAAGCUAGUCUUUCCCCACCUUUGGUCAUCAGAGAGAAGCCUGCCCUGCCCACCCCAUGAGGACUGGCAGCUUGUGGGCUCAAUCCACCAGAGGGGGGGGGGCUAGAUUAAAUCCUGGGCCAACACGGGUGACAGAGCACCCAGAAGACACAGAACCAAAGGAGUUUCUCCCUUUGGGAAGAUCUGCUUUGGGGGAGAGCAAGGGCAAGGAGACCUGCUCAACGUCUUCUAGGGGGAUGGUCUUGCCCUAAUGGCUUUAACUGAUUUUUAACUGGUUGUUGUUGUUUUUAAAAUGUGUGUGUGUGGUGUGUUGGUUUUGGGAGGGGGGAAUGUGAAAGUGAUCUGCCAUGGGCCAUUUCUGAGAAAUCACAUGGUUAGAAAGAACACCCUGCCUAGAUGCGGAAGUCAACAGGCAGGGAGGGUGUGUUGUUUUUCUUGCUGGCCAUUUCCUUCUUUCGUUUGAGUGACCUUUCAACUCAAAACAGGAUGCUAACAGGAUCUCUGCUCUUAGCAAAACAGCUCAGGAAAGAUUUCCAUGUUUUAUGUUUCAUUAAUGCUGCAUAUGAACACAUGAAGAGCCCUCUGGGAUCAGGCCAGGGGCCCUCAAGUUACAGACUCAUAGAACUGAAGAGUUGGAAGGGACCCCAAGGAUCAUCCAGUCCAACCCCUUGCAAUGCAGUUGUCCCACACGGGGAUUGAACCUGCAACCUUGGCGUUAUCAUUACCACGCUCUAACCAACAGAGCUCUCCAGUCCAGCCUCCUGUUCUCACAGUGACCAGCCAGAUGCCCCCAAGGGAAGCCUGUAAGCAGGAGCUGAGCUCAAGAACAACUCUCCCCUUCUGAAUUUUCCAGCAACUGCAAUUCAGAGGCAUCGCUGCCUCCGACUGUGGCUAACUCCAGCUGUGCACAAACAUUAUUUCACAUGCAUAGAACUGGAGUGAAACAUAUGUGCUGUGAAGGCAACAAGUGUGUGUUUGUGAACGUAUCUGGCACACAGGUAUAUUCACCAGGGUGGCAUUGAUGAUGAUGAUGAAAUACUUAAUAUAAAUAGGAACAAAAAUCCAGUAAAGGUUCAGUAAACCCAUUCUGCUGAUCAGACCUGGUGUGGUCUGGCAUCUGAAAGUAACAGCAUUCUGGUUGCAACUUGCUUUCUUCUGUUGUGAGGAGACAGUCAAUCAGUUCCUUCCUUAGCAGACCACAAGCUUCACAUGAGCCCACAGUGUGAUGCAGCAGCAAAAAAGGCUAAGGCUAUUCCAGGCUGCCUCCACUGAAGUCUAGUGCCGCAAUCAAGGGCAGUAAUGAUCUAUCCCUCCAGCAGGAGGGAAUUGGGGGGGGGGGAUAUUUUGCAAAUGCUACAAUGCGCCUUUCGCACUUGGUUUUGUAGGGGCAGUUCGUGGUUGGAGUCAAAGUCUGCCCUUCUGGGUGAUGCUCUAAAAGGGAGGGGAAAGGGGGCACAAUCCAUGCCAAGGAUUCACCCCUUCCUGUUUUUAUAUAAUUUUUAUUAAAUUUUCUAUUUUACAAUUUAAAAUACUCAUUUUACAUCCUUAAAAUAUCAAUGACUUCCCUUCUUUUCUUUCCAAGGUUCCUUUUGCAUAUCAUAAAUCCCUGCAUAUUUUACAAAAACUAUAACAAUCAGUAUUCCAUUAUUACAUCCAUCAAAACUUAUUUACACUGUUGAAUUUAUCUUAAUGCUGCCAGCGUUUUCAGUUGUACACAAUUAUUUCCCAGAUAUUCAAUAUACAUCUUCCAAUCUUCUCUAAACGUAUGUUCUUCUUGUUCUCUUAUUCUAUAUGUUAAGUCUGCAAGUUGUGCAUAUUCCGUCAACUUAAGUUGCCAUUCUUCUUUGGUUGGGACCUCACUCAUUUUCCAUUUGGGGGCUAAGAAAACAUGGGCUGCGGUGGUGGCACACAUAAAUAACUUUUUUUGACACCUGGGAAUUUCCGUCUGAAUAAUUCCCAACAGAAAGGACUCUGGUUUUUGGAGGGAAAGUACUUUUACACAUUUUUUCAAUUCAUUAUGAAUAAUUUCCCAAUACUCUUUUACCCUUUUACAAGUCCACCACAUAUGAAAGAACGUUCCCUCAACCUCUUUGCAUCUCCAGCACUUAUCUGAUUCUGUCUUAUACAUCUUAGCAAGUCUAAAGGUAAAGGCAAAGGGACCCCUGACCAUUAGGUCCAGUUGCGGUGCUCAUCUCGCUUUAUUGGCCGAGGGAGCCGGCGUACAGCUUCCGGGUCAUGUGGCCAGCAUGACUAAGCCGCUUCUGGCAAACCAGAGCAGAGCACGGAAACGCCGUUUACCUUCCCACCAGAUAGGUACCUAUUUAUCUACUUGCACUUUGAUGUGCUUUCGAACUGCUAGGUUGGCAGGAGCAGGGACCGAGCAACGGGAGCUCACCCCAUCGCGGGGAUUCGAACCGCUGACCUUCUGAUCAGCAAGUCCUAGGCUCUGUGGUUUUACCCACAGUGCCACCCACGUCCCUAUCUUAGCAAGUCUACUCGGAGUUAAAUACAGGUAGUUCUCCUUCAAAGAAUAACAUGCUGUAAACUUCAAAUCACUUUUCCAGAAUUUUCCCCAGAGGUUAAACUCUAUAUUGUGUCCUAUAUCUAUUGCCCAGUGUGUCAUUGAGACUUUGACAAGCUCGUCUUUUGUUUCCCAGUCUAAUAAUAAAUUAUACAUUUGGGACAAAAGUUUCUCUUUGUUUUGUAGAAGUUCUUUUUCAAAUUGUGAGCUUUGGUCCAUAAAAGCAUUUUUCCUGUCUGUUUUAAACAUUUCAUGUAACUGAUGAUAUUGUAGCCACACUGUCACAUGGCUCCCUACACUUUCCAUUGAUUUCAGUUUAGGUUCCCCUCUGUAAAGUGUAGCAGUUCCCUGUAAGUUGCCCAUUGUCUGUCCAUAUUAACUCUCUUAAUUGUAAUAGCCCCAAUAGGAGAGAGUCAUAAAGGUGUUUUCCUUUCCAGCAGAUUUUUAUGUUUCUCCCAAACGCUAUACAAAUUCUUCCUUAGAAUAUGGUUCAUAAAACUUUUAUAAAUUUUCACCUUCUCAUGAUUUAAAAUUCAGCGUAUCUCCUUCCUCAUUGCUUUUCCAGGCAAAAGAUGUUGCCAAACUGCAACUCCCACCAGCCCCAGCUAGCCUGGCCAAAGCACCUGGUGGUGGGAGUUGUAGUUCAGCAGCCUCAGGAGGGGCAAAGGUUCCCCACGCCUGCCUGAAGGGACGGCCCCAUCACAUUUAUACCAGGAGGCAUUUCUAAGGAAGGGCAAACUCCUGUCAGCUCUUCCACCCCCUGAAUACACAGAAUUUCCUCCUUCAUCUGUGAGGGGUUUGGCGGGUUCCCCCAGAGCAUGGCCCUGCUGCCCCCACAGUGCAUAAAAAUGGAAGAUAAUAUUUAUUGCGGUUGUUGUUUGUACACCGCCCUUCACCCAAACAUCUCAGGGCAGUUCUGCCGGGGUUGACUGCUUUUGCUCCAGAAGGCUUCAUCUCUCCUAAUCUCAUAUAAAUUGAGGCCGAUUGUGGCUCAAUCUAUAUGAUGUUGAGGGAAACCUUCCUCUGCUGCCAAGAGCCCACAUAUCUGAGGCCAAGAUGGAGGCCCUGCUGACAACCUCUUUCCCAAAAGCCCCGGGGGGAGAACAGAUCCCCUGUGAUGUCAAUCCCUGCUGUAUGAAGCCAACCAGCUUCCAUGGAUCCAUUUUGGGUCCGGAUACCAGGAAAGGGAGGGUUGUGCAAUGUUACCGGAAAAAUCCGAGGGCUCCCUUGGACAAAAAGUAAAGACACCAACCAGAGUAAAUUGGAGCAAAUCAGCAGCCUGUAGGCUUGGCCUUUAUUGAACUGUUGCAACAGGGUGUUCCCCUCACUUGCAGGACAGAGGAAAGACACAGAAAAUGGUGUGCAAGCCCUUAUAAAAACUUUUGAAAUUCCCAUCCUCUAGGUCAAGCCCACCCCCAGAAACAUCAUGCAUACAUUACAGAAAGGAGGGGUUGAGGGAGGAGUUGUGGUGGUAACCUGAGUGUCCUGUCACCUGGCUGGUUCCCUUCUCCCCCUCCCCAUGAGUCAUUUCCAGGAGACAAAGGGGAGUUGGCAGUUUCCUGCCCCCAGAGGGAAGAUCUGAUCAUUGUCCUUUGUUUCAGUCCAUGCUGAAUCCACUCCCAUAUGCAAGUUCUUUGUGAUCUUGAUGGUCUUCUGUCUAGGACCAUCAGGGUUAGCAUAGCAACUGGGCAGGGCUCCUGUGGAUGUGCUGGGAUGGUGAAGGGAUUAUGGCUGACCAGAACCAAGCCACCCCCCUUUGAUAGUCCUUGUCAUAUGGAGUAAAAUAAAAAUGGAACAGUGCAAAUCCGAUGUAUGGUUGAUUUUUCUAUGAAUUUAUAACAGAAGUGUGGCAUAUGUAGUGUGUGAGUGUGUGAAGUUUGUACAAACUGAAUGAUUGGGGUGGGGGGUUCCUGCUACAGCAACUAAGGACCUUGAUUCUGCAUGGAUCCGACUUGUGGGGAGGCCGCAGGAGGGGGUUGGACUAGAUGGCCCUUGGGGUCCCAUCCAACUCUACGAUGUACCGCUUAAGAGCCUUUUUGGAGUGAAAGGCUGACGAGUGGGAGCGGCUUCCACCAUCUCGCAACUUUGUUAUCCCCCUGAAAGUGAUCCUUGUCCCCUUGCACUUUGUCACUCCCGAACAGAUAAAAGGAGAAGUGGCCUCUGUGCCUGAAGCAGACUUGUGCUUUAAGAGGGGACCCAAGUCGAGACAAACUCAAGCAAGAGAGCCACUUGGAGGCAAGAUUCAUCCGUUUUCCACGUUUCUGGUAAGACGCGUUUGCACAUUAGAAGUUGUCACGGCUUCUUUUGUUGUCAAAGGCUUCUUUUGCAUGGCUGCUGCAAACCGUUCCAGCUGGCAUGUUGCAGAGGGGACUUGGUGACGGGAUCUUGCGCUGAUGAUGCCCUCGCCUCCUGCUCUCUGGCUCUUUGGAAAGGCCACAAAUCCAUCCUGAUAUGGCCCAGACUUGGAGCAAAGGAAUGAAGGCUGCAGCGCAAGGCUCUCCUGGGAUUUGGGGUGGGACUAGGGGGACCCCUGCCCUGACUCAGGAUAUGGCACCUUCCUAAGAUGCUGAGCACCUCUGCUGCUGCCAGUUGCUUCCUUGCAGGAGGGAGGGGGCAGGCGGCUGUGGACCAUCUUCUGGACAUUUCUGUGCAUUCCCUUUGUUUGUUUGUUUUACCAGUUUUCAUCAAUUAAUGAGAAAAGGAAGUGCAUUGAAAAUGGCCGGAUUCGAACAUUUUUUUUUCAUUUUUUUUCAUUUCGUUAUAUAUUGUUUCCCAAAAUUGUUUGAUGUUUAAACAAUUCCACCAUAUAUGCAUCAUGUUCAGAUAUUCAAAUGUUCAGAUAUUCAUUUAGGAAAACACUAGAAGGUUUUCUAUUGGGAAUAGUACUAGGAAGCCUAAAGGAAGAAGACAAGACCUUAUAUUUAUACGCAACAGUAGCCACAAGGCUAUUGAUUGCAAAAAAUUGGAAAAGUGGUAUUGUACUGACAAAAAUAGAGUGGCUUGCCAAAUUAUUGGAGUACUACAAUAUAUCCAAAACAAUGGGAGAAAUUGGAAGGAUCUCAAAAGAGAAGAUAGACAGGGACUGGAAGGUGUUUAAAAGAUACUUGCAAAACCAUAUCGAAAAAUCAGAACUCCUAUUAGAAUAAACAAGGUCUGUUUUAAAUACUGAAAUACUAAAUAAGAUGGAUAACAAUGUAUAAUAGAAAAAGAAGUAUGAAAUUAGGUUAAAGGUGUGUGAAAGAAAGUACCGUAUUUUUCGCCCCAUAGGACGCACUUUUUCCCCCUCCAAAAAUGAAGGGGAAAUGUGUGUGUGUCCUAUGGGGCGAAUGCAGGCUUUCGCUGAAGCCUGGAGAGCGAGAGGCAUCGGUGCACACCGACCCCUCUCGCUCUCCAGGCUUCAGGAAGCUAUCCACAAGCCUUGCAAGCCCGGCGGGAGUUCCCGCGGGCUCACAAGGCUUGGGGCGGCAGCCUGCAGCCCGAAGCACGGGGAGCCCUCUGGAGGGCGCCCCGUGCUUCGGGCAGGUGUACGCAAGGCUUGGGGCGGCAGCCGCGGCUGGGGGGGGAAAUAAUUUUUUUUUAUUCAUUCCCCCCCCCCAAAAAAAGGAGGUGCGUCCUAUGGGCCGGUGCGCCUUAUAGGACGAAAAAUACGGUAAUAGAAGUGGAAAGAAAUUUCAGUUGAGUAGAUUGGAAGUCUAACACAAAGGUGGGGUGAGGGGUGGUGGAUGGUGAUGGGAAAAGGAAUUAUCUGUGGGAUUGAGUGUAGGUAUUGUUAGGGAAAAAUCCAGGAGCGAGGCUGCUCAGUCACCCAGCUCGUCGGGCAGAGCCCGCGGGUCCCUGCGGAAUAAAGGAAGGAGUCCAGCCAACCGGAGCAAAUAGCUGUAGACCAAAUUUAUUGCGCAAUAGGUUCAAAGAGCAAAUUUUGAACCCCAAGGAUGGGGUGACAAAGACUUUUAAAACUUUCCCACUACAUCCCAGAAUACAAUUCGAAGGGGAGGGGUUAACCUUGGCAAACAUGUCCAGACAUGUCCUUGGUACAAGAUUAGCAUAAGCAGACAUGGCAGGGCAAGAUUCGGGUAUAAGAUUAGCAUAGACAAAUACGUCUUAAGUACCCACCACCCAAAAGUACAAUAGAAGUUCCUUUGCAUGUCUGGAGCCUGAGGCGAGUCAGGUGAUGAGAUUUGGCUUCCUUUGGCUAACAAUGAGCUCAGCAAUUGUCACCUCUGAGAACUUCCUGGAGUCCUUUUUCAAGGGGAAAAUAGCUUUGGAAUGGAGGAAACUGGGAAAGGAGAUGAUUUUAUAUUAUUUUUAAAGCUAGGAAACUUCCCUGAGCUGUCAAGUUGAAAGGAUACAUUCAGGCAUAAUAUUUGUAAUAUUUAACUUUAAAGAUGUGCCCCCCCUGGUAAUGUCCGUAACAGUAUGUUGUAGGUAUGUAGGUAUGUUGUAUGAAAUGUAUGUUUGUAUGCUUGUAUAUUUGUAAUAUAUGUGUAUUAAUUUUGAAUUAUUUUAACAAUAAAAACAUUUCAAUUAAAAAGAAAAGAAAAGAAAAGAAAAUGGUCGGAUUCAUCAACAUUCACUAAAAACAAUAUGUAAACCCCAAUACGCCUAAACCACAUGCUGAAAGGGUGCUGCUCCCCCUUUUGCUGAUGGGUUUCCAAUGUGAAAGGUUCUUAACUACCAUUUGUGGUGGGAUCGUGUGCAUGUAAGCAAAAUAUGCUCCAAAUCAUAGAGUGAUAGAAUUGCAGAGUUGGAAGGGGCCCGAUCCUCUGCAUUACUGGAAUCACACCUGAAUGUUCCGACUUGGAACAGUCCUGAUUUUGUUUGUUUCUUUGAUAACUGAGAAAUUCUUACCCGAGAUAUGCACCCAGGUUCUAACUGGUAAAUCAGAGCAGGGCUUUUAGUGUGGCUGCCUCUGAUCUGUGGAACAGCAUUUCUGUCAAGAUAGGACAGGCACCCAGAAAAAAAUAGAAGACAUCUUUCUGUUCCAACAAGCCUUCACAGCCGGAUGAAGGAAGUUUGUGCCUUGACGGUCUGCUUGGUAUUGGGGUUUCUAAUUUUAAAGUUGCUGCUAUUUGUUUUAAAAUGUUUUUGAACUGUUUUUAUUGCAUUUUGUACGUUCAACGUGUGUUGAAAGUGAUAAAAUCAUAAAGAUAAUGAUAGGAAGAAGAGUACAUUUAUUUUUCUAAUGCAUGUGUUUCUCUUUUAAUUGUGACAGCAAGUUUGUUAAAAAGAAGAUGGCGUCUUCCAGAACACAGGAAACAAGUGAGAACAAACCACCUCAGAAAUAUCUCAAAGAAAGUAACCUUGUAAAAAGGGUGACCCUUCUGUUUAUGCAUUAAAACUGAAAACGGAGUCUAAAACAUCUCCAAAGUACCAUCUAGGCAAAGAGAACUUGCAGAUCGCCAACAAAGUGAUCAUGAUGAUGGGAGCGUCUGGAUCAGGGAAAACCACUCUCAUCAAUGGGAUGAUCAACUACAUCCUGGGCGUGCAGUGGGGAGAUAAAUUCCGGUUCAAACUUAUUCAUGAAGUGACUGGCAGAAACCAAGCGGAAAGCCAGACAUCCGAAGUGAUGGCUUAUGUGGUGAACUAUCAAGAGGGUCUCAAGAUCCCUUGCUCCCUCACUUUUGUUGACACUCCAGGAUUCGGAGACACGAGAGGAAUAGAACAGGACAAAAAGUUAGUGGAGAAGAUCCGGGAGUUUUUCUCCAUCCCAGGAGGCAUUGACCACAUCGAUUGUGUCUGCUUUGUGGUCAAGGCUUCUACAAACCGCUUAACAGCAGCCGAGAAAUACGUCUUUGAUUCCGUGCUCUCCAUCUUUGGGAAAGAUAUCAAGGAGAACAUCCAGUUCCUGAUCACCUUUGCAGAUUCACAGACUCCCCUGGUCCUUGAGGCCAUUAAGACGGCCAACGUUCCAUGCGCCAAAGAUGGCAAGGGGAACCCCGUGCAUUUCAAAUUCAACAAUUCCGCCCUGUUUGCCAACAAUGUCGUGGGGGACGGGGAGAGCCCUAACUUUGACGAAAUGUUUUGGAAAAUGGGUACGAUCAGCAUGAAGACCUACUUUGACUCGCUAAGCAAACUGAACGCGAGGAGUUUGUCUUUGACGAAGGAAGUUCUCAGGGAGCGGAAAGAGUUGGAGACGGUUGUGCAGGGCCUGCUGCCCCAGAUCAAAACCGGGCUGGUCAAACUGGAAGAACUGAAGCAAACAGAACAAGCCCUUGACCAGCACAAAGCUGACAUGGCGGCCAACAGAGAUUUUGAGUAUGAGCUCCCAGUCACCGUCAAAGUGAAGCAAGAUCUCUCUGGAGCUCAUCAAUAUGCAACCAACUGCAAGAACUGUGAGGUCACCUGCCACUAUCCUUGCUGGCAUACAUGGGACCUGCUGAACCGCUUUUGCUCCGCUAUCAGUUUCUUCUCAGGAAAAUGCAACGUUUGUCCCGGCAAGUGCUCAGUCAACGACCACCGCAACCAGGAUUACCAAUUUAAGGACGAAAUAAGGAAAGAGAAGAAGACAUAUGCGGAGCUGAAGAAAAAGUACGAGGAUGCCCGCCGUGGGGUUAUGACAGCGGAGGAGCUGAUUUCGCACCUCAGACAGGAGUACAUCGAGGUAAGAGAAAAUUUGUUCAAAAACAUUGAGAGAGCGUCUCAAAGCCUGCGGCGCCUGCAGGAAAUUGCCCUGAAGCCCAACCCGCUCUCCACUCCAGAAUACAUCGACAUGCUCAUUGCAUCCGAAGAGGAGGAAUGCAAGCUUGGAUAUCAGAAAAGGAUUCAGUUGCUGAAGGACGUGAAGAAAGAAGCAGAGAUCAUACAGAAGAUUGCAAAUAAGGAGGCUCUGCUGCCAGAGGAGGAGGAGAUGAUGAGCGAACUGAAGAAGGACAAAAGAAAAUUUGUAUUGGUACCCAAGUAAUCCUCCCUAAAUGAAGGGGCAACACAGCAGCUCCUGUUUAGCCUUAGAUCUCUGUAUAAGCAGCCCCCCCCCCAUAUCCUUUUUGCUAAGUGCAGGGACUCUGAGGCUGGAUCUACACUGACCUGUUUAACGUUAUAAGAACGCUAACAGAUAUAUUGUCAAGGCAUUUAUUACAGGGUUCCGGGUCUGGAUUCUUCCCAUUCUUCCCUCUCUCCGGCCAGGCGUCUCUUCUGAUCUGUGCACCCCCUGGGGGCGGGGGGGGGGGCUCUGCUCCCAGAGCAUCUUCUGGCCUCCCCCCCCCCUCACUUGGCAAGAUCCUUUUGUGGGCGGAGAGGGAAUCCAAAGGCCGAGGAAUAAUUCUGGGGGUUCAGCAGCAGGGCAGCAACAGCCCCCGCCUCCCCCUGCUGAGUCUCUUUGGCAGAAUGCGGGGGCCUGAGGAGGACCAGACCGGCUUGCAACUCGCACCCCGGGCCAAGCGCAGCCCAAGCAGCACCGCCAGCCUCUUCUGGAGUUUUAGAAAAACAUGAACUUGGGCGGGAGCCGCUGAGAACGGAGAUAUGGCCGCUGACUCGCGCGAGGGUGGCGGGUGUACACGGGACUGGGUUGAAUUCCCACGUGCGCGUGGCUGCGCGCAUGCAGGGGUUGAAGUGCAGUGAAAUCUCCCACUCCGGGGAGUGGAGAUGGGCCUGGGACGUCUUAGCCCAAGGAGUGGGGGCCUUGCCUCCCCAUCACCCACCCCCUUCUGGCUUGCGGAGGGGGGCAGUCUUGCAGGGACCCCGCCGCCCUUCAAACCUCUUCCUCAGCCAGCCCGAGAUCUUAGAAGCUGUUUCCUCCGCCGCCGCCGCCACCCCCACCCCUUCAGGAUGGGUUGCCCGGAGUUACAGGACUAGGGCUCUGCAACCGGGCGAGCCAGGGGCAGGUGGGGAGGAGAGAGAUGCAACCUCCCCUUCACACGCACACGCGCAAAAUCAAGAGUCAGGAUGCUUCCUGGGCUCCCAAGAGGUGCGAUCCAGCGCUUGUCUUCUUUCGCUGCCGAGAAGGAGGAAGCUCUCCAAUUCCACGAGAACUGCUCCUCCUGCUGCAUCCCGAGCUCCCUCCUGGGGCUUCCCUGAUCCUGGAGAAAGGCUCAAAUUCCUUGAGGAUCUGGCUUGUGAAUGGGGCGGGGGCGGAAGGGAGGGGAAAGCAUUGCGCUCCCUCGCGUCUCCAAAGCAGGGGAUGCAUGAGGGUCCCAGGCUGACGGAGGGGAGGCAGUGACGGAGCCCAAGUCACCCGGUGAACUUCUUGGCUGAGCGGGGAUUGGGUGCACCCUCUCUACCCACCCACCCCGCCCCACCUCCGAGCCCCACUGAUUUCUCAGCCAGCGCAGAGGAGGGGAUUAUUGGGGUCUUCCCCGUUUCAGAGCCAAGAAGCUCCGCACAUCCCUGUGACUUGAAUUUUAAGGCACUUUUGCGGCCUCAUUCCUGGUAUAAGAGCAGGCGGGAAUGAAGUCCGCCAAAUCCUUUUUCUAGGUCGUCUGCUUUAGUGAGCCACUUCUGCUAAGUAACUCUGAUGAACCUUCAACAGCCACCCAGUUGAAGGCCAUUCCCAGAUUCUCUGUUGUUCUGAAAACCAAGAAAGGCCCAGGACAACCUGGAAGCUGGCCCUGUUCUCCCCAGCAGUUUGGGUGCCCUUGGACCCAAAAGCGCAGGGUUCACUGGCUAGGAGAUUCAUUUAUUUUUUAAGUAAUUGCUUUGGUGCUCCCCAGGUCCCUCUGCAUCUGAGCUGAAAGCAGCAACCCCCAGAGAAUAAGACCCACGGGCAGCACUGCAGGGCUGUUGUGUUGCAGCUGGGCAAGGAAGGGGGUGGGAGAUCCUCUCUCAGGCACCCCCCCUCCAUCACUCAUGCAAAAUCAUGCUGCAAGUCCGCUGCCUGAUUUCCACCUCUAGAGGUGCAAACCUUUCCAGAAAUCACGUUCAGCCUAUUCACCAUGCAUGGGGAGCAUUCUGUACCAUAUAUUUAAAAGACUAUAAGAAUCUAAAAGAAACUAAAGGAGGGGUUAGGAGCAUUAAACGGAUGUGGAGGAGCAUAAAAGAUUAGUAUAUAAAAGACUACAACUAUCAGUUUAGAGAGCACUAUGAUGUGAGUGUUCAUGAAAUCUAGUUUGUGGUGCAGGUCAUCAUCCGAUGGAUCUUGAGCGCUGCUGUGCAGAAUCUGGCAACGUUGUAUGUUGUAGCAGGGUUGGGAUCUGACAGCAGCAGGGAGGUAUAAAAUUGUCCUGUGCACCUUGGGGUACUUGUGGUGUAAUGGGGAGAGGAGGCUAAUACAAAUGUCUCUGUAAUAUAGGCAGUGGAGAAGAACAUGCUCUGUUGUUUCUGUUUGUCCAGAGUCACAGGGGCAUUGCAACUGAUACAAUAGCAAAUAAAAUACUAAGCAGGUGAUUCUUAGGACAUUGCACCCAGACAAUCCGGUUUGUUCAUUAGUUUAUUUGUUUUUCUCCUGACACCUCAUAAGAAGCUGGUGGGCUGGCUUUAAAAAUCCCCAGCUUUGCUAAAGGGGAGAUAUUAAGAGGAACGAUUAUAAAGAAAAAAGUAAAGCACUGCACCACACACACAUAAGGCGAUAAAUACUUUUCUGUAGCUGAAACCCUUGUGAGCUUUCCCUUUCCCCUCUCCCUUGGCCCUUUUCCUGCCUUCCGCCAUGUAAGAUCCAAGCGCUGCCUCCAUGGAUGGCGUCUCCAGGUAUGGCUCUUCAUUCCCCUCGACCAUCUCCAGGACCAUCUCCAUCAGCUCAGAGACCUGGUCCUCCCGUUCUCCUAAUGCCGCCCUGUUAUUAAAAGCGCAGAAGCGCCCUCCGCAUUCUUGGACCAGCUUCUGGAGAGCCUUGUUAUCUGACUGCAUCACGUAAUCCCGCAAGGAGUCGCCUUCUAAGGCUUCUUUGCGGGUGAACAAGAGGAUGGUGUGCUUCAUGGCCUCCGUCCCAAACAUCUCCCGGACUCGCUGGGCUGCCUCCUCGUCCUCCGCAGUGAAGCGGCCCACCUGGGUCACAAACACGAGCGCGUGAGGGCCAGGCUGAGAGAGGUCAAGGCAGCGCUUGGUCUCCUGGUCCAGCCUUUCAUCGCAAGCUCCGGUGCCCAAAAUAUCCGCUGUGUCAAUCACGGACACAGGAUGGCCUCUCCAAGUGCAAGACGCCCUUUGACAGGACAAGGUGGUUGUCCUGGCCUGAAGUUUUGAAUCAAAGAGCUUCUGGCCAAGGAUGCUGUUUCCUGUGGCGCUUUUGCCGCCUCCAGUCUUGCCCACAAGGACAAUCCUCAGUUCUCUCCUAUUUCCUGCGGGUUUUGAAAGACAGCAAAGAGCUGGUCAGCAAAAAUAUCAGAGCAACCACUUCUGGUGGGAUCCCUCUUAAUAUGUGAUUGUUGAGAAUUAUAUUGUUUUCUGAUCCUCAGAGAGACUGAAUGCAUAUGUAAAGCAUAAGGUAAAGGUAAAGGGACCCCUGACCAUUAGGUCCAGUCAUGACCGACUCUGGGGUUGCAGCGCUCAUUUUGCUUUAUUGGCCGAGAGAGCGGGCGUUUGUCCGCAGACAGCUUCCGGGUCAUGUGGCCAGCAUGACUAAGCUGCUUCUGGCAAACCAGAGCAGCGCACGGAAACUGCCGACCUUCUGAUCGGCAAGUCCAAGGCUCUGUGGUUUAACCCACAGCGCCACCCGCGUCCCUUAUGUAAAGUGUACACAUGUAUAAAUAAAAGCAGAAGAAGAACAGAUUGGGAAACAUUUGUGUACACCUGAUAAAUUCAACAGUGUAAAUAAGUUUUGAUGGAUGCAAUAAUGGAAUACUGAAUGGUUUAGUUUUAUGUAAAAUAUGCAGGGAUUUAUGAUAUGCAUCUUGAAUUUGAACAAGCGCUAGUUCCUUUUCCCAGCUCUGGUCAGUGCAGGCAAGAAUGAGCCGGGAGAACCAGCGGCCUGAUGCAGCCGAGGGCAUCUUUCUAGGUUCCUGCAGAUGUGCGUCAGGAUGGCAUCCCACCCAGGCACCUCCCACCUCCCCAAAUCCCAAAAUAUUACACAUUGGUAUAACAAUAUUUUUUCUGCAAAUAAAUAAAAUAAAUGUCAUUGGGGGUGCCGUGAAAAGCUCCUGCGAAAUAGAUCUGGAAUAAUCCACCCCACCCCAAGCAGUCAAUCUGCCUCUGAGUCACUGGAACCCUUCCUUACCUCCUCUGGUCCCGUCCAUCUUCCCCUGAAAAAUGGCAAGAAAUCAAGAUGAUCUUCUCAGGCAGCCUUCCAUCUGCAAACCCAGCACCCCACCCCUAGUUCAGACAUGUGGUAUCUCAAAGGAGAAACAGCACAUUGCAGACAUAAAAAUGUUCAGAAUAUUUUGCAAGCAAUGAGAAAGGAAAUGCCCACUGAACUGUGCCCAAACGCUGUGGCUCUUUCCUCAGGUGGCACUUCAACAGAAUUCAAUUUAAAACGUUAUUAUUAUUAAUUUCAAAUAUUAUUUUCACGUAUUGCAAGCAGAAGAACACCCCCUUCACCCUGAAGAGAGCGCCUGGCAAACAUCAGUCUAAACAUAUAAGGCUUUAUAUGACAUAAAGCCACAUAAUAAAACAUCAAUUAUGUGUUUAGAUCUGUUGGAAGCCGCCCAGAGUAGCUGGGGCAACCCAGUCAGGCGUGUGGGGUUCAAAUAAUGAAAUUUAUAUUCUGGUGGAGUGUUUGCUUAAUUUAUUCAUUUCAUAAAAAUAUGCACCCCUUGAUUGUAAAAAAAGGUGGGGGAAAGAAUCUCAAAGCAUUUUGCCAAAAGAUAAAAUCACCAUCAAGAAGAAUUAACAAUGACUUUAAAGCUGAGUUAAAAAGUUAAAAUGACAAGAGCUAAAAACAGAUUAAAAGUCUCGCCAGCUUUCUAAGCAUCUGAAUAGGCUUGUCUAAACAAGAUUAAUAGGCGUUCCAAGUGUCCCUAUGUUCCAGAGACAUUCCCAGAUUUACAGAAGCCCCUCCGGUUUCAGAUUUGAUCCCAGAAUGUCCCACUUUUCCUUAGAAUCAUAGAAUUGUAGAGUUGGAAGGGACCCCGAGAGUCAUCUAGUCCAACCCCCUGCAAUGCAGGAAUAUCCAGCUGCCCCAAAUGGGGAUCAAACCUGCAACCUUGGCUCUAACCAACAGAGACAUCCAGGUUCAGGAUGUCAGAGAAAUGUUGGAGGGCCUGGAGUUACGGAACCCACGAGCCAAGGAUAUAAGUAACCAGACAACCUUUAGAAGACAUCUGGAUAGGGAAGCUGUUUAAAGUUUGGUUAUGCUUUUAUAUACACGUUGGAAGCCUCCCUGGGUGUCUGGGGCCACCUAGUCAGAUGGGUAUAAAUAAUACAACUAUUAAUAUUAUUAUGUGAUAGGACGUCCCUAUUUUCAUUGGGUAAUGGUUGGGAGUGUAAGGAAUAAUUUCAGCAAGCGCCAGAAAGAGUACAGUCUCCCUGACAAAAACAAGCCUGCAACUGCCCUGUUCCUGUUUGUGGUGAAAGAGAAGCCCCAGUUUGGGCGCACUCUUAAGCCACAGUCGGUCGAUCAGCCUUUAAGGAUCCUCCACAGGGAUCCUUCCUUGCCUUUUGUUCCAACAGGCUAAACACAGCUGCUGCUUCCUUGGAAGCUUGAGGGCAGGGGCCCAGCCUGGUAUGUCUGGGCAUAUUGAACGGAGCUGCUUCUGAGCGAGGAAGGUGCGCCCAGGAGCGCGGAGAGGCUGCCAAGGGCUGCCAGCCAGACAAGGGGCGUCUCCCGGGUCCUCUUGCAGCAGGGGCUCCCUUUGCAACGAGAUCCUUCUCUCCCUCCUUCUCUCCACCACUCCGCCCUUCCCAGAUGGCAGACCUCACCUCCUCAGCUGCUUCUGCAGAUCCUUCCUCGUCCCGCGUCGUCUUCCACGCCGGUUUGAGUUUUCCUGCAGUGAACGGGAGCGAGAGACGAGCUGCUUCUCCGAAGGGAAAAUGAAAGUAGCAGCUGAAUUAGGUCCUCUUCUGCUUGGAAUGGGCAGGACAAGAAUUUCCCCCAGUGGAUGCCUGGAGAACCAGCAGCUGGUUUGGGCGGUGGGUGGCCGCGUCGGGAGCUUUUCAGCUUAGAGAAAAGGCGAGCGCACGAGAGGGUCGUAGAAUCAGAGAAUUCUAGAGUUGGAAGGGACCCGAGGGUCAUCUAGUCCAACCCCCUGCAAUGCAGGAAUAUGCAGCUGCUCCAUCGAACUUGCAACCUUGACAUCAUCAGCACCAUACUAUACUGAGAAGUGCACAGAAUGAUGCCUGGCAGGGGCUGAGGGGGACGAGCCUCCUAAUAUUCAGGGUGUUCUCACAAAGUGUAAUGCUGGUGGUCAACAAAAGAGGUUCAAAGGCUCAAGGCAAAUCUUUAAAAAUGUAGCAUAAACACCGACAACUGGGAAACACUGGCCUGUGAGCGCUCCAGUUGGAGAACAGCCUUGACCAAAGGUGUCCUGGGCUUUGAAGACGCUCAAACUCAGGACAAAAGGGAGAAACGUGCUAAGAGGAAGGCACGCUUGGCAAACCCUCGCCGUGAUCAACUCCCACCCAGAAACCAAUGUCCCCAGUGUGGAAGGACGUGUGGAUCCAGAAUUGGCCUCCAAAGUCACUGUUAAAACCGUGUUUAUGGAAGACAAUCUUACUCGGCUACGAGGGAUCACCAAAGAAGACAGAAGAUUCAAGGUGUUGAGCAAUGUCGCACGCAUGAUGUCAUGCACUUCACACAGCAUCACACACAUGAUGUCAUGAUGUUGCUCAGCAUCGCCCACAGGGCCCCCUCGAUCCCCUUAAGGAGAUGUUUAUUAUGCUUACAUUUUAGGAUUGUAUUUGACUCUUGUAAAUGGCUUUGGAGCUUUUCAUGAACCCCAUAAGCUGUCAUGCUGACGCCUCUCCCCCCAUCACUUAUUAAAGAUGAUGAGGGUGUCAAUCUGCAGAGAGAAUUGGGGGUGGACUGGGGGCAAUGGGGGCUGGACCCUAGGAAAGGAAAGGUCAGUGGGGCCCAAGCCCACAGGUCCAUCUUUGUCCAGGUUCAAAUGGCCUGUUCGCGAAAGGUGCCCAUUGGGAAAGCCACCAGCUGAAGGUUGAGGUCCUCUUCUCCUGUGCCCGGGAGACGGUCCAUGGCUCUGUGCUCCCUUGGGCCAGAUGCAUCCCUUCCUCCUCCUGCUGCCCUCAGCUGCAGCCACCAUCUCCCAUCCUCAGAGGCAGGAGCGGCCCAAGACAUUUUGCUGCCUGGGGCGAAGGAGAAGAUGGUGCAAUUCCAUUCUCUGCAUCAAAUCUGACUAGAUUGGGAGUUGACUCUCAAGCCAACCCUGGUGAUGUCAUGAUGUUGCUCGGCAUCGCCCACAGUGCCCCCUCGAUCCCCUUAAGGAGAUGUUUAUUAUGCUAGGUGUUUUUAGGAUUGCAUUUGACUCUUGGUGAUGUUCUGGCACAUCGCAUGGCACUCAUUUCUUUUUUAUUUUUUAGUCUUCUAUUUAUAUUUUUCAAAUUUAUACAUUUCAUUAGUUUUGCAAACAAUUUAAAAUUUCCAAAUUUUGACUUCCUUCCCCCUCUUUCUGUGGUUCCUUAAAUUAUUAUUUUUCAAAAAUAUAUUCUGCAUAUGCAAAUUCAUUUAACUUGCUCAUUUAUUUAUCUACUGUAAAUAUGUACUCUUACAAAACUGCAGGUUAUUACAUUAAUCCUGCUAACGUUUUUAUCUGUUUACAAUUUAUCUGUAAAUAUUCAAUAAACCAUUUCUAUUCUUUUAUAAAAAGUUUGUUAACUUGAUUUCUUAUUCUUCCGGUAAGUUUCACCAUUACUGCAUAUUCCGUAAGUUUUUGCAUCCAUUCUUCUUUUCUGGGACUUCUGCUUCUUCCCAUUUUGGGGUGAGUAACAUUCUUGCUGCUGUAGUCGCGUACAUAAACAAAUUUCUAUACAGUUUAGGUAGUUCUACAAUUCCCACGAGAAAAUCUGAGGGUCAGAAAAGUGGCAAGAAAGGAGUGCUUUUAGGAAACAUUUCUAGCCACUUCCUCGACCCUCAGAAUUUUCUGCCUGAGGCAGCUGCCUCAGUCUGUCUCAUAGAAGAGCCGGCCUCUUAGGAAGAGGUGGGGAUGAUGUUGGGAAAGAUGGAGGGCCCAAGGAGAAGGGGGCAACAGAGGACCAGAUGGUUGGAAGCUGCCAGCAUGAGUUUGACCAAGCUGUGGAAGACAGGAGUGCCUGGUGUGCUCUGGUCCAGGGGUCAUGGAGAGUCGGACACGACUAAACAACUAAACAACAACAACAGGCUGGCUUUAACAGAGGAUGAGCUGAACUCCUGGAGGACAAUGGCUUCUAGCCAUCUGCUCCACUUCCACUGCCAGAGAGGAGGUUGCAGGAUGCCCAUCGCUGGGGGCCAGGAGGGGGAGAGUGCUCCUUUUGCACCCAAGUCCUGCUAGUGGGCUUCUUCCCUAAGGGACAUCUGGUUGACCGCUGUGAGAACAGGAUGCUCAACUGGAUGGGACAUUGGCCUGUUCCAGCUGUAGGGCUCCUUUUAGGCUCUUCUCUCAUGUGGGACGAUCCCCAUUGCUCUGCUUAGAAUCUGGAUUUAGGAAAGUUGCCCCCUUCAACAACUGCAGGCAAUUGCAGUGCAGUGAGAGGCAGAAGCUUCUUGCCGUUGGCCAUUUCUGGGUAUUCAUGUGGUUAGAAAGAAUAUUCCACCCAGCAACUGAAUAUACAAUUUUGAUGCUGAGAAACAGGAAGUUGUUUCUCCUCUGGUGUGGUCUUUCUUUUCAAAUGUUCCUCUUGCUGCACUAUCUCUCUUUCUGCUCUUUUAUCAAACAGCUCUGCAGAGAUGUCAGAAUCGCAUUUCACAGAACCUGGGUUCGCCUUUUCCUCCUUCUCAACCCAGCUGCAUUCCUUUAGAGACUGACCCACAAAUGGCAAGGGCUAGGCUGACUGCUUCCAAACAGAUCCCAAGAAGCUUAUUGGAUAUUCCUCAGAAAGAUCAGUAAUGACAGGUGAGCUUCUCAGAGAGGCAGCUUGACCCACCAAUGCAUUUUUUUGAAUAUUCAGCAUUUAAUUAUUUAUUUAGUAAUUAAUUGCUGUUGUUGUUGUUCCUGAAUUAUUAUACAUUAUUCAAUUUAUAUCCACCCUUCUCCCAACGGAGCUCAGGGUAGCAAACAUAUCACUAGCAAUAUCAGUAAAGACAUUCUGAAAACCGGGAAGGUAUUCUAACCUUCUCACCCCCUUGAGAACUUUCCCAGAUCAGUCAAAAGCAUCACAUUCUCUUGGCCAAUGCCACUCACAGCCAGCGUAUCAGCAGAAUGGCAGCCUCUCCUCCUCCUUGCCCACUCUCCCACAGUCACCAUGAGCUGCCCAAGGGAGGAGGCCAGAAGCAGUGGCCAUGGAGAGGCCAUGAGAUGCUCCUUCUCACAGACGACUCCUAGAUGGAGAUGGACCAAGGAGCUGAUGCAGGAGAAAAGAAAUUUCAGGUAUUCAUAGGAAGUGGUGCUUGUGCAGGCAGCUGGUCUGAAGGUUAGUUCUGGUCUAGGAAGAGAACCAGAUAUACUCAUGAAACAGUGAGAUUAUUCAUUUAGUAACCUCUAGAAAUAAUCCAAAAGGAGCAGCAGGACAAGAGGAAUUACCGUAUUUUUCAAUGUAUUGGAUGAGGUUUUUGACACAAAAAUCAUGUGAAAAAACUAGGGUCGUCCAAUACACGGAUAGUGGCAUGGGGCGGGGAGAUGUCGCAGAGAGAGGGAGCGAUCUGGGGGCACUUGCUGGUGGCCCAGCUUCCCCGAUGCCGCUGCACAUGGGAAGCACUGCCUGGAUCGUUUCCCAUGCGCAGCGGCAUGGGGGAAGGCGCCUUACGGCCAACCGGCUGCCCGCAGCUGAAUGGGGGGAGAGGCUCAACAACUCUGGGCCAUCUCCCCUCAUUUUCUUAACAAUGAGUCCCUCAAAAUAGGGGGGAGUCUUAUAUAUGGCGGCGUCUAAUAGAUGGAAAAUAUGGUAUGAAUAAGCCUUAGAAUUCCACAGAAACAUAGUACAGUUUGGGCUUAAGGAGGUCGUGAAGGCAAAGGUUGUUUAGAUGCCUGAUUAUGGGCUUCCAAAGCAACUACAGUGUUACCUCGGGUUACAUACGCUUCAGGUUACAGACUCUUCUAACCCAGAAAUAUUACCUCGAGUUACAAACUUUGCUUCAGGAUGAGAACAGAAAUCGUGCUCCAGCGGGGCAGCGGCAGCAGGAGGCCCCAUUAGCUAAAGUGGUGCUUCAGGUUAAGAACAGUUUCCGGGUUAAGAACAGACCUCCAGAAUGAAUUCAGUUCUUAACCCAAGGUACCAUUGUACUCUAAUCCCAACCCAUGAAUGGAAAGCGAAAUGCCGGUGAUCAGCAAAAGAGGUUUAAAUAUGCUUUCAAGGCAAAUCUUAAAAAAUGUAGCAUGGAUAAUUGAGAACCAUUUGUGGGAUGUGAUACACAAGUAGCAGUCAAGUACAACAUGCCUUGUUUUCCUAGAGUGGACAUGUAAGGGGAUGUUUGUUCCAGCCAGUCGAAAACUUCCUGUUUCCUCCUGGGUUGGAGCAUCCUUCCUCUUGCGUGUGACUGGAGGUGGGCAUGACCUUACCUGUCCAGGUGACAAAAGGACCAGGCACGCAGCCCGCCCGCCCACCCGCUCUCUCUUCGACUUCCUCCUUCAUUGGAGCAACAGCUCUUUUUAGCUAGAGAUUCUCAGUUGGCUUUCAGCUUUCAGCCAACAGACGACAAAGAGACUAUCUCCAUAUGGGAUAGACUCACAUGUAUAUAUAUCUGUAACUAAGACUGCCUUCGGGGAUCCAUCUGUGAACUGAAUGUGUGAGUAAACUUAUUUUAUAUUCUUUACACAAGAUUGUGUUGUGUCUAUUCUUUUAAGAGGGAAAUAAGGGGGAUUUACCAGGAAUAUAUUGAGAAGCUUAAACAAGCUUGCAACCAAGCUAACCACUGUGUGUUUAAAGGGGAAUGUUAGGGCAAGUUAGGAAGGAUAUUAUUAAACAAUAUAUCCUCUCCUGCCUCCCUGAACAUUCACACAACACUGACCUAGGAGAGCUCCAAUUGGAGAACAGCCUUUACCAAAGGCGUCAUGGACUUUGUAGAAGCACAAACUCGGGAUAAAAGGGAGAAAAAAGCUGAGAGUAAGGCAGGUUUGGCAAACGCUCAUCGUGAUCAAUUCCCACCCAGAAACCUAUGUCUCCGCUGUGGAAGGAUGUGUGGACAGCAGCAGAGGAAGCCUCUCAGGCACCUGGGGUGGUGUGCCCAGGGGCGGGGCAAACUCCCCAUAGAGGUGGGGUGCAGUACCCAAAGGAGUGGGGCGUUCGGUGCCCAUAGGGAUGGCACAGGGCGCUCGGCCUUCCAUGCCGUCCCUAUGGGAACUGUGCCCCCUGUCCCUAUGGGCGCCACACGCCACAUCACCCAUGGGGACAGCAUGGCACGGGGUGUGCAGCGCCCAUGGGGAUGGGACAGGGCGCACAGUGGGGCCUCAGCUGCCCUACAGCUGUGGGGGGGGAGGCACUGAGACACAUGGCUUGUGCACUCUGCCAGCCCCACAGUGACUAGUGCCGCCCGCCAUUUUGUCACCCCCCCAUCAGGGUGGCACCCAAGGUGAGUCGCACCCCUGCACCCCCUUUCCUACGCCCCUGUGUGUGGAUCCAGAAUUGGCCUCCACAGUCACUUAUGGACACACUGUGGAGACCAUGUUCAUGGAAGACAAUCUUACUCAGCUACGAGGGAAGGCAAGGGUGAUGCCCUCCAAGCCGCUUAUUGGUGAAAUCUGUAGGAUGUAAAGGUGCAGUCAAGUGCAACAUUCUGACAGAGGACUAACGGCCUCCAUGUUCUAACCGGUUGCUGUGACAACCAGUUUGUCGGUUGCUGGUAUUUUUGAAAGAUAACUGCUCAGUUGCACUCACCUCAGGACCAACUUCCCUCUGGUCUAGUUUAUUUGGUUGUUAUGUAACCUAAGCCUGCCUUCAGGUACAGUUCUGUAAACCUGAAUGAAUCUGAGAGUAAAAUAGUUUUAUAUUAACAUGAAUCAGAUUCGUGUGUGUAUUCUUUAAGAGGGAUUCAAAGGGAUUUUUAACUAGGAGUCAUCUUUAUUAAUAGAACUCAGACGAGUCAGUACAAGCUGAUCACUGCAUAAACUUAUAAAGGGAUUGUUUAACUCUGCUAAAGUAAACCUUCCCAUUAGGGAUUGUAGAAUAAGACCUCCCAGGAAAACUUAUUUAUGUAUGCUACAACAGCGGCAAGAGUCUUGAUAGCACAAGGAUGGAAGAAUGAGGAAAUCCCAACGAAAGAACAGUGGCAAGAAAAACUGAUAAGCUAUGAGGAACUGGCCAAACUGAGAUACAAACUGCAUGAAAAGGACAAUUGUGACUUCAAGGAAGAAUGGGAACUUUUUACAAAUUAAAAGACAACAAAAUGAUCUGAACUCCUUGGCAGGUUUUGAAUAAACAUCCACAAAUUUAUUAGUUGAACACAUGAUAGAUAAGGCAAGGAUAUGCACAAUUUUAUAACAUGCAGAGAACAAUAAGUGUAAAGAAAUCAGAGAGGGGAGCUGAGGGAAGUCCCUGGUGGGGGGGGGGAGAGGGAGGGGGAAAUGGGGAAAUAAUGUAAUUGAUUAUGUGGAUUGAUGAUUGGUUAUGUUGAAAUUGUUUCAUAAAAAUAUUGUUUUUUAAAAAUAAAGUAAACCUUCCCACAAAAUCAACCCCCACAGUGUUCAGCUUACGUUUAGGCCAACAGCCUAUGGAAAGGUUAUCAGAUGGAAUACAGAAUAGCAGGAAAAGUGAAUUGGGUGACAGUGAGAACGGAAGGAAACCAGGAGAAAUAUACCAUAGCAGGGCUUUGCCACAACACUCAAUACACCUUUUGAUAAGCUGCCAUGACGAAACCGGGACUCAGAGAAGUGAGGAGAUCAGUGUAAACACACUCCCCCAGUUCUUCCGGGGUCCUUGAAAAGGUAACAAAGGAGCAUUUGUCAAUCUGUGUUACCAAUGAGAGGAAGCAGGAGAAAGUAGGAGUCAUGUCAACUUAUUGAGAGGGGAGGGGGAAAGGACAUGAGAAGCCUCAGGUGCGCAACGGAUACCAGGUGUCCGCUGCUGAGGCAGAAAGAGCUAAGUGAUCUCAGAAAGGGAAGAAAAGGAUGUUCCAGCUGCCUUGGAGCCUGGCCUCAUAGACCAGCAGCUGCCAAUAUGUUUUCCAGGGGCACAAUUGUGCCCUCGACACCUUCCCCUGGUGCACACACAGCGCCACUGAACUCCCCAUGCCCACUGCCAGGGCCUGAGAGGGUUUUAAAGGCUCCAAGCAUUUAAAAGAUGUUGGUGCCCCCAUAUGUAUCUGAUUCAACAUAUGAAGAAUAAGCUCAUAUUGAUGGCCACCAACAUGGAUGACUUUAAAACAGGAUUCUUGAUUUAUUUACCACACACUGGGCUUGUCCACUCUUCCUCAAUCCCGUCCCUAGAAAGCACCGGUCUGAGCAGUUUCCCGCUUUUCACACUCCUCUCCCAUGGAACACCCCCUCUUCUGCUCCAAAUCAGAGCAAACAUCAAUUCCUGGGAAAGACGAUUGACAUUUGCUCCAACUGAGUGCCAAGGAGAGGGUUGCCUGUGGAGAGGCAGAAAAACAAGGGGAAGUGUGGAUAAGCCACAGAAUUCCCUGGAUCCAAAAUGUGAAACCCGGCUUAGGCUUAAGGAGGUUGAGAAGGCAAGGGGGAUGAAGGUCGUGAAAUAGUGCCACACGGAGGACGUGCAAUAAUGAUGGGAGAACACAAAUUAUCCUGCUGAGUUUAUUGAUGAUACUGCUUCCGUUUACAUUGGAGGAUGAGAUCUUCCUGCUCCUCUUUGCCUUCUUUGGAAGCUUCUCCGGAUUUUAGGGCAAAGCACGAACAAAGGGAGCCCACGGCAGAAGUCGAUGCCUGUUGGAAACAAACCCGGGGUAAGUGAUUGGUGUGGAGUCAAGAGAAAGGGAGAAAGAUGUCAAGGAGGAGAUGGGCGGAGAGUUCUCAAAUAAGCAAAAAUUUACCCCCCGCCCUUAUGCCCAGGGAAGGAACCUCAAACGUCAUCUAGCCCAACCCUUCUGCAACUUCUCAAUAGGGAGCCCCCAUACUCUGCUUAAAAACCUCUAAUAGAAAUAGAAAUAGCAUUCUUGUUGAGAUUAAAUAAAGGGGGGGAGAACCACUUGUGCCACCUUGAGUCCCACGGAUAUAAAGGUGGGAUAUAAAUACAUUAAAUUAAUAAAUUCUUGCCCAGGACUAUAAAUUUCUUCCUAAUGUUUAGUCUAAAUCAUUUUUCGUUUUACUUUGGAGCUGCUUGUUCAGCUCUUACCCUCUGGAGCAACUGAAAACAACCCUGUUCCAUCCUCCUUUUCCAAGCUGGAAUUUGUCUACCAUGAAAGUCAUCAGCAAUUGGAAAAGACAGGGCCCCAUUCUCAUUCUUUGUACCCUACCUUCUUUGAUUUCUUCUUCUUCUGCCCUUCAGGGAUUUCUCCAGCAUUCAUUUCAUCCUCCACUGGUUCCCCUGCUGCUGUCUGCUUUGAAGUCUCCCCAGGAUUCCUUCCAUCUGACCUCAGUGACAUCUCCAUCAGACACGGCUUGAGAUACGGCUGGUCCCCGUUCUCCUGAACCACCUUCUCAAUCAGAGACAGCAGCUCUUCCGCCUGGCUGGCCCUUUCCUCUCCCGUCCCUCUGUUGUUGAAAGCGCAGCAACGGCCCUUGCAUUUCCCCACCAAAUCCUGCAGGACUCUGUUUCCAGACAGCCCUAUGUACUCCUGUAGGCUUUCUGUCUCUAGGUCUUCUUUGCGGGUAAACAAGACGAUCAUGUACUUUGUGGCCCCUGGGCCAAAGACCUCCUCCACCCUCUUCACGGCCACAGCGUCUUCCUCGGUGAAACGACCGGCCUGUGUCACAAACACCAGGGCGUGGGGACCUGGCUUACAAAGAGAGAGGCACCUCUGCACUUCCAGAAUAUCAUGCUCUGUUUGAGGACAAGCAUCAAAAAUGGCCGGAGUGUCAAUGAUGACAACUUGUUUCCCCUUCCACUUCUCUGCUCGGACCUCUCUGCUGCAUGUCUGGGUCACUGGCUUCGGGGAGAGUUUGGACUCAAAGGUCUUCUCCCCCAGAAGGGAGUUUCCUGUGGCACUUCUGCCUCCUCCCGUCUUCCCAACAAGAACGACCCGCAGUUCGGAAUCCUUGUGGGAUUAACUCUGGUUCCCAGGCUCUGUUGGGAAGGAAUAAGGAACAUUAACACUAUUAAGAGUGUCGCUGAAAUUUUGUCCACGCAGUAUUUUAAAAUGCAUCACAAGGAGGAAUUUCUCCUACUGCACAAGUCCAUAUUAUGCUCCAUCCUGUCUUUUGGAUGAAAAGUGUGAGAAUGUCUUGCAAGAGAGGUUUGUUAAUUUCAUACCCCACAGAGGGGAGGGAGGGAACGCAGUAUUUGUAGGGCAGGGCUGGGAAAGUCUCCUGCCUGAUACUCUGAAGAGCUGCUGCCACUCAGUGUAGACAGUACUGAGCUCAGUACAAGGCAGGUUCCUCUGUUCUAUGUAACUUGUGCUUGAGAGGCCUUUGGCAGGAUUCAGCUCCAGGGUUAUCCUAAAUUCUUAAUACAGUAGACAUUGCCUUUCUCCCUCCACCAUGACCCAAAUCCCUCCCCUCCAAAUACACCAGAAUUCAUGCGGUGGAUUGCACAAAGCAAGCUAACUCUUGCACCCAUCUCCAUAAUUUGCAAAAUGUUUGCAAGUUACAGAGCCACCCCCUUAUGGGUGCAGAAUUCUUCUGCCUUUGGGCUCUUCCUUGUACAAAGAAGAAGAGCAGGUAUUUGGUGGGUCUCCUUAAGGAAGGGCUACCUUGAGAAUCUCAACUCAGGGAGAUCUAUAACUGCUUCCGAAUCAUAAUUUGACUCUACCUUUAGGGAAUAUACUUGGUCCUCCUUUGUCUGUGUCCAUUGCUCCUUCCUCUGGUUUCAUUUUGUCUGCGCUUCUUGUAGGUCCUCUUGGAAACAGCUCGAGGAAAGGCUUGUUCUGGUUGUCCAUCAUCAUCUGCUCGAUUUUCACCAGCAGCUCUUCCACCUGGCUGGCCCUUUCCUCUCCCGUCCCUUUGUUGUUGAAAGCGCAGCAACGGCUGUUGCACUUCCCCACCAAAUCCUGAAGAGGUCGGUUUCCAGACAGCCCUAUGUACUCCUCUAGGCUUUCUGUCUCUAGGUCUUCUUUGCGGGUGAACAAGACGAUCAUGUACUUUGUGGCCUCUGGGCCAAAGACCUCCUCCACCCUCUUGGAGGCCACAGCAUCUUCUUCGGUGAAACGACCGGCCUGCGUCACAAACACCAGGGCGUGGGGACCUGGCUCACACAGAGAGAGGCACUUCUGGAGCUCCUCAUUAUUCUGCUGCUCUGGAAGGCAGGUGUCAAAAAUGGCCGGAGUGUCAACGACAACAACUUGCUUUGCUUCCCAUUUCUCUGCCCGGACUUCUCUCUUGCAAGUCUGGGUCACUGCCUUCAGUGAAGCUUUGGACUCGAACUUCUUUUCGCCCAAAAUGGUGUUUCCUGUGGCACUUCUUCCUCCUCCCGUCUUCCCAACAAGAACAAUCCGUAGAUCUUCAUGGAGGUUUCUGCUCUCGUGUGCUUUGGUGGUCUCUGGAAAGAAAUUAGGAAGAUGUCUAAGAAUCCAAGACUGAAGAGUUUUAAAGGGAUGUCAGUUUCAUGGCACGUUGCAGUAGCCCAACUGAGAGAUUACCUUGUAGAAACACCACCCAGGUUCUUAUUCUCAAGAAAGACCCUAAGGUGGCUGACCCUAAGUCAGUCAGGAGUGAAAACAAUAUUGACCUGGCCACACUCACACCUUGGAGACCCAAGUCAACAACCAUUCCUGCAGCACCACUAAGUCUUGUUCCUUAAGGGAGAGUGGGCUGCUCAUUUCCCGGAUUUGUGGGCCUCCCGCUUGCCUGGGAAUUCGCUCCUGAAUUGCCACCAUCCAGGGUCCAUACACUGCAACAAUUCCCUAAGCACCUGGGGUCACCUCACCCUUCCAACUGUGGCCCACAAAUGGUCCAACCUUCACCAUUCCCUUCACGUGGUUCUUUCACAGGAGGGUCAGGAGAAGGGAGAGACUUACCUCUAACUUCCGCUCUCCAUUCAUCCAUUGUCCAGGCAGAAUGCUGAGCCGGAAGAGAACCAGAAAAAGAAGUUCAUUAGCUCCUGCAAUACAGUUUGACUAGUACUUUGCCCAAACUCCUCUCCAUCACCAGAGGAAGCUUAUGAUGUAAACACAACCCUGAAAGAACCUCAAAGCACCAUAUUCUGCCCCUGCAGAUUUGGGAUUCAAUUACUAGGGAGGCAGCUGAUGACUUUUUUUACAUGCAUUGGUCCUAAAUUAGGUUUGCUAAUUUUUCCUGUUGAUAAUUUCAUUGUUCUAUCUUUUUGGAUUUGAGGGUGUGUGGUUUUUACCACCAACAGGUGUAUAAGCAUUAAUAAACAAACAUGCCUAACACUUUGUCCUUCACAAUCUCUUCAAGAAUCUUCCCACCCUCUGCAUUUGGGGGGGAAAGCACCCGGAUAUUCCCUUCCUCCAGCCAGAGCUGCAUCUCUCCCCCUUACCUGCUUCUGCUUCUGCCUUGGGGGUCCCUGGCAGCCUGGCCUGAUAUCCUCCCUUCUGCAGCUCCCAGGCAGGUGGGCUGGUUUGGGGAGGGCCCUGAACAGCUGCAGCCACUCAGGAUGAUGGUCUGUAGGCUCCUUGGGGCCUAGUCUUGAUGAAAAUACCCUCCACAGAUGACCACCUCUUAAAGGCAGCUGCUUUUCAGUGGGGAGGGGGCUGAUGCCAACCACUUCCAGUGCCUCUCCGCCCCCCCUUUACCCAGCGGACUCUCUCCCACUUGCUUCCUUCUGCUGCUGCUGCAUGUCGCCAUUCCAGCCCCCCCUCCGCGGAACCUCCCCACUCAGAAGCCCUGGAGAAGCCACUGACUGCCAGUGUGGACAAUACUAAUCUAAAUGGACCAGUCAGUCUGGUUCAGUACAAAACAGCUUCCUUUUUCUCCAUGUGGUUUGGGGCAGGGGGGCACAGCUCAGCAGCUGAGCAUCUGGUUUGCAUAGAGAUGGUCUCGGGUUCAACCGCUGGCAUCUCCAGGGGGGCAGGUAGCCAUUGCUGAGCCAGAAGGACAAAGGUGACAUCUCCUUGCAAAGGGAGCUUCGGAUGUUCCUAAGACAAGAAAGGAAACGGUACCUUCUUUGUGAUGCCUCUGGAGCUUGAAGAAGACUCUCGGGUUCGAUGGUCCCUCUGCUCUGCAGUUUCUUCUCUCCCUCUCUGUCGAUGGCUGACUCUGUUCUGAGCUGAAUAAAAUGGAGCUCCACACACCCACCCCAAAAGCAUUCAUGGCUAGCAGCCAGAUCAUGUUCUGAGAAGCCAAAACAGCUUCCCAGAAUUGCAUAUCUGUUUCUAUUGGCUACAGGAGAGGACAAAACUGCCCUCUGGGUGGAUAAUUUCAGAGGAGCUGCAUUUGGUCUCCUGCAGUUCUGGGAGAAGCACCCAAGAGGAGCAGCAGAAGGAGGAGGAGACCCACACGGAGGGAGACCCACACAGAGAAAGACCCACACGGAGGGAGACCCACACAGAGAAAGACCCACACGGAGGAGACCCGCACCUCAGACGGACCACAGGUUGGUAUUUGGGAGCAGGAGCAGCAGCCACAAGGUUUGACUUUAAGCCUUCUGUGUCUCAACCUGCCUCAGAGAUGCUCAAGGUCUGCUUUGUUUGACCUGUUGCUAGAGGCUGGGUUAGAGCUCUUGGGUCAUUCCACGCCAAACAACCUGAUUUUAAUACUCGACCGUGCUCUCAUGACUCAGAUUUUCUUCAAAAAAAUUUUCUGUGUAGAUACCUAUGAGAUAACCUCAAAUUAAUUUCUAAAGUUUUUUUGGUCCAAAAUUGGACAUGGGAAAUUUUUUUGAAAAUUUCAAUUUUCAUGUGAUUUAGGCUAAUGCAAUUUCUUGCAGAAGUGUUUUACACCAUAAAAUGAACAAGGGGUCUGAGAUGCAUUUUAUUAUUAUAUAAUCAAUAAAACUUAAUUUUUAAAACAAAUCAGAUGACACUGUAACAUAAGAGGUUACAAUUUUAACUAUUCUCAUGAAUGUGAGAGUUAUUUCAGGUUCAAAGAGACAUUAAACCUGUCCAAAGAAGUAAUUUGUUUUGUAAAAAAUUUACUUCAAAAUCAAUUUAUUUUAUAACCACAAAAAACACCCUCCUUAUUUUUAUAACAAGUACAUGGUUAGCCCAUUCUACAACAAAAGUAUGAUACAUGUGUUAGUUGUGGUUUGCGCACUAUGGCUUAUUGAACCUACCAGGAAUAAAAUGACAAAAAUUCACUUUGAAUAGUCGGUGACCCUUUUCUGUGGCAGUUAAUACCAUUUUUAUACCUUAUUUUGAAAGAGACCACAAUGACCUUUAUUUUGAUACCAAAAUAAGCCCAAUCGGUUGAAAAAUAAGCAAAACAGGAGGUUUUUCCUACACUGACCCAGAAAUUGCAUUAGCCUAAAUCGCCUGAAAAUCGAAAAUUUCAAAAAAUUCUCCUGCACCCAAUUUUGGACCAAAAAACCUUUCAAAAUUAAUUUGAGGUUAUCUCAACAUAAAACACAUUAAAACUUUUUGAAGAAAAUCUGAGUCGUGAAGCUCUUGGAAGCAAAACUUUGGCUUGCGUGUAUAAUAAUGAAUCUUUUCCUUUUAAUUAAAUGUGCAGUUAAAGGAGUCCCUCCAUGGUGGAUUGAGCCUGACAAUCUGCAGGAACAUCCCUCUGGGUUUUAAAGCUUAUUUUUAAAAGAACAUUUCCCUUUCCCUUUUUUCUCCUGCCAGAAUUGCCUGAAAUUUGCAGACAUGGAGACUGACAAAUCCCAAAAUUAGAGCUGUAGUGUUUCCUUUGCCAUUUUUGUUGGGGGGGGGGGGGGGUCCAAAAAGAAAAAGAAAAAAUCAGUAGGGGGGAGGAAUGGAAAUGACUUCUUCUGCCCCACACCAGGGAUUUUUCAGAACACAGCUUCUCCCUGCAAGAAAGAAAUCUUUCUGGUUGUUUUUUUAAAAAAUGUGUGUGUGUGGUUUGUUGGUUUUGGGAGGCGGGAAAGCAAAAGUGAUCUCUCAUGGGCCAUUUCUGAGAAUUCAGAUGGUUAGAAAGAACACCCUGCCUAGGUCCAGAAGUCAACAGAUAGGGAGGGUGUGUUGUUUUUCUUGCUGGCCAUUUCCUUCUUUCGUUUGAGGAACCUUUCACCGCAAAACAGGAUACUAACAGGAUCUCUGCUCUUAGCAAAACAGCUCAGGAAAGAUUUCCAUGUUUUAUGUUUCAUUAAUGCUGCAUAUGAACACAUGAAGAGCCCUCUGGGAUCAGGCCAGGGGCCCUCAAGUUACAGACUCAUAGAACUGAAGAGUUGGAAGGGACCCCAAGGAUCAUCUAGUCCAACCCCCCGCAAUGCAGUUGUCCCAUAUAGCGACCGAACCUGCAUCCUUGGCAUUAUAUCAGCACCACGCUCUAACCAACAGUGCAAUCCAGUCCGGCCUCCUGUUCUCACAGGAGCCAGCCAGAUGCCCCCAAGGGAAGCCUGUGAGCAGGAGCUGAGCUCAAGAACAACUCUCCCCUUCUGUAGUCUCCAGCAGCUGCAAUUCAGAAGCAUCGCUGCCUCCGACUGUGGCUAACUCCAGCUGUGCACAAACAUUAUUUCACAUGCAUAGAACUGGAGUGGGAGCUUCCGGGUCAGCGCCAUCGCUAAUGGCGGAUUCCCUCUGAUUCUCAGAGGGACCAGCUCAGCGGGAUCGGGUCUUACCGCUGUGGCAAAGCGGGGACCCUUUAAAAACCACAGGCGGGGGAAGCCUGUGAACGUGGGGACUCGGAGGGCAUCAUUUGCGGCCCCCCCCCCAAGUUGCGAAGGGACCCUUUUAAGGGCUCCGGAGCGGGACGGGGUGAGUGGCACGGUGCUGAGAGUCGACUGCUUCUUCCGCGGAGUGAAGCCGCACAGCCGUUAUCGGAGAGAGCUGACUUUUUCCUGGGAUAAUUGGAUUUCGAAAGCAACUACCCGUGAGUAGGAUUAAAUUGGAUUUAAAAGGAGAAAAAACAGCUAAUUCGGCAUCGAAGCGGGAAGGUAUAACCAGGAAGUCUGCCUUCCUUUCUUGUAGAUAGUUCAAAGUAAAGAGACUGUAAAGCGGAAACAUAGAGAGACGUUCGGAAAAAAGACUUAGAUCUUAACAUCUGGAAAGUGGUCUCCCCUCCGGAUUGCAGGAGAGGAGGGGGGAAGGUUUGAGUUGUAUUUACCUGCAAAGAAAAGGGGGAAAGGAAGCUAAAUCUGCUGCUUAAAACCUGGGAACGGACUGCCCCUAGACAAGGAAUGCCGUUCAGUGGAAAGCCUAUCGGUAAGCAGAGGAUUUUUGACAGCUAACUCUGCAGAAGAGAUAUAGUGUUUCUGGACUUCUCCUGGCUUUAUUUUUUUUUUUAAAUAAUUUUUUAUUAAGGUUUUGAACAAAGAAAAAAGAAGAACAACACACACACACACAAAAAAAACAAUACAAAAUUUAACAAUAAAAACACAAAACGUAACAAUUAAAAACAAACUCUCUUUUCUAUUCCCAAUUUUACAUUACUUAUUUUCUGGACUUCCUCAUACCUCCCUCUUUUGUAUUCCAAUCCACAUUAUUUGUCCAGCAGUUUCUUUUCCACUUUUUUAAACCCAAUCUUUAAUUUAAUAAAAUGUUAAAAUAUAUAACUUCAACUUUUUUUAAACCUAAUCCUUAUUCUUAAUGUCAUAUACCUUUAAAUUUUUCCCUUUUAUUAUCAAAUUUCCAUUUCUUUAAACAUCUUUAAUCAUGAUCUUUAGUCUUAAUCUGUCCUUAACUUUAACCUGUACAGCUGGAAACGACUUAUUUUCAAUCCAACAUCACUCUAACAUUCCUUAAUUUUGCAGUGUUUCUGAAGAUAGUCUUUAAAUUUCUUCCAGUCUUCCUCCAUCGACUCUUCUCCCUGGUCACGGAUUCUGCCAGUCAUUUCCGCCAAUUCCAUAUAGUCCAUAAGUUUCAUCUGCCAUUCCUCCAGCGUGGGAAGUUCUUGUGUCUUCCAAUACUUUGCGAUGAGUAUUCUUGCUGCUGUUGUUGCAUACAUAAAGAAAGUUCUAUCCUUUUUAACACCAUUUGGCCCACUAUGCCCAGGAGAAAGGCCUCUGGUUUCUUAGGAAAGGUAUUCUUAUAUACCUUUUUAAAUUCAUUAUAUAUGUUUUCCCAGAAAGCCUUAAUCUUUGGGCACGUCCACCAAAGGUGAAAAAAUGUACCUUCAGUUUCUUUACAUUUCCAACAUUUGUUAUCGGGCAAGUGAUAGAUUUUCGCAAGCUUGACUGGGGUUAUGUACCACCUGUAUAUCAUUUUCAUAAUAUUCUCUCUUAAGGCAUUACAUGCCGUAAAUUUCAUACCUGUGGUCCACAACUGUUCCCAGUCAGCAAACAUAAUGUUAUGUCCAACGUCCUGUGCCCAUUUAAUCAUAGCCGAUUUUACCGUUUCAUCUUGAGUAUUCCAUUUCAGCAGCAAGUUAUACAUUCUUGACAAAUUCUUAGUUUUGGGUUCUAACAAUUCUGUUUCUAAUUUGGAUCUUUCCACCUGGAAGCCAAUUUUCCUGUCCAAUUUAAAUGCCUCCAUUAUCUGAUAAUAAUGAAGCCAGUCUCGCACUUUGUUUUUAGUUUUCAAAACUCUGCAAUUUCAGUCUAUCUCCAUCUUGUUCCAAAAUUUCCCAAUAUUUCGGCCAUUUGACCUCCAUAUUGACCUUUUUCAAGGCUUUCGCUUCCAUUGGUGACAGCCACCUUGGGGUUUUGUUUUCUAACAAAUCCUUAUAUCUUAACCAAACAUUGAAUAGCGCUUUCCUGACAUGACUUCUCCUGGCUUUAAAGUAACUGUUCAAGUGCAUUGAAACUGUUGUUUUUAAGUGAAUUGGGGGACUUAUAAAGACCAUCUUUGUUCUUAAAAGUUGCAAGCUUUGGCUGUUACUGUGUCCCCCUAGAGGAGGCUGGACAUUGCUACAAUAACAACUGGGUUAGAGGAAAAUUCCAUUCCAAAACAAACUUUCAACUGUGGGAAUGACCUUGGAUUCUCAUGAGAGUGUUAUGGCAGAUGGGAAAGGAAAGAUAGAGCUGGCGCAGGAAAAAACUACUAGGUCUGGCAGACACUAUCGGACAGAUACUGCGCAGCAGCGAAGGGCUUCAACAUCUGGAGCAUCUGGAACAUCAGGGGCUGCACCCCCACAGGUCAAACCAAAAGUUAUGUCGUCCGAAGACGUUUUGGCACACGCUCUUGGAAAAAUUAAUGAAUCUUUGGAAAAUUUAGCUAAGCAGGUAGCUGAGACUAAUAAACAAGUAGCUGAAGCAUCAGGUAAAAUUGAUCUGAAUACUACAAGUAUUAAUAAUUUGGGACAGAAGGUGAACACCAAUACAGAGUCUAUUGAAAAAUUAUUACAGGAAUCUGCUUCGACCCGAAAGAUAGCUGAAGAAGCAAAAGAUAUUGCAACUGCUAUUCAAGAGAAGAUACCACCAGUAUAUAAGAAAUUGGAGGACCAUGAUUUGACAUUGUCUAUGAUUGAAUUGAAAGAGAGACAAAGAAAUUUAAGAAUCAGGGCUGUACCAGAACGGGAGAAAGAUAACCUGGCUGACUUUCUUACACAGGAAUUUACAGACUUUUGGCAACAGGACUUGGGAAGGAAGAAUUCAAGAUAGUGAAUGCAUUUAGACUUGGAAGAGGACAAAGCAGGAACAAGGUGAGGGACUGCUUGAUUACCCUUCGAACAAAAGAAGAGAGAGACAAAAUUUUGAAUUUGCACUAUCAAAAGACUUUGGAAAUUUACGACUCAAGUGUGGUGAUAUUUAAGGACAUUCCAAAACAUCUUUUGGACUUAAGGUUUAACUACGGAGACCUAGUUGCCCUGUUGAAAAGAAAUAGAAUUCUUUUCAGGUGGGAAUUUCCUCAAGGCCUAUCCUUUAAAUACAAAGGAAGAAAGAUAAAAAUAAGAUCAGUCAAUGAUAAGGACAGGUUCUUGAAAGAUCACGAAGAAGACCUACAGAAAGAAGUGGAAUCUGGAGAAGAGCCAAAAGGCAUACUAGACAUAGCAAACUUAUCUUUUGGAUUGCACGGCCCAGAGAAAGAGACACCACCUACAGAACAAGAACAGACACUUGGUGCAGUUGGAGGUAAAGUGAAGUAACCCCAUCAUGGCUCUGCAACUGUUAAGCUGGAAUUGUAAUGGUUUGAACUCCCUCGAAAGAGAAAAAGUGUUUUUCAUCUACUAAAAAGGAACAAUUGGACUUGAUUUGUUUACAAGAAACACAUAUAACAAGGCUACACAGGAAACUACUGAUUAAUAAAAGAUUGGGACAGGAGUUUAUCUCAUCUGACAAAGUUAAAAAAGAGGAGUUGUGAUAUAUGCAAAGGAGAGACUAUCACCGAAAUUAAUUUUUAAAGAUGAUCAAGGAAGAUUCUUGGCAAUUGAAAUUCAAGUUCAAGGAGAGAAAUUCUUGAUAGUAGGAAUUUAUGCACCGAAUGAGGGAAAUCUGAAUUCUUUAAAAAGUUGCACGAGACUUUACUGGACUAUUUGGAUUACAAUUUGAUUUUGAUGGGGGACAUGAAUGGAGUAGUAUCUACAAACAUGGAUAAGGCACAAAGACAGGUAGUUACCAAGGAUGGUAGACUACCGAAAACAUUUUUGAGAUGACAGACAAUAUAGACUUAGUGGAUAUCUGGAGAGUAAAGAACCCCUUGGGAAGAGAGGGAACCUUCUUUUCUGAAGCCAAGAUGACAUGGACUAGAAUUGACCAAAUAUGGAUAACUAGAGGAAUGGCACCAAAGAUAAAGAAAGUAGAAAUCUGCCCAAAAACCUGCUCCGACCAUAAUGCGGUAAGGAUGGAGAUGAAACAAAUAUCAACUGGAUCCUUCAGAUGGAGGAUGAAUGACACCUUAUUUAGAGAUGAAGAUGUAUAUAAAAAGGCCCAAAAAACUUUGAGAGACUAUUUUGAAAUAAAUAUGAACACCAAUGUAGAAAAAGAGUAAUCUGGGACGCAAGCAAAGCGGUCAUGAGAGGGUUUCUGAUACAACAGAAUGCAAUAAAGAAGAGAAGUCAGAAUGAGAAGAAAGAUAAAAUUUUGGAGAAAAUAAAAGAAAGUGAGAAGAAAUUGAGAGCAAAACCAAAGUCGCAGGAGAUUCUGAGAGAAAUAAAAUUAUAUCAAGUACAAUACAUGAAAAUGAUGAAUCAGGAAAUAGAAUGGAAAAUUAAACAAAUGAGACAAAAACAUUUGAAUCACCUAAUAAAUGUGGGAAAUUGCUGGCCUGGCAAAUGAAAAAAAGACAAAAAUUAAAUACUAUUACAAACUUAGAAGUGGAAGGAAAGAAUAUACACAACCCAAUUGAGAUUAGAAACUGUUUCCAGAGGUACUUUAAACAAUUAUAUACGCAAGGGCCACAGAAAGAAAUGGACAUAGACCGAUUCUUGAAGACAAAUGGAUUACAAAAAAUCUCUCAAGAAAGUAAAUUAAUGCUGAACUAUAAAAUAUCUGAACAGGAAGUGGAAGGUGCCAUUCAAAAUAUGCAAUUGGGCAAAUCUCCAGGACCGGAUGGGCUGACUUCUAGAUAUUAUAGAUCCUUGAAAGAGUGGCUAUUGCAACCUUUGAAGGAAGUCUGCAAUGAAAUUUUGGAAGGGAAAAGGGCACCAGAGUCGUGGAAAGAGGCGUACAUUACACUUAUACCUAAAACAGAGACUGAAAAGACUCAGCUUAAGAACUACCGCCCUAUAUCGUUACUUAAUGUGGAUUACAAAAUUUUUGCAGACAUUUUGGCCAAGAGAUUGAAAAAGUAUUGAUGGAAGAGAUUCAUAAAGACCAAGCGGGCUUUCUCCCGGGAAGACACUUGUCUGACAAUUUGAGGAAUAUAAUUGACAUUUUGGAAAAACUAGAAGUGAAUAUUAACACUAAAGCAGUUCUGAUAUUUGUGGAUGCGGAGAAAGCUUUUGACAAUAUCUCUUGGAGCUUCAUGAAGAAGAACCUACAGGGGAUGGGGGUAGACCAAGGUUUUGAAAAUGGUAUAGGUGCAAUAUACUCUGAACAAAAGGCUAAAUUAAUUGUAAAUAAUGUGGUGACGGAAGAAUUUAAGAUAGACAAAGGGACACGACAGGGGUGCCCAAUCUCCCCACUGCUUUUAUAUCGGUCCUGGAGGUUCUGCUGAAUAUGAUUAGAAGGGACCGGUUGGUUAAAGGUAUACAGGUCGGAGCCAAACAGUACAAACUGAGAGCAUUUGCAGAUGACUUAGUAUUGACGUUACAGGAGCCAGAAUCUAGCACUAAAAGGGUUUUAGAAUUAAUUCAAGAAUUUGGUCAAGUGGCAGGAUUUAAACUGAACAAGCUAAAAACUAAGGUUUUAGAGAAAAAUUUAACACCGAUUGAAAGAGAGAGGUUUCAGAAUGAGACAGGUUUAACAGUGGUUAAGAAAGUGAAAUAUCUGGGGAUUAAUAUGACAGCCAAAAAUGGGAACUUAUUUAAAGAUAAUUAUGAAAAAUGUUGGAUGGAAGUGAAAAAAGAUUUAGAAAUUUGGUCAAAUUUGAAGCUUUCACUGCUGGGCCGUAUUGUUGCGAUAAAAAUGAAUGUAUUGCCUAGAAUGUUGUUUUUGUUUCAGACAUUGCAAAUUGUGGACAAGAUGGAUUGUUUCAAGAAGUGGCAGAGAGACAUUUCUAGAUUUGUCUGGCAGGGCAAGAAGCCCAGAAUAAAAUUUAAGAUAUUAACUGAUGCAAAGGAAAGAGGUGGAUUUGCCCUGCCAGACUUUAAACUUUAUUAUGAAUCAGCAGCUUUUUGCUGGUUGAAAGAAUGGCUACUUCUUGAAAAUACAGACAUUUUGGAUUUAGAAGGUUUUAACAACGUAUUUGGAUGGCAUGCAUAUUUAUGGUAUGAUAAGGUCAAAGCACAUAAAGCAUUUAAAAAUCAUAUUGUCAGGAAAGCACUGUUUAAUGUUUGGAUAAGAUACAAGGAUUUAUUGGAAAAUAAAACCCCAAGGUGGUUGUCACCGAUGGAAGCGAAAGCUCUGAAAAGGCUCAAUAUGGAGGCCAAAUGGUCGAAAUAUUGGGAAAUUUUGGAACAAGAAGGAGACAAAUUGAAAUUGCAGAUUUUCGAGAAACUAAAAACAAAGUGAGAGAUUGGCUUCAUUAUUAUCAAAUAAUGGAGGCAUAUAAUUUGGAUAAGAAAAUUGGCUUCCAGGUGGAAAAAUCAAAACUAGAAACAGAACUGUUAGAACCCAAAACUAAGAAGUUGUCAAGAAUGUAUAACUUGCUGUUGAAAUGGAAUACUCAGGAUGAAACGGUGAAAUCUGCUAUGAUUCUCUCAGAGAAGUUGAUCUGCCUACCUGGCCCUCCUCCCCAGCUGCUGGCCCUCCUGCUCUUGAGGAAGCUAGUCUUUCCCCACCUUUGGUCAUCAGAGAGAAGCCUGCCCUGCCCACCCCAUGAGGACGGGCAGCUUGUGGGCUCAAUCCACCAGAGGGGGGGGGCAGAUUAAAUCCUGGGCCAACACGGGUGACAGAGCACCCAGAAGACACAGAACCAAAGGAGUUUCUCCCUUUGGGAAGAUCUGCUUUGGGGGAGAGCAAGGGCAAGGAGCACCUCCUCAACGUCUUCUAGGGGGAUGGUCUUGCCCUGAUGGCUUUAACAGAUUUUUAACUGGUUGUUUUUUAAAAAAAUGUGUGUGUGUGGUUUGUUGGUUUUGGGAGGAGGGAAAGCGAAAGUGAUCUCUCAUGGGCCAUUUCUGAGAAUUCAGAUGGUUAGAAAGAACACCCUGCCUAGGUCCAGAAGUCAACAGAUAGGGAGGGUGUGUUGUUUUUCUUGCUGGCCAUUUCCUUCUUUCGUUUGAGGGACUUUUCACCGCAAAACAGGAUACUAACAGGAUCUCUGCUCUUAGCAAAACAGCUCAGCAAAGAUUUCCUUGUUUUAUGUUUCAUUAAUGCUGCAUAUGAACGUAUGAAGAGCCCUCUGGGAUCAGGCCAGGGGCCCUCAAGUUACAGACUCAUAGAACUGAAGAGUUGGAAGGGACCCCCAGGAUCAUCCAGUCCAACCCCUUGCAAUGCAGUUGUCCCACACGGGGAUUGAACCUGCAACCUUGGCGUUAUCAUUACCACGCUCUAACCAACAGAGCUCUCCAGUCCAGCCUCCUGUUCUCACAGUGACCAGCCAGAUGCCCCCAAGGGAAGUCUGUAAGCAGGAGCUGAGCUCAAGAACAACUCUCCCCUUCUGAAUUUUCCAGCAACUGCAAUUCAGAGGCAUCGCUGCCUCCGACUGUGGCUAACUCCAGCUGUGCACAAACAUUAUUUCACAUGCAUAGAACUGGAGUGAAACAUAUGUGUUGUGAAGGCAACAAGUGUGUGUUUGUGAACGUAUCUGGCACACAGGUAUAUUCACCAGGGUGGCAUUGAUGAUGAUGAUGAAAUACUUGACAUAAAUAGGAACAAAAAUCCAGUAAAGGUUCAGUAAACCCAUUCUGCUGAUCAGACCUGGUGUGGUCUGGCAUCUGGAAAGUAACAGCAUUCUGGUUGCAACUUGCUUUCUUCUGUUGUGAGGAGACAGUCAAUCAGUUCCUUCCUUAGCAGACCACAAGCUUCACAUGAGCCCACAGUGUGAUGCAGCAGCAAAAAAGGCUAAUGCUAUUCCAGGCUGCCUCCACUGAAGUCUAGUGUCCCAAUCAAGGGCAGUAAUGAGUCUAUCCCUCCAGCAGGAGAGAAUUGGGGGGGGGGAUAUUUUGCAAAUGCUACAAUGCACCUUCUGCACUUGGUUUUGUAGGGGCAGUUCGUGGUUGGAGUCAAAGUCUGCCCUCCUGGGUGAUGCACUAAAAGGGAGGGGAAAGGGGGCACAAUCCAUGCCAAGGAUUCACCCCUUUCUGUUUUUAUAUAAUUUUUAUUAAAUUUUCUAUUUUACAAUUUAAAAUACUCAUUUUACAUCCUUAAAAUAUCAAUGACAUCCCUUCUUUUCUUUCCAAGGUUCCUUUUGCAUAUCAUAAAUCCCUGCAUAUUUUACAAAAACUAUGCCAAUCAGUAUUCCAUUAUUACAUCCAUCGAAACUUAUUUACACUGUUGAAUUUAUCUUAAUGCUGCCAGCGUUUUCAGUUGUACACAAUUAUUUCCCAUAUAUUCAAUAAACAUUUUCCUAUCUUCUCUAAACGUAUGUUCUUCUUGUUCUCUUAUUCUAUAUGUUAAGUCUGCAAGUUGUGCAUAUUCCAUCAACUUAAGUUGCCAUUCUUCUUUGGUUGGGACCUCGCUCAUUUUCCAUUUGGGGGCUAAGAAAACAGGGGCUGCGGUGGUGGCACACAUAAAUAACUUUUUUUGACACCUGGGAAUUUCAGUGUGAAUAAUUCCCAACAGAAAGGACUCUGGUUUUUGGAGGGAAAGUACUUUUACACAUUUUUUCAAUUCAUUAUGAAUAAUUUCCCAAUACUCUUUUACCCUUUUACAAGUCCACCACAUAUGAAAGAACGUUCCCUCAACCUCUUUGCAUCUCCAGCACUUAUCUGAUUCUGUAUUAUACAUCUUAGCAAGUCUAAAGGUAAAGGUAAAGGGGCCCCUGACCAUUAGGUCCAGUUGCGGCACUCAUCUUGCUUUAUUGGCCAAGGGAGCCGGCGUACAGCUUCUGGGUCAUGUGGCCAGCAUGACUAAGCCGCUUCGGGCAAACCAGAGCAGCGCACGGAAACGCCGUUGACCUUCCCACCAGAGUGGUACCUAUUUAUCUACUUGCACUUUGACGUGCUUUUGAACUGCUAGGUUGGCAGGAGCAGGGACCGAGCAACGGGAGCUCACCCCAUCGCGGGGAUUCGAACCGCUGACCUUCUGAUCGGCAAGUCCUAGGCUCUGUGGUUUUACCCACAGUGCCACCCACGUCCCUAUCUUAGCAAGUCUACUCGGAGUUAAAUACAGGUAGUUCUCCUUCAAAGAAUAACAUGAUGUAAACUUCAAGUCACUUUUCCAGAAUUUUCCCCAGAGGUUAAACUCUAUAUUGUGUCCUAUAUCUAUUGCCCAGUGUGUCAUUGAGACUUUGACAAGCUCGUCUUUUGUUUCCCAGUCUAAUAAUAAAUUAUACAUUUGGGACAAAGUUUCUCUUUGUUUUGUAGAAGUUCUUUUUCAAAUUGUGAGCUUUGGUCCAUAAAAGCAUUUUUCCUGUCUGUUUUAAACAUUUCAUGUAACUGAUGAUAUUGUAGCCACACUGUCACAUGGCUCCCUACACUUUCCAUUGAUUUCAGUUUAGGUUCCCCCUCUGUAAAGUGUAGCAGUUCCCUGUAAGUUGCCCAUUGUCUGUCCAUAUUAACUCUCUUAAUUGUAAUAGCCCCAAUAGGAGAGAGUCAUAAAGGUGUUUUCCUUUCCAGCAGAUUUUUAUGUUUCUCCCAAACGCUAUACAAAUUCUUCCUUAGAAUAUGGUUCAUAAAACUUUUAUAAAUUUUCACCUUCUCAUGAUUUAAAAUUCAGCGUAUCUCCUUCCUCGUUGCUUUUCCAGGGCCCGGUGGUGGGAGUUGUAGUUCAGCAGCCUCAGGAGGGGCAAAGGUUCCCCACGCCUGCCUGAAGGGACGGCCCCAUCACAUUUAUACCGGGAGGCAAACUCCUGUCAGCUCUUCCACCCCCUGAAAACACAGAAUUUCCUCCUUCAUCUGUGAGGGGUUUGGCGGGUUCCCCCAGAGCAUGGCCCUGCUGCCCCCACAGUGCAUAAAAAUGGAAGAUAAUAUUUAUUGCGGUUGUUUGUAUAUUGCCCUUCACCCAAACAUCUCAGGGCCCUCCUGCCGGGGUCGACUGCUUUUGCUCCAGAAAGCCUCUUUUCUCCUAAUCUCAUAUAAAUUGAGGCUGAUUGUGGCUCAAUUUAUAUGAUGUUGAGGGAAACCUUCCUCUACUGCCAAGAGCCCACAUGUCUGAGGCCAAGAUGGAGGCCCUGCUGACAACCUCUUUCCCAAAAGCCCAGGGGGAAGAACAGAUCCCCCGUGAUGUCAAUCCCUGCUGUAUGAAGCCAACCAGCUUCCAUGGAUCCAUUUUGGGUCCGGAUACCAGGAAAGGGAGGGUUGUGCAAUGUUACCGGAAAAAUCCGAGGGCUCCCUUGGACAAAAAGUAAAGACACCAACCAGAGUAAAUUGGAGCAAAUCAGCAGCCUGUAGGCUUGGCCUUUAUUGAACUGUUGCAACAGGGUGUUCCCCUCACUUGCAGGAGAGAGGAAAAGACACAGAAAAUGGUGUGCAAGCCCUUAUAAAAACUUUUGAAAUUCCCAUCCUCUAGGUCAAGCCCACCCCCAGAAACAUCAUGCAUACAUUACAGAAAGGAGGGGUUGAGGGAGGAGUUGUGGUGGUAACCUGAGUGUCCUGUCACCUGGCUGGUUCCUCCUUUCCCCCUGCCCAUGAGUCACUUCCAGGAGACAAAGGGGAGUUGGCAGUUUCCUGCCCCCAGAGGGAAGAUCUGAUCAUUGUCCUUUGUUUCAGUCCAUGCUGAAUCCACUCCCAUAUGCAAGUUCUUUGUGAUCUUGAUGGUCUUCUGUCUAGGACCAUCAGGGUUGGCAUAGCAACUGGGCAGGGCUCCUGUGGAUGUGCUGGGAUGGUGAAGGGAUUAUGGCUGACCAGAACCAAGCCACCCCCCUUUGAUAGUCCUUGUCAUAUGGAGUAAAAUAAAAAUGGAACAGUGCAAAUCCGAUGUAUGGUUGAUUUUGGAAUGAAUUUAUAACAGAAGUGUGGCAUAUGUAGUGUGUGAGUGUGAGUGUGUGAAGUUUGUAGAAACUGAAUGAUUGGGGUGGGGGGUUCCUGCUACAGUUCCCCCCUUCGGAGAUAAGAUUGCAAAGGUGGCUACUUUGCAAUCCUUUUCUCCGCACAAUUUAAGGUGGUAAAUAUUAACCUGCUAUUCUCCGUCCCAGAUGCGUGUGUCCAUGUGAACCUGAAAGGGACUUGGAUGUCACGCUUCUUAAGGAUAUUUGCAUAGAAAUAUAACAGUGUAACAGUGCACAUAGUUUUUUUUUUAAAAAUAAUUUUUAUUAAGGUUUUAGACAACAAAGAAAGAGAAAAAAAACAUACGCAAUACAUAUAACAACAACACACACAAAAAAACAACACAAAAUUCAACAAUAAAAAAACAAAAAACAUAACAAUUAAAAACAAUAUCUCUUUUCCAUUUCCAUUUUUAAGUUACUUAUUUUCUGGACUUCCUCAUACCUCCCUCUUUUGUAUUCCAAUCCAAAUUGUUUGUCCAGCAGUUUCUUUUCCACUUUUUAAAUCCCAAUCUUUAGUUUAAUAAAAUAUUAAAAUAUAUAACUUCAACUUCUUUAAACCUAAUCCUUGGUCUUAAUAUCAUAUACCGUUAAAAUUUCCCCUCUUAAUAUCAAAUUUCCAUUUCUUUAAACAUCUUUAAUCUUAAUCUUUAAUCUUAGUCUAUCAUUAACUUUAACCUGUACAGCUGGAAACCACUUAUUUUCAGUCCAACAUCACUCUAACAUUCCUUAAUUUUGCAGUGUUUCUGAAGAUAGUCUUUGAAUUUCUUCCAAUCUUCCUCCAUCGACUCUUCUCCCUGGUCACGGAUUCUACCAGUCAUUUCCGCCAAUUCCAUAUAGUCCAUAAGUUUCAUCUGCCAUUCCUCCAGCGUGGGAAGUUCUUGUGUCUUCCAAUACUUUGCGAUGAGUAUUCUUGCUGCUGUUGUUGCAUACAUAAAGAAAGUUCUAUCCUUCUUUACCACCAUUUGGCCGACUAUGCCCAGGAGGAAGGCCUCUGGUUUCUUAGGGAAGGUAUACUUAAAUACCUUUUUAAUUCAUUAUAUAUCAUUUCCCAGAAAGCCUUAAUCUUUGGGCACGUCCACCAAAGGUGAAAAAAUGUACCUUCAGUUUCUUUACAUUUCCAACAUUUGUUAUCGGGCAAGUGAUAGAUUUUCGCAAGCUUGACUGGGGUUAUGUACCACCUGUAUAUCAUUUUCAUAAUAUUCUCUCUUAAGGCAUUACAUGCCGUAAAUUUCAUACCUGUGGUCCAUAACUGUUCCCAGUCAGCAAACAUAAUGUUAUGUCCAACGUCCUGUGCCCAUUUAAUCAUAGCCGAUUUUACCGUUUCAUCCUGAGUAUUCCAUUUCAGCAGCAAGUUAUACAUUCUUGACAGAUUCUUAGUUUUGGGUUCUAACAAUUCUGUUUCUAAUUUGGAUCUUUCCACCUGGAAGCCAAUUUUCCUGUCCAAUUUAAAUGCCUCCAUUAUCUGAUAAUAAUGAAGCCAGUCUCGCACUUUGUUUUUAGUUUUUCAAAACUCUGCAAUUUCAGUCUAUCUCCGUCUUGUUCCAAAAUUUCCCAAUAUUUCGGCCAUUUGACCUCCAUAUUGACCUUUUUCAAGGCUUUCGCUUCCAUUGGUGACAGCCACCUUGGGGUUUUGUUUUCUAACAAAUCCUUAUAUCUUAACCAAACAUUAAAUAGCGCUUUCCUGACAAUGUGGUUUCUAAAUGCUUUAUGUGCUUUGACCUUAUCAUACCAUAGAUAUGCAUGCCAUCCAAAUACAUUAUUGAAACCUUCCAAGUCCAAAAUGUCAGUGUUUUCAAGAAGUAGCCAUUCUUUCAACCAGCAAAAGGCUGCUGAUUCAUAGUAAAGUUUGAGGUCUGGCAGGGCAAAUCCACCUCUUUCCUUUGCAUCUGUUAGUAUUUUAAAUUUUAUUCUAGGCUUCUUGCCCUGCCAGACAAAUUUAGAAAUAUCUUUCUGCCACCUCUUGAAACAAUCCAUUUUGUCCACAAUCUGCAAAGUUUGGAACAAAAACAACAUUCUAGGCAAUACAUUCAUUUUUAUCGCAGCAAUACGGCCCAGCAGUGAAAGCUUCAAAUUUGACCAAAUUUCUAAAUCUUUUUCACUUCAGACCAGCAUUUUUCAUAGUUAUCUUUAAAUAAGUUCCCAUUUUUGCUGUCAUGUUAAUCCCCAAAUAUUUAACUUUCUUAACCACUGUUAAACCUGUCUCAUUCUGAAACCUCUCUCUUUCAAUCGGUGUUAAAUUUUUCUCUAAAACCUUGGUUUUUAACUUAUUCAAUUUAAAUCCUGCCACUUGACCAAAUUCUUGAAUCAGUUCUAAAACCCUUUUAGUACUAGAUUCUGGCUCCUGUAACGUCAAUACUAAGUCAUCUGCAAAUGCUCUCAAUUUGUACUGUUUAGUUCCGACCUGUAUACCUUUGACCAACUGGUCCCUUCUAAUCAUAUUCAGCAAAACCUCCAGGACCGAAAUAAAAGAAGUGGGGAAAUUGGGCAACCUUGUCGUGUCCCUUUUUCAAUUUUAAGUUCUUCCGUCACAACAUUAUUUACAAUUAGUUUAGCCUUUUGUUCUGAAUAAAUUGCACUUAUACCAUUCUCAAAACCUUGGCCUACCCCCAUACCCUGUAGAUUCUUCUUCAUAAAAUUCCAAGAAAUGUUGUCAAAGGCUUUCUCCGCGUCUACAAAUAUCAACACUGCUUUAGUGUUUAUAUUCACUUCUAAUUUUUCCAAGAUAUCAAUUAUAUUCCUCAAAUUGUCAGACAAAUGUCUUCCUGGGAGAAAGCCCGCUUGGUCUUUGUGAAUCUCUUCCAUCAACACUUUUUAAAUCUCUUCGCCAAAAUAUCUGCAAAAAUUUUGUAAUCCACAUUUAGUAAUGAUAUAGGGCGGUAGUUCUUAAGUUGUGUCUUUUCAGUCUCUGUUUUUGGUACAAGUGUAAUAUAUGCUUCUUUCCACGACUCUGGUGCUCUCUUCCCCUCCAUUAUUUCAUUGCAGACCUCUUUCAAUGGUUGAAUUAACCAUUCUUUUAAAGAUCUGUAGUAUCUAGAGGUCAAGCCAUCUGGUCCUGGAGAUUUACCCAGUUGCAUGUUUUGAAUGGCACCUUCUAUUUCCUGUUCAGUUAUUCUAUGGUUCAAAAUUAAUUUAUUUUCUUGAGAUAUUUUUUGUAGUCCAUUUGUUUUUAAAAAUUGGUCUAAAUCUGUUUCUUUCAUUGGCCCUUGAGUAUAUAGUCGUUUAAAAUACUUCUGGAAACAACUUCUGAUCUCCGCUGGGUUCUGUAUAUUCCUUCCUUCCACUUCUAAGUUCAUAAUCGUAUUUAGUUUUUGUCUCUUUUUCAUUUGCCAUGCCAACAAUUUGCCACAUUUAUUGGCCGAUUCAAAAGUCUUUUGUCUCAUUUGUUUAAUUUUCCAUUCUAUUUCCUGAUUCAUCAUUUUCAUAUAUUGUACUUGAUAUAGCUUUAACUCUCUCAAAAUCUCUUGAGAUUUGGGAUUUACUCUCAGUCUUUUUUCACAUUCAUUUAUUUUGUCCAUUAUUUUAUCCUUCUUCUCAUUUUGAGUUCUUUUCUUUAUCGCAUUCUGUUGUAUUAAGAACCCUCUCAUAACCGCUUUACUUGCGUCCCAGAUUACUCUUUUCUCCACGUUGGAACUAAGAUUUAUCUCGAAGUAAUCUCUCAGAGUUUUUUGGGCCUUCUUAAGAAAUUCUUCAUCUCUAAAUAAGGUGUCAUUCAUCUUCCAUCUGAAGGAGCCAGUUGGUGUUAGUCUCAUUUCCAUCUUAACAGCAUUAUGGUCGGAGCAAAUUUUCGGGCAGAUUUCCACCUUUCUUGUCUUUGGUGCCAUUCCUCUAGUUAUCCAAAUUUGGUCAAUUCUUGUCCAAGUCAUUUUGGCUUCAGAAAAGAAAGUUCCCUCUUUAGCCAAGGGGUUUCUAAUUCUCCAAAUGUCCACUAAAUCCAAGUUGUCUGUCAUAUCAAAAAAAGUUUUCGGUAGUCUACCAUCCUUGGUGACUACCUGUCUUUGUGCCUUGUCCAUAUAAGUAGAUACCACUCCAUUCAUAUCUCCCAUCAGAAUCGUGUUAUAGUCCAUAUGGUCCAUCAGGGUCUCAUGCAACUUCUUAAAAAAAUCAGAUGUCCCAUCAUUUGGUGCGUAGACUCCUACAAUCAGAAAUUUUUCUCCUUGUGUUUGAAUUUCAAUUGCCACAAAUCUUCCUUGGUCAUCUUUAAAAACAAAUUUCGGUGAUAAAUUGUCUUUUGCAUAAAUCACAACCCCUCUCUUUUUAACUUUGUCCGACGAAAUAAAUUCCUGACCAAGUCUUUUAUUUAUCAACAAUUUCCUGUGUAAUCUUGUUAUAUGUGUUUCUUGUAGACAAAUUAGGUCCAAUUGUUCCUUUUUUUUAAUAUAUGAAAUACUGAUUUCCUUUUCUGAGGGAAUUCAAACCCCGACAGUUCCAUGUUAAAAGUUGCAGGGCCAUGAUGUUAUUGUUUUAGUUCUCCUCCUACUGCACCUAGUGCCUGUUCCUCAUCCGUCGGUGGUAUCCCUUCUUUCGAACGGUCUUUUGGUUCCGGAAAUAGUUCUUUUUGUAAGUCUUCUCCGUGGUCUCUGCAAAAUUUGUCUUUGUCGUCUUCCGAUCUUAUUUUCCUCUUCUUUCCUUUGUAGCUAAAAGACAGGCCUUGAGGGAGUUCCCACCUAAAGUUGAUACUGUUCCUUCUCAGCAGGGUAACCAAGUCUUUAUAUUUUGAUCUGAGAUCCAGAAGGUAUUUCGGAAUAUCUUUAAAUAUUUCCACCCUUGUCCGAUGGAUUUCCAGUGUCUUCUUGAAAUGUAGGCCCAAAAUCUUAUCCCUCUCUUCUUUUGUUCGAAAAGUAAUCAAACAGUCUCUCACCUUCUUCUCUCCUCUUCUCCCAAGUCUGAAAGCAUUUACUAUUUUGAAACUGUCUUUUGCCAAUUCUGGAUCCCAAAAGUCCAAAAAUUCCUGCGUGAGAAAUUCAGCUAGAUUGUCCUUUUCCACCUCAGGUACCGAUCUGACCCGUAAGUUCACUUGCUUUUCCUUCAAAUCUAUCAUAGACAGGGUCAAUUUAUGGUCUUCCAGUUGUUUGUGCAGUGUUGGUAAUUCCUCUUGAACCUCUUUAACCUCUGUAGCAGAAGUUGUAGCAAUUUCUUUAGCCUCCUCAGCAAUCUGGCGUAUUGAGGCCGAUUCCUCUAAUAAUUUCUGAAUAGUCUCUGUGUUAGUAUUUACUUUCUGGCCCAAAUUAUUUAUACUUGCAGUAUUCUGAUUAGUACUUGUUGUAUUUUGAUUGAUACUUAUUGUAUUUUGAUCAAUCUUGUCACAUGCCUCUGCUACUUGUUGGCUUAUUCUGUUUAAAGAUUCAUUGACCUUGGCCAAAACUUGAGCAAAGACAUCAUCACUUGUCGUACCUUUUACUUUUGGUUGUGCCGAUGAGGCUGUUGUUGAGGUUCCAGAAGGGCCUGAGGCCGAAUAUCUCCUUUGUAAUCCUUUUUCUGUGCGAAUAGUCCUUCCCGACCUUGUAGUCGAUGCAUCCGCUUUCUCUUUACCAUCUGCCAUUCCUUUAGAUAAUACUCAAGGUCAGUCACGUAGUUAAAAUCAAACAGUGGAAAUUUCCAACAAAUCAGUGUGGGAAUUCCUCAAGCCAGCUACAGUUUCAGUUAUAACAGGUUGUAACAAUUCCAAAUUCCACUAGGGGGACACUGUAACAGUCAUAAAAGUUCUUGGAUACUUUAGUUUCUUUUUUAAGCCCCUCCAGUUUAUUCAGGAAGAAAACAGUCUAUACAAAAUAUUAACUUAGGACCAGGAGAUAUAUAUUCACAUAAUAUGUCCAGACUUUUGUUUCCUGUGCAGGACUAGCUGUCAAAACAUAUUGCAAGACAGUACCUCUCUUACUUUCCUAAGUUACCUCUGGAGAUCCUUUCCCAGGGAUUUGAGUGAUGGUUUAAUCCCUUCUAUUCCACUUCUUUAUGAAGAAAUCACAUCCACAAUUCUCCCCCCUUUUCCCUCAGUUUAAGGAGGGAAAAGUCCAGGUUAGAUGGUUGGAUUCAAGUCCACUAUGCGUACUUUUCCAAUGCUUCCGCUUUCAAGUUCAAUGCUUUAUUUUAUCUACAAGGAAAGAGGCAGACUUCCUUUUAUACCUCUUUCCGUUUUCGGCCAAAUUCCAAUUUGUACAGUUCCAAUUAAAUUAUAUCCUACUCACGGAUCGUUGAUUUUCAAGUCCGAAUUUCAAGGAAAAAAGGCAGCGCUCUCCGGUCAACAGCUUGCGGCUUCACACCACGAACGAGCAGACAGCCCACAGCACAGCGCUCUCCCCCGCUCCGAUUCCGAGCCCAUUGCCGGGCUUUUACCGGGUUGGGGGGGGCGCCAAAUGUGCCCGCUGGGUCCCAGGCUCACAGGCUUCCCCCGCCUGUGAUUUUUGAGGGUCCCCCGCUGCGCCGAAGCGGGAUUUGACCCUUUGUUUCGUGGCGAGAUUUCCUCCGAUCGAGGAAAUCCGCCAUUAACCGCUGGCGCCGCCUCCGGAAGUCCAACAGUGCACAUAGUUAGACAUAGGAUAUCACGUAAAAUUAAUAUUUUGUUGCUCAGUUACUUGUGAUAUUCUAGCACCUUGGAAUAAAUAUUUUCUCAAUAGUGGUCUAUGCUUUACAUUUAGCAGGAAGGUCCACUAAUGACUGAAAAAUGCAGUUUGUUUUGUCCCCCGCCAUUUUUGUGUUCUCAGGUGUCAAGGUAGCUCUUCUGUGGUCUCACAUCGGCAUGGUGUCACAGUAGUGGCAAUCCCUGGUGAAUCCACUUAGGGCUUUCAUAUUAACCAUGUUGCCUGGCACUCACCACAGCUGGCACAGGUUUUGGACACGUCAUGAGAGAAAUGUCUUUGCCUUGGCCAUUCUAUGGGAUUUUAUUAUUAUAGGCUCUGGUCUUGCAGUCAUGGGAAGUUGCUCACUUGCACUUUAAGGACCAAAAAGCUAAUUGCAGGCUGGAUACACUUGCCCAAUUCAAACUGAGUCCAGUUUGAAUUUAUAUGCCCAUGGUUCUCAACUUUUCAAACCAAUCUGUUAAAAGAAAACCAUUCUUAAAAGGGCACUUGUCCAAAUAAGUCAAUUUAACUCUAUAAGGGAUCAUUCCUGCUAAACCAAAGCAUUUGCACCUUCAUGUAUCUUAUCAGCUUCUCUUUGGUAAAGUGAGUUUUAGCACAUUUAAAAUGGGUAGGGAAGUUGGCAGAGUGCCAGGUGAAACAACGAAAUGUGGUUAUAAAUUUAUCUAAUUCUAAACAUUUGACUACACAAUAGCCUGACCUAUUAGAACGCAUAAAAUGUAUGAGAAUCCUCCACUGGGGUGUAAGGAAUAAGACAUUAAACAUAAAAACAAUUACACACAAAAUAGCCCCCGAUUUGUGGAAAUUGUUGGUUUCUGCUUUCCUUCACUGUGCAGCUCUGCUUGUCACGAGACAGGUGUUUACAUUCCACAGUCUGUACUGUUGGAGUUUCUCACGGGAAAGGGAGACUGGAUGUGACGUACACUGGUUUCCUGUUUUUCACUGUGUGAUUCUCUCCGAGCUGCUGAGGAGAGAGGAUGCAUUUUCUCUGCUCAGGCAGAGGCAAGAUGUCUUUCUGUAAUAUACCAGCUUUGAACUGUAAAUAAAGCAAUAUAGAGUAUAUAGCACGUAUUGCUCAUCCUUCCGCUGGGCACGACAGACUCUGCUUUAAAUCAACACGUGGUUAUGGGCCCAGAGGUCGAAUCGGAGUGCCGGCAAAGGAUCGGAAUGCAGAGGGACAGAUCGGAAAGGAAUCUGCUCUGCGCGUAGAAGUGAUUGAUGAGGUAUGUGCUACUGCUCCGGGCAGCCUGCCAGCUUCAAGUUAAUGGCUUUAUGGCUGGACUUUGAACUUUUAAAGCCGGUUUUGCCGGGAAUAGGCAAAAGGCUCCCAGGCACAAGUCACUAUGCUGGGGAAAUCGAAGUAACUUUUAAGUGCGCUUUGUAAUAAAGCAGCUGCAGCAGUGACGCAGCAAGAUUUAAAGCAGCAUAUGACGCUGAAGGCUAAUGCCAGAGUCAUGAUGGCCCUUCAGGAUGCUUGUGGGAUUCCUAAGCUCAACAAGAAAAAUUACAGCGACUGGGUUCAGUAUGCAGAGGCAAUUCUGCGGAAAGAGGGUUUGUUUGAGGUGAUUACAGAAACCCCCCCAGUUCCAGUUACAGAUGCAUGGGAAGCUAAGGAUUCCAAAGCAAGGGGAACUCUUACAUUGAUAGUAUCCCCAGAAGAGCUCUGUCUAUUGCGUGAUAAGACCUCAGCCAGAGAAAUUUGGGACGCUCUGAGAGAGGCUCACUUAAGGACAGAAGCUGGAUCCACUAUGUAUUACUUUAACAAGCUGCAUAAUAUGGCUCUUGCUGAAGGUGGAGAUGUGCGUUUACAUCUAAUGGAGAUGCAAAAUCUGAGACAUGAGCUGCAACAGAGAGGACUCAACUUUCCAGAGGCUGUGUAUUCUUUCAUGAUACUACAAUCUUUGGGUUCAGGUUGGGAGUCUGUUGCAACCCAGAUUGCUGUGCAACCAACUGCUCAGCUGACAGUGGACUUUGUUACUGCCGUGAUUUUAAAUGAAGCAGAUCGCCGGGGUGCUAGCUGCAUGGGCAAGGGGGGAGUCUUCACAGACGUCAUCCCAUAGUGCAGUGGAACCACCAGAUGGCGCCAAAGCUUUGAAGGCAGUGAAAUGCUACUCGUGUGGACGUCUAGGCCAUAUGAAGAGGGAAUGCAGACAUCCCAGGGCCAAGACAGAGCAGCGCAGCGAAAGCUCAUCGCGCGGAAAAGGCCGAGGCAAAGGCAAAGGUCCGGUGUCUAGGACAACGCAGCACAAGGCUAUGGUUUCACGCUUCACUCCAAAGGUUGCAGAGGUCCAGAAGACGUCUAGAUCUUUCUUCGUUGUUGAUUCAGCGGCCACCCACCACAUGUGCAACGAUAAGAGACUGUUUGUGUCUUUUACACCGCAGGAAGGUGCGAUUCACCAGGCGGAUGACCACACUAUUCCCAGUAAAGGCUACGGAACUGUUGUUCUUCACAGUUUGGACUUAUCGAUACAGAAUGUGCUUUACGUGCCAGACGCCAAACAUAAUCUGCUCAGCGUUGGACAGCUGAAUGAGCGGAACAUUGACGUUUCCUUCAAAAACAAGAAGUGCAUCAUCACAAAGAAAAAUGAUUAUGUAUUGCAUGCAGAAUAUGUUGAUCAUUUGUUUGUUUUGUAUUAUGAUGAUGUGGUGCAGGAUGACACUUGUUGCAUUGCAGGUUCUAACAAAAGUUUGCAUGCAGAAUGUAUUCACGAUUUUCAUCGAAAAUUUGGUCAUUUGCAUUUUGAGGCAGUAUCUAAAAUGCCUGCCUUGGUUGAAGGUAUGACUAUUAAACCCUGCAGGUACCACAUGAAGUGCAAAGCAUGCGCAGCAAACAAGGUGAAAAUGGCUGCGAAAGGUAAGGUGUCUAGUAGGAAAGCUACAGAACCAUACCAGGUUGUUCAUGCUGAUUUGGUUGGACCACUAGCGCCCUCUUUGGGUGGAAAUAGAUACUUCAUGGUUCUCAUUGAUGCAUUUUCUAGAUAUAUUUUUGUGUACAAUCUCAAGCAGAAAUCGGAGGCUUUUCCUAGGUUCAAGGAAUUCUGUGCUUGGUUGGAAAAUGUGCAUGGUAAGAAGAUAAAGACUCUUUUCAGUGAUCGCGGGGGGGAAUUCACUUCUCAGCAGUUUGAAGCUUUUCUGACUGAGAAAGGAAUUCAACACGAUUUGUCUAGUCCUCGCUCGCCAUGGCAGAAUGGACUUGCGGAACGGGCAAAUCAGACACUGCUUCAAGGCUUAAAAACCUUGCUGCAUGAUGCCAAUCUUCCAGAGAGUUAUUGGGCCGAAUCUCUCUCGUGUUUUGUUUACAGUUACAAUCGCAGGCUAUCUUCAGCGAUUGGUUGUACCCCCUAUGAGAAGAUGUUUGGCAAGAAGCCAUACAUCAAACACAUGAAGAUUUUUGGUUCUGACAUGUGGGUUCGCUCACCACAAAACUCCAAGUUAGACAAGCGUGGAUUGCAUGGUAUCUUUCUAGGUUAUCAGAAAGGGUCUUACAGAAUAAUGAUGACUGACUCUAAGACAAUUAAGCUCACGAGAAGUGUUGAGUACAAUGCAAAGUGGGUGGAGAAUGUGGGAAUUUUCCAAUGUUAUCCUGAUGACGGUGAUGAGACUGAGGAUAGUCAAAAGCAACCACAACAACCCACACCCACUGAUGAAAGUUCUGAGUCUGAAUCUGAAACUGAAUCGGGUGAUUCAGAGGAUUUCAAGAGUGCGAAAGCCUCUAUGCGACCCUCUGAAAGCUCUGAUCAAGAAUUGGAGGAACCAUUGUUCACAAUAGGUCGUUUUUCUCCUAAGAAGGAAGAGGAGAGUGUUGAAGACUUAAGGCUAAUUCGUAGGUCACAGAGAGCCACAAAGGCAAACCUCCAAAGAGAUUUGCUGAUGAGUUUGCUACGAUAGCAGUAACAGCUGUUAAAAGCUCCAAGAAGGUAUUUGAACCUUCAAGUUUCCAAGAAAUCCAGGGUUUGGAUUCAAAGGAAGCUGAGCCAUGGUUAAAUGCCAUGAAGGCUGAGCUUGAUUCCUUAGAAAGGAACAAAACAUGGGAGCUAGUUCCAGUAGUUCCAGGAAUGAAACUGCUUGGAAGCAAAUGGGUCUUCAAAGCGAAGACAGAUCAAAAUGGCAAGAUAGUCAGACACAAAGCCAGAUUGGUAGCCAGAGGUUUUGCACAGGUACCAGGUCAAGACUAUCACGAGACCUAUUCACCCACAGUGAGAUAUGAAAGCAUUAGGCUUAUGCUCAAGCUAGCUGCAGAGGAAAAUCUACACAUUAGUCACCAUGAUAUUAAUACAGCUUUUCUGUACGGAUCUCUAGAUGAAUCACUUUAUAUGCUUCCACCUGAUGGCGUACAGGUAAAACAGGGAUUUGUUUGUGCUCUGAAGAAAUCCCUUUAUGGUCUCAAACAAAGUGCACGGUGUUGGCACACAAAACUCACUGAAGUAUUGUUUUCUCUAGGUUUUCAGCAAGGGAAAGCUGAUCCAUGUGUAUUUGUCAAAGAGGAGGGGCAAAAGAAACUGUACUGUUUGUUUUAUGUUGAUGAUUUAUUAUUCUUUUGGAAAGAUGUCGCAAUGUACAAUAGCGCCCUAGCUCAACUGAAAGAGCACUUUGACAUGAAAGAUCUUGGUGAGGUAAACAACUACCUAUCUCUGGAAAUAGAGAGAGAUCAAGAUGGUAACAUUCUAGUACACCAGUCACGGAAAAUUGCUGAUGUGUUAAGCAAACUAAAUCUGAUGGAUGCUAACCCUGUAGACACACCGAUGACAACAGGUUAUCAGGUAGAUGACACUGAAGAAGCAUUUUCUGACACUACACUGUACAGGAGUGUGCUAGGCAAGCUAAACUUCAUUGCCAGAUGUUCAAGACCAGACAUUGCUGUUAGCUGUAAUUUGCUAAGCAGACAAGUCAACAAUCCUAGUGUCAAGGAUUGGAAAGCUCUGAAACGCAUAGCGCGGUAUUUGAAAGGCACUAUGCAUUACAGACUGAGAUUUAACAAUCAGAAGUCUGGUGGUCUUGAGAUAUUUGCAGAUGCAAGUUUUGGAAGUGACACUACAGACAGGAAAAGUACGUCUGGAGUUUGCUACAUGUACAAUCAGAGUCUGUUUGAUUGGUCAUGCAAGAAGCAAACAACAGUUAGCUUAAGUACUUGUGAAGCCGAACUGAAUGCACUGUCUUAUUCACUUAAGGAUUGUGAAUGGCUAGUACAAUUGUGCAAAGAUAUGAAAAUUCCUGUCAAAUGUCCAAUCCAGGUUUACCAGGACAACAAAGCAUGUUUGGCUUUGCUGAAGUCUGAAGGUUGUAAGCAAAGCACAAAGCACUUGCAAUUAAAGUUGCAGCAUGCUAGGGAAUGUAUUCAGAAGGGACUCGUAACGGUGUCCUAUAUGCCAGGUAAUGAAAUUCCUGCUGAUGUAUUGUCCAAGAUUGUAUCAAGGGAUCAACACUGUACCUAUGUGCAGAAGUUGGGUUUGUACUGAUAUUGUGCAAACACGCUGCCCAGUGAUGUUCACAGAAAGGGGAGGAUGUUGGUUUCUGCUUUCCUUCACUGUGCAGCUCUGCUUGUCACGAGACAGGUGUUUACAUUCCACAGUCUGUACUGUUGGAGUUUCUCACGGGAAAGGGAGACUGGAUGUGACGUACACUGGUUUCCUGUUUUUCACUGUGUGAUUCUCUCCGAGCUGCUGAGGAGAGAGGAUGCAUUUUCUCUGCUCAGGCAGAGGCAAGAUGUCUUUCUGUAAUAUACCAGCUUUGAACUGUAAAUAAAGCAAUAUAGAGUAUAUAGCACGUAUUGCUCAUCCUUCCGCUGGGCACGACAGACUCUGCUUUAAAUCAACAGAAAUAACACACUGUCAUACACAUUUCAACAUUCCUACGUAAUAACACAUAAUACAAAACAAACUAAUUAAAUAUCAGUUGCAUAUCUUGAGACAAUUGGGAUAUUUUAUGUAUGUAUCUUUUGAAUCCUGGAGCACAGUCUUGAGGUUCAAAAGUGAGAAGAUGUCCUUGCAAUUCAACUCCACCCCCCUUUGUCAGGCCCACUCCCCCGGCAGUCUAUAUCCUUUGAAAGAGAUAGCUGUGGCCACUUUGAAACUUUGGUGUCUGUUGUUGUUGCAGGUCUUGUGGUGGCGAAGCUUUUCAUUGGAUCUGUAGUAACACAUUUGUAGAAGUGAUAUCCUGUAAGGGGCAGGGUUUUGAGGACUUAAAAGACAGAGUUAGAAAAGGGAAGGGGCAAAAGGCAAAAAGGAUGUCCUUCGGUUUCCGUUGGAAGCUGCAAAUAAUAAAAAUCUUAGCGGAUUAAGCAUUUCAUUCAUUCCAAUAUUAUUAUCACAUUUCCAUAUAAUUACUGUUAUUAUCUGCCAAGUUUGUUUGCUUUCCUUCACUUAGUUUGGCUGUGGAAGAAACAGAGGGACAAAACCUUUGUUAAUUUGAACACAGUUGGCAAGUUAUUAAACAUUUUGCUUAUGUGGGUCCGAGUUCACGUAUCCUGUUUUAAAGGGAAAUUUUUAUUUCCUUUGAAAAUCUCUGUCAGGAAUGCUGUUCCUAUAAUGCACACAAAGCCUGUUAUAAAAGUUAAAUCCCAUUGGGGGUGGGAGAACUAGUCAAGAGUGGAACUCACAGUGGGAGCGCUUUGAUAUUUACCUGUGAAAAGAAUUUGGCAUGUUAAGAUUUGAAACCUGGAAACCUCUUGACUUUUGAUGGGCUAGUACUUAACCCUUUUGUCUUACGUAGCCCCUGGAGCAAAGGACACAUUAAGGGUGAUUUCCCUCAAUGGUUCCAAGUUUUACAUAAGGAAAUUUGGAUAAGUUUCUCCCUGCAGCCCAAGCUCUCGAAACCUCCUCUCCCCCCUUACAGUUCCCCCCUUCCUCUCUCUCUCUCUCUCUCCUCCUCCUUUUUUUGUUUAGCUGAUCUAGCCUCUGUGCAUGUGCAGAGUUCAUGUCUCAGCAAACCUUUUAUACUAUUGAAAAUGUUGAAUCUUUGGGCUAAAUUACCAUUUGAAUAAGGGAAGGGAAGGGUAAGGAGUAGAUUUUAAAAAUAGGGUUAGAUUUUAAAACAAAAAAGAGAAACUCAGCGAUUCAAGUAUUCACCAAAGCUAGCAAUUGCAGCCCAAGCAAAGGGACUGCUUCCUUUAUGUACAGGAAAGGGCUAAUAUCCCUCUGGCCAUUCGCGGAACAAUGCCACGCCCUUAUAUAUGGGGAAAAUGGCCAGAGAGUCAGAAUUCAUAGGAUUUUUUAACAUUCUCAGUCAUUUCAACAUUACCAUUUGCAGACAAAAAAUUUUUCCCCUGCCCUUUAUUUACAGGAUUGGUCAAGGCGCAUAUGUAUUUGUAUGUGCUGAAACUUUGAAUUGACUUUGAAGUCUGAUUUUUAAAUAGUAGACAAAAUGAUAAACACUGUAAUCACUCAAAUGCUUGAUAUUACCAGUUGUGCUUCAAAAACAUCACGGCUUCACCUCACACCUUUUAAAACUAAAGAGCAAAGCUAGGCUGAAUUUCAACUCCAUCACCACACCAGAAUUUAAGAAUUACCCUCCAAUGCUUGCAGACACAUGUCCUUCCACACAGCCACAAAUUGGGAGAGUUGAAAGGGACCCUGGGGUCAUCUAGUCCAACCCUCCAAAAUAUAGGGUUCACAGCAAGAUUUCACAGCAAGAUUUGUACUACCAAAGAGACAUACACAUUUAAGUACAGAUUUACAACUGGGAAAGGAAACAUCUAUGCUCCUAUCAUGUACUAAGGAAGAGGAAAAUAAAAGUACCCAACUUUACACAGAACCCUUUUAGCAGAUCUUGAGAUAGUUUGAGUGAGUUUGCUUCCUUAGACUAAAGAAUGCAAGUUCCUAUAGAAAUGAUAUUUAAAGGAAGAUUGAAGUGAACAGUUUUUUUUUUCUAAGAUAGGGAGAGGAUCUUUUAUUAAGCAUAGUUAAAACAGCCAUAGAUUUGAUUUAAAGGGAAUACAAAAGUGAACAAUUUUUUUCCUGAACUUGCAGAGGAAUAGUAAGCCUAAUUUAGAUUAUUAUUUUUUUAAUAACUACACAUAGGAAAGUGAGAUGCAGGGUACCUUAGGAAAGAUUGCUCCCCCCUCUUUGCAGUUUCCUUUAAAGGAAGCUUACUCGGGAGUAAAUUUACCUGGCACAGAAGUAAGAAGGGGGAAAAACCUGAAAGAUACAGAAUGAAACAAGGGGGGGCAUUUUCUAAGAAAAGAGGCCAGGAAGUCUUAUAGAGACUGAUAUCAGGACUGGACUCAGAUAGACAAUUUUUGCUGGCCAUGGAAGCCUCUACAUUUGGUAACAAUUUUUCUUAGAAAGAACACCAUACUUUCAUAGGCAUAGGCUUAAUGAAAUACAUACACUGCAUUUUAGCUUGAGAGAGCAGUUGGCUCAACUAGGCUUUUGCAGCAGAAACAUUAGUUUCUUCACAGCACAUUUCAAAAUACUGGAACAAAAAGACUGGAACACGGAUGUAGACUCACAAACUCAAAAGUUGCAGCAAAACAUCAUCUACCAUCAACUUAAAAUCAUACUCCUCACUUAAGCUACUCGGAGGAAGACUCUUUGGAGCCUCUCUCAAAUAACAAACAUUUGCACACUUCAUUCUUUUUCUUUUUUCUUUUUUUUUGUCCUGUUUAAGAUUGAUAAGGCCCAACAUGGCUUUCUUAGAUUUAAAAUUUUUGAAGCAAGCUUGCAAUUUAAAAACUAUGUGCAUUUAAGAACAGUCUGUGGAUGCCGAGGCCAAUGUAAAUACAAACCCUUGAAAUAUUUCUAAAUCUUUGAGUACAUCUCUUAUUCAUUAUUUUUUAUUAUUUUUAUUUUUAGAGAAACUAAGAUCUCUAAUGCGUGGGCUCUCAGGCUGGGCUGUUAUUAUAUCUACUACCUUCUGAGCACCAUUAAGUUUACGGUUUCAUGUUCUAGCUUUAGGUUAUAGUUUAACAACACAAAUUUGAUGUGUUCAGCUCUCCCUAAGGGUUCACACCCUGAUUUUGUUGAAGGAUCCCUGAGGUGGCCGCUGUGCCCUGGGUUCCAGGUGGUGGGCCUAAGCCACCCACUAAAAGUUACAACGGUCUCGUACUUUGUACUUGGAAAGACCAUUUUGCCCCUUUAUUUAUUUAUUUUUUUUUCCAAUUGGAGAUGACAAGCUGGAGGGGCAUAUUAGAAUCCUCUCUGGGGCAAAAAGGCUUCAUGGAAGCUUUGUUGCCAGGAGUCCAGCUAGGGUGUUUAGUGAGCUCCCAUUUCCCUUUAAGGGGGGGUUGCUCAGUAGAUUACACUAGGAGAUAGAAGAACGGGUACAAGAAAGGGACAAAGAAGGGGGGUAGAAAAGAAUAUUCUAUCAGUAUUCAAGUUAUCUUUCAGCUAAAGCAAUCUCUGCCUACCAGUAAACUACAAGCAAUUUGUCUAGAAACCACAGGCCCUAGCCUGGAAAACCACAGGUCCCUCUAACCCGGAAAACCACAGGCCCUAGCCUGGAAAACCACGGGUCUAACCACCCAGAAAACCACAGGCCCAAGCCUGGAAAACCACAGGUCUAUCCACCCGGACAAUAACCACGGAUCCGGAAUUCUACCUUAGCGCUGCUUACAAAGUACCGCGCUUUCCCCGGCCACACUCCGAAAGGGAAAACGGGGGAGAAAAGGAGAGAGGGAGAUUUGUAGGGACGCCUCCGGACGACUCCGAGGGAAGACGUCAGAGAAAUAACAAAGUACCGCGCUUUCCCCGGCCACACUCCGAGAGGGAAAACGGGGGAGAAAAGGAGAGAUUUUAGGACGUUCUUGGACGACUCCGAGAGGUAACGUCGGAAAGCAGCAAAGGUUCCAUAAUUUCCCCGGUCCAACUCCGAAAGGGAAAUAGGGGGAGAGAAAGAGAAAGUUUAGGACGUUCCUGGACGACUCCGAGAGGUAACGUCGGAAAACAACAAAAGUUCCACAAACCUCCUUGGCAGGUUUUGAAUAAGCAUCCAAAUAUUUAUUAGUUGAACACACAAUAGAUAAGGCAAGGAUAUGUACAAUUUUAUAAUAUGCAGAGAACAAUAUGUGUAAAGAAAUCAGAGAGGGGAGCUGAGGGAAGUCCCUGGUGGGGGGGGAGAGGGAGGGGGGAGGGGGGAAUAAUAUAAUUGAUUAUGUGGAUUAAUGAUUUGUUAUGUUGAAAUUCUUUAAUAAAAAUACUGUUUAAAAAAAAUAAAGUAAACCUUCCCACAAAAUCAACCCCCACAGUGUUCAGCUUACGUUUAAGCCAACAGCCUAUGGAAAGGCUAUCAGAUGGAAUACAGAAUAGCAGGAAAAGUGAAUUGGGUGACAGUGAGAACGGAAGGAAACCAGGAGAAAUAUACCAUAGCAGGGCUUUGCCACAACACUCAAUACACCUUUUGAUAAGCUGCCAUGACGAAACCGGGACUCAGUCAGAGGAGUGAGGAGAUCAGUGUAAACACACUCCCCCCCCCCCCAGUUCUUCCGGGGUCCUUGAAAAGGUAACAAAGGAGCAUUUGUCAAUCUGUGUUACCAAUGGGGGGAAGCAGGAGAAAGUAGGAGUCAAGUCAACUUAUUGAGAGGGGAGGGGAAAGGAAAUGAGAAGCAUCAGGUGCGCAACGGAUACCAGGUGUCCGCUGCUGAGGCAGAAAGAGCUAAGUGAUCUCAGAAAGGGAAGAAAAGGAUGUUCCAGCUGCCUUGGAGCCUGGCCUCAUAGACCAGCAGCUGCCAGUAUGUUUUCCAGGGGCACAAUUGUGCCCUCGACACCUUCCCCUGGUGCACACACAGCGCCACUGAACUCCCCAUGCCCACUGCCAGGGCCUGAGAGGGUUUUAAAGGCUCCAAGCAUUUAAAAGAUGUUGGUGCCCCCAUAUAUAUCUGAUUCAACAUAUGAAGAAUAAGCUCAUAUUGAUGGCCACCAACAUGGAUGACUUUAAAACAGGAUUCUUGAUUUAUUUACCACACACUGGGCUUGUCCACUCUUCCUCAAUCCCGUCCCUAGAAAGCACCGGUCUGAGCAGUUUCCCGCUUUUCACACUCCUCUCCCAUGGAACACCCCCUCUUCUGCUCCAAAUCAGAGCAAACAUCAAUUCCUGGGAAAGACGAUUGACAUUUGCUCCAACUGAGUGCCAAGGAGAGGGUUUCCUGUGGAGAGGCAGAAAAACAAGGGGAAGUGUGGAUAAGCCACAGAAUUCCCUGGAUCCAAAAUGUUAAACCCGGCUUAGGCUUAAGGAGGUUGAGAAGGCAAGGGGGAUGAAGGCUGUGAAAUAGUGCCACACGGAGGACGUGCAAUAAUGAUGGGAGAACACAAAUUAUCCUGCUGAGUUUAUUGAUGACACUGCUUCCGUUUACAUUGGAGGAUGAGAUCUUCCUGCUCCUCCUCUGCCUUCUUUGGAAGCUGCUCUGUUUUUUGGGACAAAGCACGAACGAAGGGAGCCCACGGCAGAAGUCGAUGCCUGUUGGAAACAAACCCGGGGUAAGUGAUUGGUGUGGAGUCAAGAGAAAGGGAGAAAGAUGUCAAGGAGGAGAUGGGUGUGGAGUUCUCAAAUAAGCAAAACUUUACCCCCCUCCCUUAAGCCCAUGGAAGGAACCUCAAAUGUCAUCUAGCCCAAUCCUUCUGCAGCCUCUCAAUAGGGAGCCCCCCCCCAAGACUCUGCUUAAAAACCUCUAAUAGAAAUAGAAAUAGCAUUUUUGUUGAGAUUAAAUAAAGGGGGGGAGAACCACUUGUGCCACCUUGAGUCCCACGGAUAUAAAGGUGGGAUAUAAAUGCAUUAAAUUAAUAAAUUCUUGCCCAGGACUAUAAAUUUCUUCCUAAUGUUUAGUCUAAAUCAUUUUUCGUUUUACUUUGGAGCUGCUUGUUCAGCUCUUACCCUCUGGAGCAACUGAAAACAACCAUGUUCCAUCCUCCUUUUCCAAGCUGGAAUUUGUCUACCAUGUAAGUCAUCAGCAAUUGGAAAAGACAGGGGCCCCAUUCUCAUUCUUUGUACCCUACCUUCUUUGAUUUCUUCUUCUGCUGCCCUUCAGGGAUUUCUCCAGCAUUCAUUUCAUCCUUCACUGGUUCCCCUGCUGCUGUCUGCUUUGAAGUCUCCCCAGGAUUCCUUCCAUCUGACCUCAGUGACAUCUCCAUCAGACGCGGCUUGAGAUACGGCUGGUCCCCGUUCUCCUGAACCACCUUCUCAAUCAGAGACAGCAGCUCUUCCGCCCGGCUGGCCCUUUCCUCUCCUGUCCCUCUGUUGUUGAAAGCACAGCAACGGUCCUGGCAUUUCCUCACCAAAUCCUGCAGGACUCUGUUUCCAGACAGCCCUAUGUACUCCUCUAGGCUUUCUGUCUCUAGGUCUUCUUUGCGGGUGAACAAGACGAUCAUGUACUUUGUGACCUCUGGGCCAAAGACCUCCUCCACCCUCUUCACGGCCACAGCGUCUUCCUCGGUGAAACGACCGGCCUGUGUCACAAACACCAGGGCGUGGGGACCUGGCUCACAGAGAGAGAGGCACCUCUGGACUUCCAGAAUAUCAUGAUGUGUUUGAAGACGAGCAUCAAAAAUGUCUGGAGUGUCAAUGACGACCACUUGUUUCCCCUUCCACUUCUCUGCUCGGACCUCUCUGCUGCAUGUCUGGGUCACUGGCUUCGGGGAGAGUUUGGACUCAAAGGUCUUCUUCCCCAGAAGGGUGUUUCCUGUGGCACUUCUCCCUCCUCCCGUCUUCCCGACAAGAACGACCCGCAGUUCGGAAUGCUUCUGGGAGAGACUCAGGUUCCCAGGCUCUGUUGGGAAGGAAUAAGGGAUGUUCAUAUAACUCACACUUCCCUUUCCUCCAUGCUUCCCAGGCACAGUCCUCAGGUUAUAGCUCUGUGUCCAAUGACCUGGUCUUGGUUUCCGCAAGAAAACCUGCUCUUUAAAGCUGAAUCAGAGCAAAUGUCAAUCCUUGGGAAACCAAGUUACAAGUUACAAGGAGUUACAAGUUACAAGUUACAAGGAGGAAAUUCCAACUAAACAGCAGGAAGAACUUUCUGAGGGCAAGAGCUGCUUGACAGUGGAACCGUCUCCCUUGGGGGGUGAGGGGCUCUCCAUCCUUGGAGGUUUUUAAGCAGAGGUUGGAUGGCCGUCUGUCAUGGAUGCUUGAGCUGAGAUUCCUGCAUUGCCGGGGUUGGGACUAGAUGGUGAUGGGGCUCCCUUCCAAUUCUAUGAUUUUAUGACAUUUGCUUUGAUUCAGCUUUAGACAGUCGGUUGUUGUGGGGAAACCUCACAGCAAAAACCAAACAAACAAACAAACAAAUGAACAUUCUCGAACACAGAGUUUCAAAUCAUGGAUGUGUGCCUGGAAUGUGGUGGGUAAAAUGUAAGUGUGGGUAAUCCCUCAGUGUCAACUGAAACAACAUUCAGGGCUGUCUGAAUCUUUCUGGUCCCCAUUUAAGGUGUUAUCGAUGGCUCUCAAGGCUAAACUGACCUGGGACCAAAGGGUUCCUUGGAGCACUUCUCCCUCCAUCGGCCAUCCCAGAGCCUCCUGGGAUCAGCAGGGGGUUCCUUUCAUCCUGUCCUAUUGGUUGGGGAGGCUCACGGUGCCGCAGUGACGUGGUGUGGCCAGGCCUUCCCAGUGGUGAGGAUGCAAUUGUGGAGUCUCUUCCCCUGGUGGCAUCAGAAGCUAUCCAAUACGGACUUUCUGAAACAAUAUUCAAAGCAAAACAACCAUCCAUUGAAAUCCACAUUUCUCUGAAUUUAUUAGUGCAGUUUUCCAGCCAAGUAAGGUGUACAAAAAUGCAUAUACUAGAGUAUAUGUUGAAAUGUGGAGAGCUGUGCUUAAUUUGGGGGGAAAGUGAGAAGGAGAGAGAAGUCAAAACUUAAGAGAUUCUCCCAUAUGUAGCCAGGAGGAAGAACACAGAUGUCCACCUGCCUAUGUCCUGGCUAGCACUGACUCCACUCUGGACAUUAUGAAACAGGGUCUGAAGGGGCUUCUAAGCACAUUCAGCCGAACACAAUUAGAAGCCAUCCCACAACCAGGAGCCCCAAUGACCCGGAAUUUCCCACCAUUGGGAUGCUGGGCACAUGGUAUGCAUGUGUGAAUCAAAUGCCUGCAUAGGUCUCAUGUGCUGAAUUGCAUAAAGCAAGCAAACUCUUGCACCCAUCUCCAUAGUUUGCAAAAUGUUAGCAAGUUACAGAGCCACCCCCUUCUAGGUGCAGAAUUCUGCUCCCCUUUGAGCUCUUACUUGAACAAAGAAGAAACACAGGUAUUUGGUGGGUCUCUUUAAGGAAGGGAAACUCAACUCAGGGAGAUCUAUAACUGCUUCAGAAUCAUAAUUUGAUUCUACCUUCAGGGAAUUCAUUUGGUCCUCCUUUGUCUGUCUCCAUUGCUUCUUCCUCUGGUUUCAUUUCAGCUGCGCUCCUUGUCGAUCCUCUUGGAAACUGCUGAAGGAAAGGCUUGUUCUGGUUGUCUAUCAUCAUCUGCUCGAUUUUCACCAGCAGCUCCUUCACUUGCAGCUCCUGCUCAUCUCUUGUUGCUCUGUUGUUGAAAGCGCAGCAACGGUCCUGGCAUUUCCUCACCAAAUCCUGCAGGGCUCUGUUUCCAGACAGCCCUAUGUACUCCUCUAGGCUUUCUGUCUCUAGGUCUUCUUUGCGGGUGAACAAGACGAUCAUGUACUUUGUGGCCUCUGGGCCAAAGACCUCCUCCACCCUCUUCACGGUCACAGUGUCUUCCUCAGUGAAACGACCGGCCUGUGUCACAAACACAAGGGCGUGGGGACCUGGCUGACAGAGAGAGAGGCACCUCUGGAAUUGCAGAAUAUCAUGAUGUGUUUGAGGACGAGCAUCAAAAAUGUCUGGAGUGUCAAUGACGACCACUUGUUUCCCCUUCCACAUCUCUGCUCGGACCUCUCUGCUGUAAGUCUCGGUCACUGGCUUUGGGGAGAGUUUGGACUCGAACUUCUUUUCGCCCAAAAUGGUGUUUCCUGUGGCACUUCUGCCUCCUCCCGUCUUCCCAACAAGAACAAUCCGUAGAUCUUCAUUGAGAUUUUUGGUUCUGCUCUCCUGUGCCUUAGUAGUCUCUGGAAAGGAAUUAGGAAGAUGUCUGGGCAUCCAGGACCGACCUUGUGGGAUGUAACAUCACAAAGGCAGUCAAAUCAACAUUUCUUGGUUGCCUAGAGUGGACACACAGAGGAUGUUGCUCCAGCCAGGAGGACUACCUGUCACACCUGAUCUGGAGCAUCCUCCCCCUGCAUGUGACCAGGUAGAUGGGCGUGACCCUGGGAGACCCCAUAAAAGGGUUGGUCAUGCAGCCAUCUUCCCUUUUUUCCUUUUGCUUUUUCACCUUGUUCCAUCUUGAUGCCCUUUUGCUGUGUGUAGGCCCUCAGUCAGCAGCACAUGAGCUCAUCCCUCACUAGAGGAUGAACCCUCACCUUUCCCUGCAGCUAAAAGCAAAAGCCUGCCUUCAGGAUCAUACUGUGAACUGAAUGUGAGUAAAUCUUAUCAUUACCUUCUAAAAGAAGACUGUUGUGCCAUUAUUGUUCUUAAGAGGGAACAAAGGGUGUUUACCAGGAACAAUCCAAUCUGGACAAGCCAGACUGGAUUUCAUAACUCAAAUGGUUCUGACGAAUCCAUCAACUCACUUCCUGCAAUGUGCAAGGGAAUGUGCUCUGCUACUAGCUCGCUAGCAUGAGUGAGGAAGGAUAAUAUAUAAUCAUAUAUAUAUAUAAUAUAUACCCUCUCCUGCUAUUCUCAACAUUCCCACAGAAUUGUUGCCUGGAAAUUUGCCCCCUGAAUUGCCACCAUCCAGGGUCCAUACACUGCAACAAUUCCCCUAAGCACCUGGGAUCACCUCACCCUUCCAACUGUGGCCCACAAAUGGUCCAACCUUCCCCAUUCCCAUCACGUGGUUCUUUCAGAGGAGGGUCAGGAGAAGGGAGAGACUUACCUCUAACUUCCGCUCUCCGUUCAUCCAUUGUCCAGGCAGAAUGCUGAGCCGGAAGAGAACCAGAAAAAGAAGUUCAUUAGCUCCUGCAAAACAGUAUGACUAGUACUUUGCCCAAACUCCUCUCCACCACCAGAGGAAGCUUAUGAUGUAAACACAACCCUGAAAGAACCUCAAAGCACCAUAUUCUGCCCCUGCAGAUUUGGGAUUCAAUUACUAGGGAGGCAGCUGAUGACUUUUUUUACAUGCAUUGGUCCUAAAUUAGGUUUGCUAAUUUUUCCUGUUUAUAAUUUCAUUGUUCUGUCUUCUUGGGAACGGCUUUGAAGGCAUGUGGUUUUUAUCACCAACAGGUGUAUAAGCAUUAAUAAAUAAACAUGCCUAACACUUUGUCCUUCACAAUCUCUUGCAGGAAUCUUCCCACCCUCUACAUUUGCAGAUAUACUUGCUUCGCCCUCACCACCCCUCAAACAGUUAAGAAAAGCACCCGGAUAUUCCCUUCCUCCAGCCAGAGCUGCAUCUCCCCCCCCCCUUACCUGCUUCUGCUUCUGCCUUGGGGGUCCCUGGCAGCCUGGCCUGAUAUCCUCCCUUCUGCAGCUCCCAGGCAGGUGGGCUGGUUUGGGGAGGGCCCUGAACAGCUGCAGCCACUCAGGAUGAUGGUCUGUAGGCUCCUUGGGGCCUAGUCUUGAUGAAAAUACCCUCCACAGAUGACCACCUCUUAAAGGCAGCUGUUUUUCAGUGGGGAGGGGGGCUGAUGCCAACCACUUCCAGUGCCUCUCCGCCCCCUUUACCCAGCGGACUCUCUCCCACUUGCUUCCUUCUGCUGCUGCUGCAUGUCGCCAUUCCAGCCCCCUCCGCGGAACCUCCCCACUCAGAAGCCCUGGAGAAGCCACUGACUGCCAGUGUGGACAAUACUAAUCUAAAUGGACCAGUCAGUCUGGUUCAGUACAAAACAGCUUCCUUUUUUCUCCAUGUGGUUUGGGGCAGGGGGCACAGCUCAGCAGCUGAGCAUCUGGUUUGCAUAGAGAUGGUCUCGGGUUCAACCGCUGGCAUCUCCAGGGGGGCAGGUGGCCAUUGCUGAGCCAGAAGGACAAAGGUGACAUCUCCUUGCAAAGGGAGCUUCGGAUGUUCCUAAGACAAGAAAGGAAACGGUACCUUCUUUGUGAUGCCUCUGGAGCUUGAAGAAGACUCUCGUGUUCGAUGGUCCCUCUGCUCUGCAGUUUCUUCUCUCCCUCUCUGUCGAUGGCUGACUCUGUUCUGAGCUGAAUAAAAUGGAGAUGGAAGCAUGAGCUCCACCCCCCCCCCCACACACAAAAGCAUUCAUGGCUAGCAGCCAGAUCAUGUUCUGAGAAACCAAAACAGCUUCCCGGAAUUGCAUAUCUGUUUCUAUUGGUUACAGGAGAGGACAAAACUGCCCUCUGGGUGGAAAAUUUAAGAGGAGCUGCAUUUGGUCUCCUGCAGUUCUGGGAGAAGCACCCAAGAGGAGCAGCAGAAGGAGGAGGAGACCCACACGGAGGGAGACCCACACAGAGAAAGACCCACACGGAGGAAGACCCGCACCUCAGACGGACCACAGGUUGGUAUUUGCGAGAGGGAGCAGCAGCCACAAGGUUUGACUUUAAGUCUUCUGUAUCUCAACCUGCCUCAGAGAUAUUCAAGGUCUGCUUUGUUUGACCUGUUGUUAGAGACUGAGUCAGAGCUCUCAGAAGCAAAACUUUGGCUUGCGUGUAUAAUCAUGAAUCUUUUCCCUUUGAUUAAAUGGGCAGUUAAAGGAGCCUGACAAUCUGCAGGAACAUCCUUCUAGGGGUUUUAAAGUUUAUUUGUAAAAGAACAUGUCCUUUCCCCCUCCCCUCCCCCCCUGCAGAAUUGCCUGAAAUUUGCAGACAUGGAGACUGACAAAUCCCAAAAUUAGAGCUGUAGUGUUUCCUUUGCCAUUUUUUUUGGGGGGGUGGUACAAAAAGAAAAAGAAAAAAAAUCAGUAGGGGGGAGGAAUGGAAAUGACUUCUUCUGCCCCACACCAGGGAUUUUUCGGAACACAGCUUCUCCCUGCAAGAAAUAAAUCUCUCCAUUAAAUAGGCUAGAGAAAGGAGAGGCAGAGGAAAGAGAAAGGGUCCCUCUGAAAAAUCAAUCCUUCGUUGGCAUCUCUUCCCAAAUCACUGGGAAUCGGGAAAGGGCGGGGCUGGGGAAAUAAUUCAGGGAUCAAGACCUCGGCUCGCCGGUCAAAGUGAACUCUCCCCCUUCCCUCCUCUGUUCUCUCCAGCCCAUCCGCACUCGAACUCAGAGCAAGGGAGUCUUUCGCCAGGAGGGAGAAUCAGCUCAGCUGCCCUGCAUGCAGAAGGUCCGAGGUUUGACCCCCGGCCUCUCCAGGUGGGGCUGGGAGAGAGACUUGGGCCUGGGAAGCGCCUGCCAGUCAGUGCAGGCGACAUUGCGCGAGACGGAGCGAGGGCCCCACUCUGCGCAAGGCGACGUCUGGGGUUCCCAAACGCAGAAAGAGAAGCGCACCUUCUUCGCCGCGUUGUCUGCGGUGCUUGGAGAGAGCAGCUGCGCUUGAUGGGCGUUAUUCUCUCUCUCUCUCUCUCUCUCUCUCUCUCUCUCGGACGAGGGACUCGGUUCAGAGAGGAAUAAAACGGAGAGGGGCGAAUCCAGCCCCCCUCUCACCCUGCAGUGCCACCAAAUAUUUCUGGCUAGCAGCCCAGACCCGUUUUGGGGAAGUCAGGGAGGUUUCUCUGACUUGUUUCUCAUUCACCAAAAGAUUUGCCAAGCGGAGACGACUCUGCUCGCCCCAUUGAGUCUUCCGCGGCGCUUGCAGAAGCACCCGAGAGGCAGAGGAACCCCACACUUCCCUCAGACCCACAGCUUGGUGUUGGGGAGGCGCGAGCAGCAGCUGCAAGAGUUGAAGGUCCGAGUCUGCAGGUUUGGGAAGCAGAUCAGUCUGUGUUGGAGAUGCUCCGUGUCUUUCCUGUUCGCCUUUUAAUUUGGGACUCUUGUUAGACAUGUGGAAAACGCAGCUUUGUUUCCGCCCCCCUCCUCCCACCCCCUACAAUUGUGACUCUCGAAAUGGCUGUAACAUUCUUUCCCCCUUCCGUCCUAUGAAACUUUUAGGCGAAGGAGCCUCUCCUCACAUAGUUACGCCUGCCAACCUGCAGGCAGAGCCGGCCAGGCAGUGGCCCCCAAACUGGGAGAUGCCACCCCGUGCUUGGGGGUUGGGGGGCGGUGGGGUUGCCUAAGGGGGCGGCAGGGGGGACGCUGGAGGUCAAAUGGCUUUGAAAAGCUGGUAUCACUGAAUCGAGUUCACCAGCAUGGUUGAGUGAAUUAAACAAAAUAGUUUUGAAUGAUUGUGCAAUUGUUGCUGUCGUGCAAAAUGUUACAAUUGUGUUACUACCUACCUUUUUUACACAGCAGAUUAGGGGGUAAUGGAGAUGAAUUUGUGGGACCAAGAGGGGGUGGCCCAGAAAACUUCGGUUUUCGCACAGGGUACCCUUUAAAGAGCAUUUGUAAAGAACUCUGGGGCGAUUUUCUUUUCUGCCAGAAAUGGCUGCAAUCUGCAGACAUGGCCACCCUUUCUAAAGGGGUGAAGUCUGCCAAUUCUCAUAAUGAAUUUGUUCAGUGGUUGGACUCAAGGGCUUCCGAAGUCUGUUCUCAGGUGCAAAAGUAGCCUUUGUUUCUCCCUGGUCAAAGACCCAGCUUGGCAACGCCCCCCAGGCAUUUGGGUACACAGACACACAGGCUGGGAUUCUCAGUGGCCAGGGUUAACUAACACACACACACACACACACACACACACACACACACACCUGUCUGCUCUAAGCCUAAAAUGCUGUGGUUCUAACUGGAGCAAAAGCCCCAUAUCUUUGAAAUUUAAUAGUACAAUUUAAGGAGGGGGGCAAAGCCCCAUUAAGUUUUCAUGGAGCUUACUCCAUGAAAAUGUGCAUAGGGUUUGUUUGUGGGGGAACAAAAAAUACUUGACACCCCCACCCUACAUACCUAGCCUUCAGUCCUGAAAUAAGUCAAUGGGAUCAAUAAUAACCAAAAUACAAAACUAACCUAAUUGCAGGAUUAGGUUUAGGCAGUCUGAAAGCAGGAGCCCUUAAGCAUCUCUGAGACCCUGAUCCCGGGUGGCGCUGUGGGUUAAACCACAGAGCCUAGGACUUGCCGAUCAGAAGGUCGGCGGUUCGAAUCCUUCGACGGGGUGAGCUCCCGUUGUUCGGUCCCUGCUCCUGCCAACCUAGCAGUUCAAAAGCACAUCAAAGUGCAAGUAGAUAAAUAGGUACCACUCUGACGGGAAGGUAAACGGCGUUUCCGUGCGCUGCUCUUGUUCGCCAGAAGCGGCUUAGUCAUCCUGGCCACAUGACCCAGAAGCUGUAUGCUGGCUCCCUCUGCCAAUAAAGCGAGAUGAGUGCCACAACCCCAGAGUCGGUCACGACUGGACCUAAUGGUCAGGGGUCCCUUUACCUUUUUAAGACCAGUGCAAUAUAAUGAAGCUUACCACUGAGUCUACAAAGACAAGGGAUUGUACUGAACUUUCUAGUGAAAGACUGGCUGGCUUAAUUAUUCCAUUAAAAUCAAUGGGAGGUGAAAUUGUUUAACUGGUAUCGGGGUCAUGAGCAUAGCUAAGGGGGGCAGGGGGCACAGCUCUCCCACCUAGUUCAAGUAAAACAAUAAAAAUACUUAACUGACAAAUCAUGUCAGUUCUGCCCUCCUCCCAACAAAACUCCUGGCUGCCCCGUGAUCAGGGUCUUUUCCUCCCCACUCCCAACCCAGAAAGUUUUACACAGGAGAGAAUGCUGGGAUUGUUCCAAAUGAUCCAUGUGAGCAAAUGCAAUUGCACAGGUGGCCUUUAUUUGGGCUGGAGAUAAGUGCGGUUGCGAAAUAAAGUUUGGAGCUUUUUAAAAAGACUUUCCUCCCCGCCCCUUGAGUUGUCCUAAAAUAAGGUAUUGUGUGGAUUUGGGGUCUUACCAAAAUGGUUCAUUUUUUCUUUUUUCUUUUUUUAUAAAUAUUUAUUAAAGUUUUCACAAUAUUACAUAAUGAAAAAGAAAAAAGAAGAAAAAAUACAAAAUAAAAAACAGUUAAAAACAAUUCCAUCUUUUUGUCACUUAUCUUUCAUUUGCUUGUUUCCCGGACCUCCUCAUACCUCCCUUUUUUGUAUUCCAGUUCAAUUUAUUAGUUCAGCAAUUCCUUUCCCUCCUUAUUUUAUCCUGAUCUUUAAUCUUAAUAUAUUAUAGCAUUAAAUUUUUACCUGUUAAAAAUCCAAUUUUUUCAUAUUCUUUUAUACCAUUACAGCUAGAAACCACUUAACUUCAAUCCAACAUCAUUCUAACAUUCAUUAAUUUUGCAAUAUUUCUGUAAAUAGUCUUUAAAUUUCUUCCAAUCUUCUUCCACCGACUCUUCUCCCUGGUCUUGGAUUCUGCCAGUCAUUUCCGCCAAUUCCAUGUAAUCCAUCAUUUUCAUCUGCCAUUCUUCCAGAGUGGGUAGUUCUUGUGUCUUCCAAUAUUUUGCAAUAAGUAUUCUUGCUGCUGUUGUAGCAUACAUAAAGAAAGUUCUGUCCUUCUUUAACACCGAUUGGCCGACUAUGCCCAGGAGAAAGGCCUCUGGUUUCUUCAAGAAGGUAUAUUUAAAUACCUUUUUUAAUUCAUUAUAAAUCAUCUCCCAGAAAGCCUUAAUCCUUGGGCACGUCCACCAAAGGUGAAAGAAUGUACCUUCAGUUUCUUUACAUUUCCAACAUUUAUUAUCGGGCAAAUGGUAGAUUUUGCAAGCUUGACUGGGGUCAUGUACCACCUGUAUAUCAUUUUCAUAAUAUUCUCUCUUAAGGCAUUGCAUGCCGUAAACUUCAUACCUGUGGUCCAUAACUGUUCCCAGUCAGCCAUCAUUAUGUUAUGAUCCAACAUCUUGUGCCCAUUUAAUCAUAGCAGAUUUCACCGUUUCAUCCUGAGUAUUCCAUUUCAACAGCAAGUUAUACAUCUUUGACAAAAUCUUAGUUUUGGGUUCUAACAAUUCUGUUUCUAAUUUUGAUUUUUCCACCUGGAAGCCGAUUUUCUUAUCCAAAUUGUAUGCCUCCAUUAUCUGAUAAUAAUGAAGCCAGUCUCGCACUUUGUUUUUUAGUUUUUCAAAACUCUGCAAUUUCAGUCUAUCUCCAUCUUGUUCCAAAAUUUCCCAAUAUUUCGGCCAUUUGACCUCCAUAUUGAGCUUUUUCUGAGCUUUCGCUUCCAUCGGUGACAGCCACCUUGGGGUUUUAUUUUCCAAUAAGUCCUUGUAUCUUAUCCAAACAUUAAACAAUGCUUUCCUGACAAUAUGGUUUUUAAAUGCUUUAUGUGCUUUGACCUUAUCAUACCACAAAUAUGCAUGCCAUCCAAAUACAUUGUUAAAACCUUCUAAAUCCAAAAUGUCAGUGUUUUCAAGAAGCAGCCAUUCUUUCAACCAGCAAAAAGCUGCUGAUUCAUAGUAAAGUUUAAAGUCUGGCAGGGCAAAUCCACCUCUUUCCUUUGCAUCUGUUAAUAUUUUAAAUUUUAUUCUAGGCUUCUUGCCCUGCCAGACAAAUCUAGAAAUAUCUCUCUGCCACCUCUUGAAACAGUCCAUUUUGUCCACAAUUUGCAAUGUUUGAAACAAAAACAACAUUCUAGGCAAUACAUUCAUUUUUACCGCAGCAAUACGACCCAGCAGUGAAAGCUUCAAAUUUGACCAAAUUUCUAAAUCUUUUUCACUUCAGCCCAGCAUUUUUCAUAGUUGUCUUUAAAUAAAUUCCCAUUUUUGCUGUCAUGUUAAUCCCCAGGUAUUUAACUUUCUUAACCACUGUUAAACCUGUCUCAUUCUGAAACCUCUCUCUCUCCAUUGGUGUUAAAUUUUCUCUAAAACCUUGGUCUUUAACUUAUUCAAUUUAAAUCCUGCAACUUGACCAAAUUCUUGAAUCAGUUCUAAAACCCUUUUGGUACUAGAUUCUGGCUCCUGUAACGUCAAUACUAAGUCAUCUGCAAAUGCUCUCAAUUUGUACUGUUUGGCUCCGACCUGUAUACCUUUAACCAACUGGUCCCUUCUUAUCAUAUUCAACAGAACCUCCAGGACCGAUAUAAAAAGCAAUGGGGAGAUUGGGCAACCUUGUCGUGUCCCUUUUUCUAUCUUAAAUUCUUCCGUCACCACAUUAUUUACAAUUAAUUUAGCCUUUUGUUCAGAAUAUAUUGCACUUAUACCAUUUUCAAAACCUUGGCCUACCCCCAUACCCUGUAAGUUUUUUUUCAUAAAAGUCCAAGAAAUGUUGUCAAAAGCUUUCUCCGCGUCCACAAAUAUCAAAACUGCUUUGGUAUUUAUGUUCACUUCUAGUUUUUCCAAAAUAUCAAUUAUAUUCCUCAAAUUAUCAGACAAGUGUCUUCCCAGGAGAAAGCCCGCUUGGUCUUUAUGAAUCUCUUCCAUCAACACUUUUUUCAAUCUCUUGGCCAAAAUGUCUGCAAAAAUUUUGUAAUCCACAUUGAGUAAUGAUAUGGGGCGGUAGUUCUUAAGCUGCGUCUUUUCAGUCUCUGUUUUCGGUACAAGUGUGAUAUAUGCUUCUUUCCACGACUCUGGUGCCCUUUUCCCCUCCAUUAUUUCGUUACAGACCUCUUUCAAAGGUUGUACUAGCCAUUCUUUUAAAGAUCUGUAGUAUCUAGAAGUCAGUCCAUCCGGUCCUGGAGAUUUACCCAAUUGCAUAUUCUGAAUGGCACCUUCUAUCUCCUGUUCAGUUAUUUUGUAGUUCAACAUUAAUUUAUUUUCUUGAGAGAUUUUUUGUAAUCCAUUUGUUUUCAAAAAUCGAUCUACGUCAGUUUCUUUCUGUGGCCCUUGUGUAUAUAGUUGUUUAAAGUACCUCUGGAAACAAUUUCUAAUCUCAGCUGGGUUCUGUAUAUUCCUUCCUUCCACUUCUAAAUUUGUAACUGUAUUUAAUUUUUGUCUUUUUUCAUUUGCCAAGCCAACAAUUUCCCACAUUUAUUAGCCGACUCAAAUGUCUUUUGUCUCAUUUGUUUAAUUUUCCAUUCUAUCUCCUGAUUCAUCAUUUUCAUAUAUUGCACUUGAUAUAACUUUAUUUCUCUCAAAAUCUCUUGCGACUUUGGUUUUGCUCUCAAUUUCUUUUCACUUUCCUUUAUUUUCUCCAAAAUUUUAUCCUUCUUCUCAUUUUGGAUUCUCUUCUUUAAUGCAUUCUGUUGUAUCAGGAACCCUCUCAUAACCGCUUUACUUGCGUCCCAGAUUACUCUUUUUUCCACAUUGGUGCUCAUAUUUAUCUCAAAAUAGUCUCUCAAGGUUUUUUGGGCCUUCUUAAGCACUUCUUCAUCUCUGAAUAAGGUGUCAUUCAUCCUCCAUCUAAAGGAGCCAGUUGGUGUUAGUUUCAUUUCCAUCUUAACAGCAUUAUGGUCGGAGCAGGUUUUGGGCAGAUUUCCACUUUUCUUGUCUUUGGUGCCAUUCCUCUAGUUACCCAUAUUUGGUCAAUUCUUGUCCAUGUCAUUUUGGCUUCAGAAAAGAAGGUUCCUUCUUUAGCCAAGGGGUUCUUUGUUCUCCAAAUAUCGACUAAGUCCAAGUUGUCUGUCAUCUCAAAAAAAGUUUUCGGUAGUCUACCAUCCUUAGUGACUACCUGUCUUUGUGCCUUGUCCAUAUGUGUAGAUACCACUCCAUUCAUGUCUCCCAUCAAAAUCACAUUAUAAUCCAAAUAGUCCAUCAGGGUCUCAUGCAACUUUUAAAAAAUCGGAUUUCCCUCAUUUGGUGCGUAAAUUCCUACUAUCAAAAUUUUUUCUCCUUGUGAUUGAAUUUCAAUUGCCACAAAUCUUCCUUGGUCAUCUUUAAAGAUAAAUUUCGGUAAUAAUCUCUCCUUUGCAUAAAUCACUACCCCUCUUUUUUAACCUUGUCCGAUGAAAUAAACUCCUGACCAAGUCUUUUAUUAAUCAAUAGUUUCCUGUGUAACCUUGUUAUAUGUGUUUCUUGUAAACAAAUCAAGUCCAAUUGUUCCUUUUUAAUAAAUGAAACACAGAUCUCCUUUUCCGAGGGAGUUCAAACCAUUACAAUUCCAACUUAGUAGUUGCAGAGCCAUGAUGUAGUUACUUUGCUUCUCCUCCAACUGCACCCAGUGCCUGUUCCUGUUCUGUCGGUGGUAUCACCUUCUUCAGGCGGUCUUUUAGUUCAGGAGGUAAAUCUGGUAUGUCUAAAGUUUCACUUACAAGUGCUCUUAGCUCUCCUGUAACUUUCUUCUGCAGGUCUUCUCCGUGGUCUCUCCAAAAUUUAUCUUUGUCGUCUUCUGAUCUUAUUUUUAUCUUCUUCCCUUUAUAACUGAAGGAUAGGCCUUGGGGAAUUCCCACCUAAAAAUGAUUCCGUUACUUCUCAACAGGGCAACCAAAUCUCUAUAAUUGGACCUAAGGUCCAAAAGAUGUUUCGGAAUAUCCUUAAAUAUCUCCACUUUUGACUGAUGUAUUUCCAAGGUCUUCUGGAAGUGCAGACUCAAGAUUUUGUCUCUCUCCUCUUUUGUUCGGAGGGUGAUCAAACAGUCUCUCACCCUGUUCUUCCUCCCUCCUUUUCCAAGCCUAAAAGCACUCACUAUCUUGAAACUAUCCUUCCCCAAAUCUGGGUUCCAAAAGUCUGCAAAUUCCUGCGUAAGAAAUUCAAUCAAAUUGUCUUUCUCCAAUUCAGGUACGGCCCUGACCCUUAAAUUCGCUUGUUUCUCCUUCAACUCAAUCAUAGACAGUAUUGACUUGUGGUCUUCAAGUUGUUUGUGUAACGGUGGUAUCUUCUCUUCUACAACAGUGGUUGUAGCAGUUGCAAUUUCCUUUGCUUCUUCGGCUGUCUUUCGUGUCGAGGUGGAUUCCUGCAGUAAUUUCUGAAUAGUUUCUGUAUUGGUAUUUACCUUCUGUCCCAAAUUAUUAAUACUUGUGGUGUUUUGAUCAAUUUUGCCCGAUGCCUCGGCUACUUGUUUACUUAUUCUUUCCAAAGAUUCAUUAAUUUUGCCUAGUGCCUGAGCCAGGGCAUCGUCAGCUGCCAUACCUUUAGGUUUAGGUUGUGCCGAUGAGGUUGCUGUUGGUAAACCAGAAGGGCCAGAUGUCGAUGCUCUUCUUUGCAGCCCACCGUCUGUGCGAAAUACUCUGCCAGACCUCGUUGCUUGUAACAAAUCUAUCUUCUCUUUCCCAUCUGCCAUAACCCUCAAGAUAUAGCCCAAGGUCAAUCCCACGAUCAGAGUCAAAGUUGUUUUGAAGUGGAAAAUUCCCUUAGCCCAGCUGCAGUUGUGACAGUUUCGAACUUCCUCUAGGGGGACACAGUAACAGUCAAAAAUGUCUUAAAGUAAUUAACUUCUCCCUUUCGCCCCCCAAUUCACAAAAAGGACAACAGUUUCUAUCUCAAUUGUUUCCUGUUACUUUAAAACCAGGAGAAGCCAGUCAGCAAUAUUGUAUCUUAGUUGUAUCUCAGAUGCAGAGUUAACUGUCAAAGAGUACUUUCAGCAACAGCGCAAUUCUCAAUACGGCUUUCUUACUGUCGCUGGGAACCCGUUCCAGGGUUUUAAGUGGUGGAUUUUAGCUCCUCUUCCUCUCUUUUUUUUGCAGGGAAAUAACGUUCAGACCUUUUCCCCCCUCCUCCCCUGCAAUCAAGGGGGGGAAAUCGCUGUUUUGAUGUUCGAAUUAUAAUCCUUUUCCAACGUCUUUUAAGGUUUCCGCUUACAAGUUCAUUGCUUUACUCCAUUUACAAGAACGGAAGGCAGACUUCCUGUUUAUGCCUCUCCGCUUCGGUGCCAAAUUAAUUAUAAAGUUCCUUUAGUUCCGAAAUUAGCCUACUCACGGAUCGUUGUUUUGCAGCCAAAUUGUCCCAGGAAAAAGGUAGCGCUCUCCGGUAACGGCUACGCGGCUUCACUCCACGGAAGAAGCAAAGGACUCACAGCACCGCGCCACUGCCCCGCUCCGCUCCAGAGCCCAUAACCGGACUCCUUUGCCAAUUGGGGAGGGCGCAAACGGUGCCCGCCGAGUCCCACGGUCACAGGCUUCACCCGCCUGUGAUUUUUGAAGGGUCCCCGCUGCGCCGUAGCGGUACAGACCCGAUUUCCGCAGAGCCGGUUCCCUCCAAGUCAGAGGGAAUCCGCCAUUACCGAUGGCGCCACCCCGGAAGUCCCAAAAUGGUUCAUUUUUUCAGGGGACACUUGAAGGGCAAGAAAAAUGUACAUUCGCAAGGUGGUAUUUUGAAAAUUAAGCUCUGGGAAAAGCAAAGGAAAAUGCAGUAAUAAAAUAAAAUAAGAACCUUCCCCUGAAUUGAACUUCCAAGCAUAUCCACCCACUUUAUCCCACUUUCAGAUUGUCAAGACCAAUGAGAAUCCCGUUGAGGAUGCAGAUCUGUUGAUCCCAAUCCAGUUCUAUGGAACAGAUCAUCUUGAUUUUAAAAGCACUGGUCUAGAGUUCAGUGGGACUUGCACUAUGAAUACUUACCUAGCUACAAGUCCUAUUUAUUCUUUAAUAAGUAUAGUUUUAUUGAUUUCCAACAUAUAACAAUUACAAAAGAAAAUUGAAAGUCCAUAGAGGCUUUGUGAACCAUAUUAUAAGGAAGCCAUUAUAUAAGGUAUGGGAAAAAUACAAAGACUUACUGGAACCCAGAACUCCUUGGUGGCUAUCUCCUAUGGAGGUGAUAGCAGUUAAAAGGAAGAAUAUGGAAAUGGAGUGGACUACAUAUAAAGAUCUACUGGGGGAAGAAGACAAUAAAUUGAAACUGAAAAAAUAUGAGGAAAUUAAACAUAAUCUGACAGAAUGGAUCCAAUAUCAUCAGAUAAAUGAGGUCUUUAAGAUAGAUAUCAAAAAAGGUUUUGCGAGAGAAGAAUAAAAAAUAGACAAAGAAUUAAUACAAAAUAAGAAAAAUGUAAUCUCUAGAAUGUAUGGAUUUCUUUUAGAAUGGGAGGUAAAAGAUGAGCAGGUGAAAGAAGUAAUGAUUAAGUGGGCUAUGGACUUGGGUAAAACUAUUCAAUUAUCAGCAUGGGAAAGGUUGUGGAACAAAGAAUGGAAAUUUAUGGCCUGUUACUCAUUAAGGGAAAAUUUGUGGAAGAUGUUUUACAGGUGGUAUAUAACCCCUUGCAAAAUAUCUUAAAUGUACAAAAAGAAAUCUAAUAUGUGCUGGAGGUGUAAUCAGGUAGAAGGGACACUAUUACAUAUGUGGUGGAGCUGCAAAAAAAUUAAGAAUUUUUGGGAUACUGUAUAUGAAGAGCUGAAAAAAAUAUUUAAACACACACACACACACACACACACACACACACCAUAAGCUUUCUUAUUGGACAUAUUAGACUCAGACAUCCCAAAUGAAAAUAAGAGAAUAUUUUUAUACGCAACAACGGCAGCAAGGAUACUAGUAGCAAAAAAUUGAAAUGGUGAAAUAGUACCAACAAAAAAAGGAUAGACUAUUCGAAUAUUUUGAAAUGGCAAAAAUGAAGGACACGAUUAGGGGACAGUCUAACCAAAAGUUCCAAAAAGAGUGGGGAAUAUAUAGAGAUUAUUUAAAAAAAAACCAGUGUCCCCAAAUAAAAACCUGGACUUCCUUUGAAUAAUUUUCACAAACCACAAUUUGCUCUAGAAGUAUAGUGGACAGAGAAGGUUAGGAAUGAAGAAUUGAGAAAGAAACAGCUUUACAAGUAGGAAAAUAGACCUGCUUUGAGGAGGAAGGAAGUCUAUUAGAAAUAAAAGAAGAAGAAUGAGAAAUAUAAAGUAGGGUAACAUAAGUUCGUGGGCAAGAAUUUACGGAUUUAUGGUUAUAUGUUCGUUAUUUGUUAUAUGGUUAUGUGUUUAUUACCUGUUCUCUGUUUUUCUUUUUAGUUUUUGUUGCUGUUGUUGUUAUAUUUUAAUGUUAUGGUCAGGUUGCAGGAUUUAAACUGAAUAAGCUAAAAACAAAGGUUUUAGAGAAAAAUUUAACUGUGAUGGAGAAAGAGAGGUUUCAGAAUGAGACAGGUUUAACAGUGGUUAAGAAAGUGAAAUACCUGGGGAUUAACAUGACAGCUAAAAAUGGGAAUCUAUUUAAAGACAAUUAUGAAAAAUGUUGGACUGAAGUGAAAAAAGACUUAGAAAUUUGGUCAAAUUUAAAGCUUUCACUGCUAGGCCGUAUUGCUGCUAUAAAAAUGAAUGUAUUGCCUAGAAUGUUGUUUCUGUUUCAAACACUGUAAAUUUUGGACAAAAUGGACUGUUUCAAGAAGUGGCAGAGAGAUAUCUCUAGGUUUGUCUGGCAGGGCAAGAAGCCUAGAAUAAAAUUUAAAAUACUAACAGAUGCAAAGGAAAGAGGUGGAUUUGCCCUGCCAGACCUUAAACUUUACUAUGAAUCAGCGGCUUUUUGCUGGUUGAAAGAAUGGCUACUUCUGGAAAACGCAGACAUUUUGGAUUUAGAAGGUUUCAAUACUGUAUUUGGAUGGCAUGCAUAUUUGUGGUAUGAUAAGGUCAAAGCACAUAAAGCAUUUAAAAACCAUAUUGUCAGGAAAGCAUUAUUUAAUGUUUGGAUAAGAUAUAAGGACCUAUUGGAAAAUAAAACCCCAAGGUGGCUGUCACCGAUGGAAGCGAAGGCUCAGAAAAAGCUCAAUAUGGAGGUUAAAUGGCGAAAUAUUGGGAAAUUUUGGAACAAGAUGAGAGAUAGACUGAAAUUGCAGAGUUUUGAGAAAUUAAAAAACAAAGUGCGAGACUGGCUUCAUUAUUAUCAGAUAAUGGAGGCAUACAAUUUGGACAAGAAAAUUGGCUUCCAGGUGGAAAAAUCAAAAUUAGAAACAGAACUGUUAGAACCCAAAACUAAGAUUUUGUCAAAAAUGUAUAACUUGCUGUUGAAAUGGAAUACUCAAGAUGAAACGGUAAAAUCUGCUAUGAUUAAAUGGGCACAAGAUGUUGGUCAUAACAUAAUGAUGGCUGACUGGGAACAGUUAUGGACCACAGGUAUGAAGUUUACGGCAUGUAAUGCCUUAAGAGAGAAUAUUAUGAAAAUGAUAUACAGGUGGUACAUGACACCAGUCAAGCUUGCAAAAAUCUAUCAUUUGCCCGAUAAUAAAUGUUGGAAAUGUAAAGAAACUGAAGGUACAUUCUUUCACCUUUGGUGGACGUGCCCAAGGAUUAAGGCUUUCUGGGAGAUGAUUUAUAAUGAACUGAAAAGGGUAUUUAAAUAUACCUUCCUGAAGAAACCAGAGGCCUUUCUCCUGGGCAUAGUCGGCCAAUUGGUGCCAAAGAAGGACAGAACUUUCUUUAUGUAUGCCACAACAGCAGCAAGAAUACUUAUUGCAAAGUAUUGGAAGACACAAGAUCUACCCACCCUGGAAGAAUGGCAGAUGAAGGUGAUGGACUACAUGGAACUGGCGGAAAUGACUGGCAGAAUCCGAGACCAGGGAGAAGAGUCGGUGGAAGAAGAUUGGAAGAAAUUUAAAGACUAUUUACAGAAAUAUUGUAAAAUUAAUGAAUGUUAGAAUGAUGUUAGAAUGAAGUUAAGUGGUUUAAGCAGCAAUGUUUUAAAGGUGUAUGAAAAAUGGAUUAUUAACAGGUGAGAACUCAAAGUUAUAUUAUAUUAAGUUAAAGGAUUAAGAUAAAAACAAAGAGGGAAAGAAAUUGCUGAAUCAACUAAUUAAAUUGGAAUACAAAAAAGGGAGGUGUGAGGAGGUCAGGGAAGCAAGGAUAUGAAUAUAUGAUAUGGAAAGAUUGAUGUGUUUUCUUUUUAAAUGUUUUUUAUCUUUUUUCUGUAUUUUGUAUUUUUCUUUUUCUUUUUUCUUUUUGUCUUGUUUUCUAUUCUUUUUACUUAUGUAAUUUUUUUCCCUUUGAAAACUUAAUAAAUAUUAUAUAUAUAUUUUAAUGUUAUGUAAUAAAAAGUUAAUAAAAAGCAUUAAUAGAAAAAGAAAGUCCCAGUCCCAGUCCCAGGGGUGGCCAUUCGGACUGGGGGAGGGGUGGGAGGCAGGGAGCCCAAGAGUGGGCGGAGCCAGAACCACUGAUGGGUGGAGGCAACUCUCUCUGUUGUGGUCCCCAUCCUCCUCCCUACUGAUGUCUAACAAGGCAACUCUGAGGAGGAGGAAGAUGUUCACAGCUGCACCCUAGAGCAGAAGGAAGGAAGGAAGGAAGGAAGGAAGGAAGGAAGGAAGGAGCGAGUGGGGGCUGGGUGGGGCAGUGUCCCUCUUGCCCCAGUUGGCCAGCCUCCAUUCUGGGGCAGCCGUCAGUGGGGGCCAUUCCUGUUUUGUGGGACCUGCCAUUUCUCCCCAAGACAUUCUUUCCUGUCAGCACAUACUGGAGGGAAAUGGUGGCCCCAUGGCUCCCCAGAGGAAUGUAUCCUAUGGAGAAACAUAUCAAAUACUAAGGCAGCAAACUCCCUUCAGAUGCCACCUGUGAGUCUGAGGUAGCCAUCAUGGCUGCUUCACAAGUCCAUGACUCUCAUCCUCUGGAGCUUCACCAAAGGCUGAGCUAAAGUGUCUUUUGGAAGAAGCAGAGAUGCUUUACAUUUGCUACAAAGGUGUGACGUUUUAGUCAGUGAAAAUUUGGGAGUCACUGGUCUUAUUCUGAACAUGAGCCAGUGGGGUGGCAUGGGACACAAAAAGAGUGAAACACACCCAUGAUGGCCAAGUAUUUGGGACAGCAGACACUUAGGAAGAUCCCUUUGUAAAGUGUAAAAAGAAUUUUGUGAGGCAAGUUUUUGGGGGGAGCAGCACACAUUUCUGCCUAAUACAGAAAGCUCCCCAUUGGCUGAUUCUGUUUCCUUUUGCUUCCGAUCUAGAAAUCCUAAAUAUUGGCUUGUGAAUUUUUCUGCUUGUCUGAAUAUGGCUGGAAGAAGCACAGGUAAGACCGAGCUGAUUUGAUCUCAUUCUCGCAGAUUCCUGGACGGUGUUGGAUGGAAUCAGUAUAACCAUGGGAAAGACAUUAGCUUGAUUCAUGGUUUGUUUCCAGACCAUAUUCAAGGUGCUCACAUUGGUGUUUAAAGACCGAAAUGAUUCGUGUCUCCAAUACUUGAAAGACCCCCCCCCCUUUCCCUGCAGACCCUCUUGGGUGCCAUGAUUGGGGGAAGGGUCCUCUUGGUGGUUCUACCACCUACAAAAGGUCAGCCCAGGACCUUCUCUGUGGUGGCCCCAUGGAUGUGGAACUUCCUCCCCAGAGAGGAGCACCUGGAGCCUUCAUUGUGCAGCUUCUGGCAAAAGCUGAAGGUGCACCUCUUUUGAAGCUUGAGGUGUCUAACUUUAGCACCCGUCUUAUUUCUGUAAUUGUAACCUGUUUUUAAGUUUGUGUUUUAUUUGUAACCUACCCUAGGACCUUAGGGUGAAAGGUAGCCAAUUAUUAUUUUAGUAUUUUAUUUUAAUGCGGACCUACUUAAUUCACACUACCCAAACAAAUACAUGAGCUAAAAGAUGCAGUUCAAUCAAAAUAUGUAUGAAAAAGCAUAGAACAGGGGGAAAUUCACACAAAUAUAUUUAUAUCUGUUGGGAAAUGAAUUAUAUUAGAAGAAACUGCUUACAGAAAUGUUUAUAGUGGGCAUAAAUGCACACAGAAACAGGUAUAGGGUGAAAUGCGCUUUAAACGUGUACAGAUUGUCAUGCCAAAAAGUGGGGAACUGAACUUAAUUCUGGAGAAAUGAGAACCUGAGGGAAGGAGAACUUGACCGAUUUGUUUCUCCCUCCCCACAGCUUCUGGGUGAUGGAGAUGGGCAAGGGAGGGGUGGUGCCCAUGUUCUCCUCAGUUUCCUCUCUGGCCUCUGUGACAAUGCAGAAGAGUUGCUCACCAUCUCUUGCCUCUUUCUUGCAGAACUGAGGAUCGCCCUGGUGGGCAAAACUGGAGCUGGGAAAAGCGCAACAGGAAACACCAUCCUGGGGGACCAGAGGUUUUCAUCACGCCUCUCUCCUACCUCCGUGACAUCAAACUGUCAGAAAGGGGACACUGUCAUUGGUGGUAGGAGAAUUGUGGUGGUUGAUACACCUGGCUUUUUCGACACAAAUGUUCCAGAAGAUGUGACAACCAAGGAAAUCAAGACCUGCGUGAAGCACAUCUACCCAGGACCCCAUGUCAUCAUACAAGUCAUUCAGCUGACUCGUUUCAGCAAGGAGGAGAAAGCCGUUGCUCAGUUAAUCCAGAAGAUAUUUAGCUGCAAAGCCAAGGACUACAUGAUCAUCUUGUUCACCCGGAAGGAAGACCUGGAUCAGCCUUUGAAAGAGUUCUUGGCGGAGGGAGACCAGGAUCUGCAGAACCAGAUCGCUCAGUGUGGCGGGAGAUGCCUGGCUUUCAACAACCGGGCGAAAGGGCAGGAAAGAGAGGAGCAGGUGGCCGAAUUGCUUGGGAUGAUCAACCACCUGGUCCAAAAGAACAAGGCAGCCCCCUACUACACGGAAGACAUGCUAGAGGAGGACCAAGAAGAGAUUGAGAAGAUGAAGAGGAAAAUACGUGAGGAGGUGGAAAGGGAAAUUAAUGAAGAGAAGAGAAGAAAGAAAGAAGAGUCGUCUGACUCAAUAUGCAACAUACUGUAAUGCAUCUAGUGGGAAUGAUCCACUUAAACACCAGAACAUUUUCACUCUCAGUAGGGAUGUGCUGAAAUGCCUCCGUCUGUCCUGAUUUCCACUUGUACUUUCAGCCACUGCAAUUGGUUUAUUUUGCACAAAUCAGUAUUCCACUUUGUCGUCUACUAAUGUGGAAAUGCAUAUAGUUCUACGUAGUUUGUCAAUAGAAACGCGAUCAAUCAACAUGUAUUUACUUUUUAAAAAUAUAUUUUUAUUAGACAAUUUCAACAAAACAAAUUAUCAAUCCAAAUAAUCAAUUACAUUAUCUCCCCCCUUUUUAUCCCCCUCCCCAUCCCUCCCUCUCCCCCCCACCAAAGACUUCCCUCAGCUCCCCUCUCUGAUUUGUUUGCACAUGUUAUUCUCUGCAUGUUAAAAAUUGUACAUAUUACUACUUUAUAUAUCAUAUAUUCUAUUAAUAAAUUUGUGGAUGUUUAUUCAAAACCUGCCAAGGAGUCCAAGUCAUUUUGGUUUUUUAAAAAAAGAGUUGAUAAAAAGUUCCCAAUCUUCCUUGAAGUCACGAUUGUCCUUCUCCCGUAGUUUGUGUGUCAACUUUGCCAACUCUGCAUAACGCAUCAGCUUUUCUUGCCAUUGUUCUUUCGUUGGGAUUUCCUCCUUCUUCCAUCCUUGUGCUAACAAGACUCUUGCCGCUGUUGUGGCAUACAUAAAUAAAUUCUUUGUUUUUCUUGGCAGGCCUCGUCCUAAAAUCCCUAACAAAAAUGCUUCUGAUUUCUUUACAAAUGUCAUUUUAAACAUUUUUUUCAAUUCAUUAUAUAUCAUUUCCCAAUUUUUUAAAACUUCUCUACAUUCCCACCACAUAUGAUACAUAGUACCUUCUUUUUCUUUACAUUUCCAACAUAUAUUUGACCCGGUUUUGUACAUUUUUGUUAUUUGUACUGGUGUGGAGUGAAUUUCAAAUCCACUUUCCACAGCUUUUCCCAAUCCUCAAAUUGUAUAUUGUGUCCUAUAUCUUGUGCCCAUUUGAUCAUAACUGAUUUGACCUCCUCAUCUUUUGUUUCCCAUUCUAGCAGAAUACUAUAUGCUUUCUUCGCAUCUUUUUCUAUAAAUACCUUUUGAAAUCUAGAGAUUGUAUAACUAAACCCUUUUUUAUUAUCUUCCUUAUACAUCUCAUGUAAUUGUCUGUAAUGCAGCCAACUCUAAAAAUGGUCUUUAAUUUCCUCAUAAUCUUUUAAUUUCCAUUUUCCUUCUCUAUAUGUAGGCCACUUCCCCUUUUUACCAACCACAGUGCUUGGUAAAAUUACCUUGAAAUUACCCUAGGGGCUGAUGGGUGAACUGGGGUUUACUGGUAUUUUGAAAUAUAUGGUGGGAGCCAUAUAUUCAUGUCCUAUUUGGUGGUAACAGCAGUGACAGAAGAUGGUUUUGCUACAAACUCUUUGUACUAAAUUUGAAUAUUUUCCAUUCAUCAAGCUGCAUGAAUUCUCUAGUUGCUCAGAUAUUAGAAUGUGAUUCUAAGAUUGGUUCCCUUCACAUGCAUCUCAGCUGUUCCAGAAACUCCUCCCUGGAAGAGGCAGAGAGACAAAGAACUGUCCAUCCCAUAAUGACUCCAAGGUCGCUUCCAGCAAUGUUAGAAACUGAGAAAUGAAAGCUAGGAACUCAAUGGCACCUUAAACCGAGGUUAUGGGAGCAACAACGGAAUGUCUAGGUGUGCUUUUUUAAUAACAAGAAUACAAAGCUGAAAAGGAAUAGAUUGCGGCUAAAAUAUUAUCUUCAUUUUUCACAUGGUCUAGUCCUUCCCCUGCCCACCCCCCUAAUAUUCGUAAGAGGGUCUC